Messenger RNA from Cyclopterus lumpus (lumpfish), 90919 nucleotides. It is a transcript of the gene ttn.2, whose product is annotated as titin, tandem duplicate 2. The record is from RefSeq and is a predicted model, not a curated record. Bases 1 to 90771 code for a protein of 30256 amino acids. The transcript has 250 exons. Gene Ontology annotation, biological process: protein phosphorylation. Lineage: Eukaryota; Metazoa; Chordata; Actinopteri; Perciformes; Cyclopteridae. Gene Ontology annotation, molecular function: protein kinase activity; ATP binding; protein binding.
AUGUCGACACAGGCGCCGACGUUCACGCAGCCGCUGCAGAGCGCCGUGGCACUAGAGGGUAGUGCCGCGGCGUUCGAGGCUCAAGUUAGUGGUUCUCCAGUUCCUGAGGUGAGCUGGUUCCGCGAUGGUCAGGUUCUUUCCGCCGCCGCUUUGCCCGGCAUUCAGAUCUCGUUCAGCGACGGCCGCGCUGUUCUGAGGAUCCCGGCUGUGACCGCCGCACACAGCGGGAGGUUUUCUGUCAGAGCCACCAACGGCGCUGGACAAGCCACGAGCACCGCUGAACUCCUUGUUACAGCCGAGACGGCGCCUCCGAACUUCGUCCAGAGACUGCAGAGCUCCACGGUGAGACAGGGCAGCCAGGUGAAGCUGGACGUCCGAGUCUCCGGCAUCCCGUCGCCCGUAGUGAAGUUCUACAGAGAGGGAGCCGAGAUCCAGAGCUCCGCCGACUUCGGGAUCCUCCAGGAGGGAGACCUGUACAGUCUGCUGAUCGCCGAGGCCUUCCCAGAGGAUUCUGGGACAUAUUCUGUGACCGCCACCAACAGCAGUGGUCGCGCCACCUCCACCUCCGAGCUGCUGGUUCAGGGGGAAGAAGCCGUGCCAAUGAAGAAAACCAAGACUAUCAUGUCCGGAUCCCAGAUGUCCGUGUCCCAGACCAGAGUGCAGAGGAAGGUGGACUCCGGCUUCCAGGCCUCCGCCGUGAUGGAGAUGCAUGUGGAAGGAGGAGCGAUGACUCAGCAUCUGGCUCAUAAAACCCCCCCCCGGGUUCCCCCGAAGCCCACCUCCAAGUCGCCCUCCUGCGUGUCCAAGGUGGCAGCAGGACGCCAGCAGUCUCCUUCACCAGUUCGCCAUGUGAAGGGGCCGACGCCCACACCUGUCAGACCCGUCUCCCCCGCCAGCAGACUGUCUGUGUCCCCCAUCAGACCAGUCAAGUCUCCCAUCAUGACCAGGAAACAGCUGGCUGCGUGUGCCGAGGUCCUGCCCCCGUGGAAGCAGGCGGGCUACGCGUCCGAGGCCAGUUACGCCAGCAGGACCAGCAUGACCAGUAUGACCAGCAUGACCAGUAUGAGCAGUAUGAGCAGCGCCACCCAGCUUCACAUGGAGAAGCACUGGGAGCAGCAGGUCGGCGGCGCCAGAGAGGAGGCGGCUGCAGUUCCCACCAGAGCUCAGGAGCCCGUCGUGCCUCCCACUCUUACUGCUGGCCUGAAGAACACAAACGUGACGGAGGGCGAGUCGGUGACCCUUGAGUGUCAGAUCAGCGGUCAUCCUGCUCCGGGCAUCCUGUGGUUCAGAGAGGACUACAAGAUUGAGAGCUCCAUCGACUUCCAGAUAAGCUACAUGAGCGGGUUCGCCCGGCUGGUGAUCCGCGAGGCGUUCGCCGAAGACAGCGGACGCUUCACCUGCACCGCCACCAGCGAGGCGGGGACCGUCAGCACCUCCUGCUACCUGCUGGUCAAAGUGUCGGAGGAGAUUGAGAGCAGAGAGGAAACGAUGACUGUCACUGAAGCUGGAGUCACUCAGGAGAAGAGCGUCGUCAUGGAGACAAAGGCGCAGACGGCGGUGGAGGUGAUUUCAGGAGAGGCCGCCGCUCCGUUCUUCAUCAGGAAGCCCACCGUGCAGAAGCUGGUGGAGGGAGGAGGCGUCGUCUUCGAGUGCCAGGUCGGAGGAAACCCCCGACCUCACGUCAUCUGGAAGAAGAGCGGCAUCCCGCUCACUACCGGAUACAGAUACAAAGUCACCUACAAGAAGGAGACUGGAGAAUGUAAACUGGAGAUCUCCAUGACGUUUGCUGACGACGCCGGAGAAUACUCCGUCUUUGUGAAGAGUCCACAGGGAGAGGCUUCGGCCUCUGCCGGCCUGCUGGAGGAAGAGGAAUAUGACGCCUACAUGAAGCAACAGGACGUGACGUAUAAAACCGAAGUGACGACGACGGUGGUCCAAGAGCCCUCUGUGGUCGUGAGUCAGUACGAGCUGGAGCAGAGGAGACGGACGACCCCCAUGAGCUUCAUCUCAGAAACGGAAUUUCGAAUUUCAGCAUUUGAGGAGAGGAUCAUCCAGGAGGUUGAGCUCCGCAUCAUGAUGAUCUCCUACAUGGAGUUGGUGGUCGGGGAUGGAGAGCUGACGGUGACCGUAGCAGAGGAGGAGGCAGUGCUGCCGGCCUUCAACACUUCGGUCAAAAACUACAGAAUCAUGGACGGAAUGGGCGUCACGUUCCACUGCAAGAUGGCUGGAAAUCCACUGCCGAAGAUUGCUUGGUACAAAGACGGACAGCGCAUCAGGCCUGGUGACCGUUACCAGAUGGAGGCUCUUCAGGAUGGUCGAGCCAGCCUCCGCCUGCCUGUGGUGCUCCCAGAGGAUGAGGGCGUGUACACCGCCUUCGCCGCCAACAUGAAGGGAAACGCUGUCAGCUCUGGGAAGCUCUACGUCGAGCCGUCCGAAGUUGUGACACCUCAGAGAUUCACACCGCAGCCAGCGAUGCAGAGGAUCAGAUCCACAUCUCCUCGCUCUCUGAGCCGCUCACCUGGACGUUCCUCCAGUCGUUCUCCCGGACGUUCUCCGGCCCGCCGACUUGACGAGACGGACGAGGCUCAGCUGGAAAGACUCUACAAGCCUGUUUUUGUCCUGAAACCUACUUCAAUUAAAUGCUCUGAGGGGCAAACUGCCAGAUUCGACCUGAAGGUCGUUGGCAGGCCGAUGCCCGACACAUACUGGUUCCAUAAUGGACAACAAGUGAUCAACGACUACACCCACAAGAUAGUGGUCAAAGAGGACGGUACCCAGUCCCUGAUCAUCGUCCCAGCCAUGCCACAGGACUCUGGAGAGUGGACAGUCAUCGCUCAGAACAGAGCUGGACGGACUUCAGUCUCUGUAACUCUCACAGUUGACGCUCGAGAAAGCCUGACGCGCCCUCAGUUCAUUGAGAAGCUGAAGAACAUGACUGUAAAGCAGGGCACUCUGGUUGAACUGGCCGUCAGAGCCAUUGGAAACCCCCUGCCUGACAUUGUCUGGCUGAAAAACAGUGACAUCAUCACCCCACACAAGCACCCGCAAAUCAGGAUUGACGGAACUAAAGGAGAGGCCAAAUUCCAGAUCCCAUCUUCUUCAGGCUCAGACAGCGCCUGGUACACAGCUACAGCCAUCAACAGGGCUGGCAGAGACACCACUCGCUGCAGAGUCAAUGUUGAGGCGGACUUCACUGCUCCCCACACUGAAAGGAAGCUCAUUAUCACCAAAGGAACCUACAAGGCCAAGGAGAUCGCCCCUCCCGAGUUGGAGCCCCUUCAUCUGCGGUAUGGUCAAGAGCAGUGGGAGGAGGGCGACCUUUAUGACAAAGAGAAGCAGCAGAAACCACAGUUCAAGAAGAAGCUGACCUCCAUCAGGAUGAAGCGUUUCGGUCCGGCUCACUUUGAGUGCAGACUGACCCCUAUUGGUGACCCCAGCAUGGUGGCGGAGUGGCUGCACGACGGCAAACCCUUGGAAGCUGCUAACAGGUUGCGCAUGGUCAAUGAAUUUGGCUACUGCAGUCUUGACUACGAAGCCGCUUACGCCAGAGACAGUGGCGUCAUAACCUGCAGAGCCACGAACAAGUACGGAGUCGACCAAACCUCGGCCACCUUGAUCGUCAAGGACGAGAAGGGUCUGGUUGAGGAGUCGCAGCUUCCUGAAGGCAGGAAGGGAGCACACCGAAUGGAUGAGAUUGAACGCAUGGCUCAUGAGGGAGGACCCUACGGAGUCACCACUGAUGACGAAUUUGAAAAGACCAAACCUGAGAUUGUCCUCCUUCCUGAACCAGCCAGAGUGCUGGAAGGCGACAUUGCACGAUUCCGCUGCCGAGUGACCGGCUAUCCACUACCCAAGGUCAACUGGUAUCUCAACGGACAACUGAUCCGCAAGAGCAAGAGGUACAGAAUUCGUUACGAUGGUAUUUACUACUUGGAGAUUGUCGACGUCAAGUCCUAUGACUCCGGAGAGGUCAGGCUGGUUGCAGACAAUCCUCUCGGCACAACCGAGCACACCGUGAAGCUGGAGAUCCAACAGAGAGAGGACUUUAGAACGGUGCUGCGGCGGGCUCCAGAACAGAAGGCUGCAGAGGCUGCACACGACCCUGGCAGAAUUGGAUUCGAUGUUGUGAAGGUCGACCAACCCGGCGAGUCCAUGCAGGACAGGGAGGUUGUUAAGCUGCGUAAGACGCAGAGAGUUGUCCACGAGAAAAACUCAGAGGAGUCGGACGAACUAAAGAACAAGUUCAAGCGCAGGACUGAGGAAGGUUUCUACGAGUCCAUUUCUGCUAUGGAGUCCAAGUCUCGCAAGAGGGACGACUCCUACGAGGAUCUGCUGAAGAAGACUAAGGAAGAUCUGCUUCAUCGCUUGAGAGAGAAAGAAGAAGCUGAGAGGAAGAAGUUGGAGGAACAAGGCAAACUCACCAUCCCCACAUUCAAACCGGAGAGGGUCCAGCUCUCCCCGAGCAUGGAGGCACCGAGGAUCCUGGAACGCAUCACAAGCAAGACAGUCACUCCGCUGGAUGAGGUUCAGUUCCGCGUCAGAGUCAUCGGCAGACCAGAACCCGAGUGCCAGUGGUUCAAGAACGGCAUUCUGGUGGAAAAGUCUGAUCGCAUUUACUGGUACUGGCCUGAGGAUCAAGUGUGUGAACUAGUGAUCAGAGAUGUGACAGCCGAGGACUCGGCUAGCAUCAUGGUGAAAGCCAUGAAUGUUGCUGGGGAGGCCUCCAGCCACGCCUUCCUGCUUGUGCAAGCCAAGACAGCAAUCAGUUUUACCCAAGACUUCACGGAUGCCAGUGCAAAUGAGAAGGACACCAUAGUGACCUUCGAGUGUGAAACCAACGAACCUUUCAUUAAAGUCAAAUGGCUCAAGAACAACGUGGAGAUCUUCUCCGGAGACAAAUACAGGAUGCACUCAGACAGAAAGGUCCACUUCCUGUCUGUGCUGACAAUUGAAAUGAAGGAUGACGCCGAAUACUCUUGCGCGAUCGUAGACGACGAGAGCAUCAAGACGAGCGCGAGGCUCCAUGUUGAAGGUGCUUCCUUGGAGCUCAUCAAACACAUGGAGAACCUUGAGGUGCCAGAGACUUACUCUGGAGAGUUUGAGGUUGAGCUGUCUCGUGAGGACGCCGAGGGCAGCUGGUUCUUCGGAGACAAGGAGCUUUCUCCCAGCAGCAAAUACAUCAUGUCCUCCCGCCGAGGAAGACAGACCCUGUCCAUCAGGGAUGUCAGGAAAGGAGACCAGGGGAAGUAUACCUUCGUAUGUGGAGACUUGAAGACCAGCGCCUCACUGAAGAUGAAAGUGCGCCCGGUGACCCUGAUGCAGCCCCUGACCGACCUCACGGUCUGCGAGGGCGACAUCGCUCAGCUGGAGGUCAGGUUCUCCCAAGAGAACAUUGAGGGAACCUGGAUGAAGAACGGCCACGCCAUCUCGGCCUCGGACCGUGUCCACAUGGUCAUCGACAAACAGAGCCACAAGCUGCUGCUGGAGAACGUCACCAGAGACGACGCUGCUUCCUACUCUUUCGUGGUUCCCGCCCAAGACAUCUCCACCUCGGGCAAACUCGGUGUUCAAACCAUUGACAUUGUGGGACCACUGAAGGACGUGUCCUCCGUUGAGGGCACCAAGGCGGUCCUGGAGGCCAAGAUCUCUGCUCAGGACGUCAUCUCGGUCAAAUGGUUCCACGACGACAAGCUGCUGACGGCCAGCGACAGAGUCCAGAUGGUGGCGAAGGGAUCCAAGCAGCGUUUGGUCUUCACCCGCACCUUCGCUUCGGACGAAGGACGAUACAAACUGGUGGUCGGCAAGGUCGACACCAGCUGCAGCCUGACUGUGGAACAGGUACACAUCGUGAAGCACAUGGAGGACAAAGUGUGCUCCGAGUCCCAGAAUGUCACCUUCAACGUUGAAGUGUCACACCCCGGUAUCGACCCGGUCUGGACUUUCAGGAACCAGCAGCUCAAACCUGGAGCCAAAUACAAAAUGGAGUCCAAGGGCAAGGCUCACUCUCUGAUGGUCAUUGACGCCAUGAAGGACGAGGACGGCCAGUACACGUUCCACGCCGGUGAAAAGACGUCCAGCGCCAAGCUCACUGUCUCCGGUGGAGCCAUCACUCGGCCUCUACAGGACGUGACGGUGGCGGAGUCUCAGACGGCCGAGCUGGAGUGUGAAGUCGCCAACGCCGACGCCGAGGGCAAGUGGCUGAAGGACGGACAUCACGUGGACUUCAACGAGAACGUGGUGAGCGAGGUGAACAGGGCCGUCAGACGCCUCGUCAUCGUCAUCACCAGACCGCAGGAUGUCGGAGAGUACACCUACCAGGUGGCCAACUCCAAGACCACCGCCAACCUCAGUGUGGAGGCCGUGAAGAUCAAGAAAACUCUGAGGAACCAGACGGUGACGGAGACCCAGGAGGCGGUGUUCACGCUGGAGCUCACACACCUGGACGUGAAGGGAUCCCAGUGGAUCAAGAACGGGGCGGAGCUGCAGAACAGCGACAAGUACGAGAUCACCUCCGAUGGCGGGGUGCAGACGCUGAAGGUCAAGAGCUGCACCACGCAGGACGAGUCCGUCUACUCCUUCAAACUGGGAAAGCUGUCGGCCAACGCCAGGCUCAACGUGGAGACCAUCAAAAUCAUCAAGAAGAUAAAGGACGUGACGUCGCUGUUGGACGGCACCGGCUCCUUCGAGAUGAGCCUGUCGCACGACAACAUCCCCGUCAGGUGGAUGUUUAAAGGGGCGGAGCUCAAGUCCAGCGACAAGUGCAAGAUUCUGUCCGAGCGUAAAGCUCACAAGCUGAUCCUGCAGAACGUGGACAGCAGCAGCGCGGGGGAGUACAGCGCCGUGGUGGGCCACCUGCAGUGCAGCGCGACGCUCACCGUGGAGGCCCUGCGAGUCACCAAACCCCUGAAGAGCGUCCAGGUGCCAGAGACCCAGGUGGCCGCGUUCGAGUGUGAGGUUUCUCACUUCAACGUGCCGUCCACCUGGCUGAGAGACGGCGUGGAGAUCCAGAUGAGCGAGAAGUUCAGGAUCGUGGUUCAGGGAAAACUGCACCAGCUGAAGAUCAUGAACACCAGCAGGAACGACUCAGCAGAGUACACCUUCGUCUGCGGGAACGACCGCGUGUCUGCCACGCUCACCGUCAGCCCCGUCCUCAUCACCUCCAUGCUGAAGGACCUGAACGCCCAGGAGAGAGACACCAUCACCUUCGAGGUCACCGUGAACUACGAGGGCGUCACCUACAAGUGGCUGAAGAACGGCGUGGAGGUGAAGUCGUCCGACAGGUGCCAGGUCCGCAGCCGGCAGCUCACGCACACGCUCAGCAUCCGAAACGUCCACUUCGGGGACGGAGGGGAGUACCAGUUCGUGGCCGGGUCCGCCGCCACCGCCGCAAACCUGUUCGUGGAAGCUCGUGUGAUUGAGUUCACCAAGAAGAUUAAAGACAUAAAGAUCACCGAGAAGAAGAAGGCCAUCUUUGAGUGUGAGAUCUCCGAGCCCAACACUCAGGUGAUGUGGAUGAAGGACGGCCAGGAGCUGGACGUGUCUGAGCAGAGGUACACGGUGACGGCAGAGAAGUUCGUCCACCGCCUGAUGAUCCAGACGGUCCGCAUGUCCGACGCCGGCGAGUACUCGGUGGUGGCCGGAUCCAGCGUUUCCAAGGCUCAGCUGACCGUGGAGGGCCGCGACGUCCGCAUCGCCGAACCCGCCGAGAGGGAAAUCACGGUUCUGGAGAAACACCGAGCGACCUUCGAGUUCGAGGUGAACGAGGACGAGGUGGAGGGCCGCUGGCUGAGGAACGGGGCGGAGAUCCAGUUCUCGGUGGAGGAGAGGUUCAACUACGUCGCCAUCAGGAAGCUGCACCGUCUGACCAUCUCCGAGACCUACAGGGGCGACGCCGGCGAGUACACCUUCAUCGCCGGCAAGAACCGGAGCACCAUGCAGCUCCUCGUCAACAUCCCGGAGCCUCCCCAGAUCCUCCGUCACAUGGAGCCUCAGGCGGUGGAGGCCGGAAAACCCGCUCGCUUUUCUGUGCGUGUGAGCGGCGUUCCUCCGCCUCAAGUCUGCUGGUUCAAAGACUCCCAGGCUCUGUCGCCGGGCUUCAAGUGCAAGUUCCUCCGCGACGGCGAUGAGCACUCGCUGCUGCUGAUCGAGGUCUUCCCCGAGGACGCCGCCGUCUACAACUGCGAGGCCAAGAACGACUCCGGCGCCGCCACGAGCACCGCCACGCUCCACGUGGAAGUGUCCGAGGUGGUUUCUCCGGACUCGGCCGCUACCGUCGCUCCUCCCGUCGUCAUGGCUCCCAUCAGCAGCACCUCCGCCCGCGAAGGAGAACCGUCUCGCUUCCAGUGCCGAGUCCGAGGAGACGAUGUGAAGAUCUGCUGGUUCCACAAGGAGAAGGAGAUCAAGCAGUCGGACUUCUUCCGGAUGUCUCAGUUUGACGACAGCUGCCAGCUGGAGAUCUCCCGCGUUUACCCCGAGGACGAGGGCGAGUACCGCUGCGUGGCCACCAACGCCGCCGGGGCGGCGUCCUGCUCCGCCACACUCAGCCUGGACGUGACUCACGUGAGGGAGCACAUCGAAGCCAAGAUCGAGCAAGAAGUCAAAGUGCCACCCGUCUUUAGGCAGAAAAUCCUCCCUCUGGAGAUCAACAUCGGCGGCCAAGCCAAGUUCGAAUGUGAAAUCGAGGAUGCUCCAAGUGUGACCUUCAAAUGGUACAAGUCUGGCAUUGAGAUCAAACACAGCGAGAAGUGUAGGAUCCUCAGCCGCCACAGCAGUUCCUCCUUGGAGCUCCUGAACCCGAUCAAAGCCGACAGCAAUGAAUACACCUGCAAGGCUUCCAACCAGCACGGCACUGACAGCUGCACCGCCAUGCUCAACGUCACUGAAAUGUACCCCCCGCUAUUUGUAUCAAAACCAGACCCAAUGACUUUAUUCGUGGGCAAACAAGCUGUGCUCCAGUGCUCGCUCACUGGAUCCUCACCCAUGGAAGUCGUCUGGCACAAGGACAACAUAGCCAUCUCCGAAGGGAACUAUGUCAUGAAAUGUGAAAAGAACAAGUAUUCCCUUCUCAUUAAGAGUCUUGAGCUGACUGACCAGGGAGUGUACCUGUGCAAGGCCUCCAACAGUGUUGGCACUGCAACCUUUACCACAGAGCUCAAGGUUAUCAACAAGCCCAGCUUUGUUAAGACCGUUGAGCCAGUGGCAGCUGCUGUCAAUGACCCGCUGAGGCUGGAGUGCCAGGUGGACGAGGACACUGGUGUGACCGUCACCUGGACCAGGGAUGGCAAAAAAGUCCACCAGAGCAUGGACUGCAAACUGGCCUUUGAGGACAAGGUGGCUGUUGUUGACAUUGCCAAGUCCAAACAGAAGGACUCUGGAAAAUAUGUGUGCACGGCCACAAAUGAGGCUGGGAGCUCAUCCUGUGAGGCUGUGGUAACUGUUCAAGAGCCCCCUGCCUUUGUUAGGAAAUUGGAACCUAUGAUUACAUGGAAACAAGGUAUAGCUGCACGCUUACAGUGCACCGUUAAAGGAUCGCCCGAACUUCACAUCCAUUGGUUCUGGAAUGAGAGAGAGCUUGGUGAUGGAGAAAAAUAUAAAAUCUCUUUCAAGAGCGGAGUUGCCUCUUUGGAGAUAUUAAACCUUCUGGUCACAGACAGUGGGAGUUACACCUGCGAGGUGUCAAAUAACGCCGGCAGCGAGAGCUGCAACACUCUUAUAGCUGUUAAAGAGCCACCAUCUAUUAGAAAAGAGCUGCAGACUGUAGAGGCGGUGAAGGGAGCACCUACUCAGCUGGAGUGUGAGAUCACAGGAACAGCUCCUUUUGAAAUCAGCUGGUUGAAAAAUAAGAAAGCCAUCUCCAGCGAUCAGAAGUAUAAAAUAGUCGUCCAAGAUACCUUGUCAAGGCUGGAGAUCCAGACCUUUGAGAGUGCAGAUGUUGGAGAUUAUCAGUGUGUCAUAUCCAAUGAUGUGGGCAAAGUCAUCACAAAGGCCCUCGCUAAGCUUAAAGAGCCGCCAACCUUCUCAAAGAGGGUUGAGAGUGUUACGGCAGUGUUGGGAAAUACAGUGAAACUACAGGGGACCCUUAAGGGCUCGGCUCCCAUCUCUAUUAAAUGGACGAAAGACUCUGAAAUACUGAGAGAUGACGAUUCAAAUAUCAAGAUGGUGUUUGAGAACCACGUUGCUAGCUUGUCCAUAACAACAGUGGCCAUCAGCCAUGGCGGCAAGUAUUCGUGCCAAGCUGAGAACGAGGCUGGCCAACAGAAAUGCGAAGCGACCUUGACCGUGCAAGAACCUGCCAGAAUCGUAGAAUCUGCAGAGUCCAUCAGUGUGACUGCAGGAGAUUCUGCCACGUUGGAGUGCACGAUCUCUGGAAGCCCAGACCUCAAAGCGAAGUGGUUCAAAGACGGCAAAGAGAUGAUCAGUGGCCGUAAAUACAAGAUGACUGUGAAGGACAAUAUUGCCACCAUGAAGAUUCUUACGGCAGAAAGAGGAGACACCUCAGAGUACAAGAUGGAGGUGUCCAAUAAAGUGGGAAAAGACCAGUGCACAUGCUCAGUCACGAUCUUAGAUCGGAUAAUGCCUCCAACUUUCACCAAGUCUCUGAAAAGAGUCGAUGGUAACAUUGGUAAUGACGUCUCCAUGGAUAGUAAAGUGUCUGGGUCCCAACCCAUGACCAUAGCGUGGUUCAAAGACGACCAGGAGAUCACGGCUGGGUCCAAAUUCCAGCCUGAAUUCAAAGACAGCUCUGCAACGCUGAGAAUCAUACGGCUGGAGAAAGCCGACUCUGGAGUUUACAAAUGCAGAGCCACCAAUUCGGCCGGCUUUAAGGAAACCAGCGGCACGCUCUAUGUCAAAGAGCCCCCAGUGUUCACAGUGAAACCUGACAACCAGGAUGUUAUACCAGGAAUCACUGUGUGCUUCAGAACAGCCUUCACUGGAACAGCUCCUCUAGCUGUGAAGUGGUUCAGAGAGGAAAAAGAGAUUAUAUCUGAAGGCUCAUAUUUCAUAAAGAAAGAUGCCUCUUCGAGCUCUUUGGAGCUUCACUCUGUGAAACCCAGUGACUCCUCUAAGUACACAUGCCAAGUGACAAAUGAUGCUGGGAAGGUGGAUUGCACCGCAGUCCUCUUUGUGAAAGAACCUCCCGUGUUUGUAAGCAAGAUCGAGGCGACCAAGCUCGUCACCAGCGGCGGAAGCGCCAAGCUGGAGUGCAAAGUGACGGGCAGCCCCGUCAUCGGUUUCAAAUGGUUCAAGGACGAGAUGGAGAUCAGCUCCAGUCCUAAAUACACAAUGGGCUUGAUUGACUUAGUGGCGUCUCUGGAAAUAGUCGAGUGUGCAGUCGCGGAUAGCGGAGAGUAUGUCUGUAUGGCGUCCAGCGAGGCCGGUAGUGACCGCUGCAGCAGCAGCGUUACAGUCAAAGCGCCACCAUUGUUUGUGCGUAGCAUGGAGCCCAAAGAUGUAGUCAAAGGUUCUGAGACGAUGCUGGAGGGCCAGGUCUCUGGCUCCGCCCCUUUCACAGUGUCAUUUUAUAAGAACACAAAGCUGAUCAGGAAUGACAAGAGACACAGGAUCACGGUGAAAGACGACCUGAUAGCACUGCAGGUGCUGGCAGUAGAGGCAGGAGACGUGGGCGUGUACCAGUGUACUGUUGAGAAUGAAGUGGGAAAGGCCACCUGUGAUUGUCAAGUAACACUCAAAGAACCGCCAUCAUUUGUGAGAAAGCUAGAGAACCUCAGCUCCUUGGUCGGCAGUGAGGUUUCUCUGCAGUGCACUCUGAAGGGCUCCGAGCCCAUGACUUUGUCCUGGACCAAAGACAACCACGAGCUCAAAGAGGCUGAACACGUUCAGAUCACAUAUGAGAACAACACGGCUCUGCUGCGCUUCACCAACUUACAGGGCAAACAUGGCGGCAAAUACUCGUGCCAGGCGCAGAACCAGGCCGGGAGCCAGACGUGCUCGUCUGUGUUGACAGUCAAAGAGCCGGCUAAGGUCACGGAGGAGGCCAAGUCCAUCAGUGUGACUCAGGGGGAUCCGGCCACGCUGGAGGCCCGGUUCUCAGGCACAAAACCGCUGAAGGCCAGAUGGCUUCUGGCGGGCAAGGAGCUGACCUCAGGCCAGAGAUAUAAAGUGCAAUGCAAAGACACCAGCUCUGUGCUCAAGAUUAUUAAAACUGAGAAAAGUGACAGUGGGGACUACACCUUUGAGGUUUCAAACGAUGUCGGCCAGAGUUAUUGCGAGGCCACACUCACCAUUCUCGAUCAAAUAAUUCCACCGUCAUUUACAAGGAAACUGAAGCAGACGGAAGGUAUCAAAGCCUCGUUUGCUCAUCUGGAGUGUCUUGUUUCCGGCUCCAUGCCGAUAACCGUACAAUGGUACAAAGAAGAGAAAGAGAUCCAGACUGAUGAGAAACACAAAUGCACAUUCUUUGAGAAUGUUGCUUUCCUGGAAAUCUCUAAUCUUGAGAGUAAAGACAGCGGCAGCUAUACCUGCAUCGCUAACAACAGAGCAGGAACCGUCCAGUGCUCUGGGAACUUGUUUGUCAAAGAACCACCAUGUAUUCUUGAAAAGCCUGAUUCCAUGAAUGUUUUGCCUGGCUCCAAAGUCCAGUUUAACGUACUGGUGUCUGGCACGCUGCCACUGACCACCAAAUGGUUUAAAAACAAGAAAGAGAUUUCAUCCAGUGCCGACUGCUCUGUGGUCAAAGACAACAUCUCCACCUCACUGGAGCUCUUCUUUGCUAAAACCUCUGAUUCUGGAGAUUACGUCUGUGAAGUACAGAACGAUGUGGGCUCCACUUCAUGCCAGGCAACACUCUUUGUCAAAGAGCCCCCUAAGUUCACACGAACCCCGGCUCGGGUGACCGUGGUCCGUCCCGGUCAGAGUAAAGUGUUUGAGUGCCAGGUGACCGGCACACCUGAAAUAGACAUCUACUGGUUCAAGGAAGGCUCUGAGAUCAGCCCCAGCGAUCGGUACAAGUUGGUCUUUGUUAACUCUGUGGCCACGCUGGAAGUCUGUGGGGUUGAUACCAAAGACAGUGGGCUUUACUACUGCGAGGCUCGCAAUGAGGCCGGCAGUGAGAGCUGCAGCAUGGAGCUCAAGGUCAAAGAACCACCAUCAUUUAUUAAAGAGCUGGCUCCAGCUGAUGUUGUGAAGGGCUCUAGUGCCUGUUUUGAGUGUCAGGUAGCUGGGACGGGUCCUUUUGAGAUAACAUGGCACAAAGAUGCAAAGGAGAUCAAAACAAGUGCGAAACACGGCUUCUCCCAGAUGAACGACACUGUGGGUCUGGAGGUGCACAAAUGUGAGGCCGUAGAUGUCGGUGAAUACCAGUGUACUGUUGCUAAUGAGGUGGGAAGCUGUACUUGUAAGACUACGCUAAACCUCAAAGAACCACCAACAUUCACCAAGAGGAUUGAGAACACUUCCACUGUUCUGGGUAAAGUGGCAGAGUUUCAGUGUGUUGUGGCGGGUUCUCCCACUCUCUCUGUACAAUGGCAAAAAGAUGAGAACUGGAUUUUGGAGGAUCCAAAGAUUGAGAGAACAUUUGAGAACAAUGUGGCCACUCUCAGGGUUCCCACCUGCGAGGUGACACACAGCGGGAAAUAUACCUGCCAGGUGGUAAACGAGGCCGGACAGGAUAAGUGCUUUGCCACCCUGACGGUGCAAGAACCUCCUCAGAUCACAGAGAAACCUGAAGUGAUAAAGGUUACAGUGGGAGAUCCAGUCAGUCUGGACUGUAAGGUGACGGGCUCACCUGAGCUCAAAGUGAAAUGGAUGAAGGAUGGCAAAGAGCUUCAGUCCAUCAGACAGCACAAGCUGAUCUUUGAGAACAACAUCAGCAGCCUAAAGGUUCAGUCGGCUCAGAAAGAGGACGGAGGAGAGUACACCUUCGUGGUGGAAAACCACAUCAGUAGCUGCACCUGCAAAGUCAAAGUGAUCGUACUAGAACAAGUAAUUGCCCCAAGCUUCAUCAAAUCCCUGGUAGACAUGCAGGAGAUAUUGGGCUCAUUUGUUCAGAUAUGUUGCAAGAUAUCUGGUUCCCUCCCCAUCUCUGUGGAAUGGCAAAAAGAUGGGACCAAAAUCUCUAGUGGUGUGAAACACAAACUCAUUCAGCAGGACAAUUCAGUGUCCAUUGAAAUCGAACAGCUGGAGAUAUCUGAUGCAGGAUCCUACUCUUGCAAACUGACAAAUGCAGCGGGAUGUUGUGGAUGCAGUGGAUCCAUCAUGGUUAAAGAACCUCCCAGCUUUGUGACGCUGCCUGAGUCCCAGGCGGCUCUACCAAAUGGAACCGUACGCUUCAAAGGCACAUUUAAGGGAACGCCUCCUUUCACGGUCAAAUGGUUCAAGGAGGACUCAGAGCUCAUGACCGGGCCCACUUGUUUCACGGGGCUGGAGGGCCUGUCUUGCUUCUUAGACCUCUAUUCAGUGGGCGUCACCCAGAGUGGAGUCUACUCUUGCCAAGUCAGUAAUGACGCUGGCUCUGUACGCUGCAGUGCAGACUUGACAGUCAAAGAACCACCUGAGUUUGUGCUGAAACUCCCUGCCGUUAAGUUUGUGAAGCAGGAUGAGUCGCUCCGGCUGGAGUGCAAAGUCAGUGGCACUGCCCCUCUGAAAGUGACCUGGUACAAACAGGACACCAAGGUCAUGGAUGGGGGCAACUACAGGACCUCAUUUGUUGACUCAGUAGCAGUCCUGGAACUGCUCUCUGCCAGCUUUGAUGAUGAGGGAGUUUACACCUGUGAAGCUCAGAACGAUGCUGGCAGUGUCAGCUGCAGCACCACACUUACCGUUAAAGACCCUCCAUCUUUUGUCAAAGUACCUCAGCCCAUUGAAGGGCUAAAGGGUAAGGACGUGAGUCUGUACUGCGAGAUGAGAGGUACAGCUCCGUUCCAGAUCACCUGGUUCAAAGACAGGAAACCUCUGAUGGAGGGAAGGAAGUAUAAAAUGGUGAACGAGGGCAGUUCGGCUACGCUGCAUGUCAUUGGGAUAGAGUCCUCGGAUGCCAGCGAAUACGAGUGCAAAGUGUCAAACAGUGUAGGAAGUGACACCUGCAAGACGUCAGUUAAACUCAGAGAGCCGCCGUCAUUUGUGAAGAAACUGUCAAAGAUGACGGUGAUACUGGGAGAGGAGGUGACCCUUGUGGCCAAUGUUAAAGGCUCUGAACCCAUUACUGUGUCCUGGGUUCAAGACAAGGAUCACAUUCUCAGGGACGGUGACAACAGGAAAAUCACCUUUGAGAACAACAAGGUCGCUCUUAAAGUCUUUAAGGCUGAUGCAACCACGGCAGGCAAUUACACGUGCCAACUCAGAAACGAUGCUGGGAGUGUGGAGUGUUUCGCUAACUUGACUGUUCUAGAACCUGCUAAGAUAGUGGACAAGCCCGACGCUCUGAGCGUGACAGCAGGCGACAUGGCCGCCCUGGAGGUCAAAGUGUGUGGAACCCCAGAGCUGAUGCCGAAGUGGUUCAAGGAUGGUGUCGAGCUGGCUUCUGGGAGGAAAUACAAAAUCUCCUUUUCUCAGAUGAUUUCCAGCCUGAACGUCCUUUCUGCUGAGAAAGUGGACUCAGGAGAAUAUACAUUUGAAGUCAUGAACGAGGUCGGGAAGGAUCUGAGCAAAAUUAAUCUCACUGUUUUAGAUAAGAUCAUACCCCCAACAUUCUCCAGGAAGUUAAAGGAUUGCAACGCGGUCAUCGGGGCAGCUGGAGAGAUGGAGUGCAAAGUGUCGGGCUCCACGCCUUUCACCAUCUCGUGGUACCACGAUGGGGAGGAGAUACAGAGUGGACCCAACUAUGAGCUUGCUUUCAGUAACAACAGCUGCACACUCAAAGUGUCCACGCUGAAGCUGUCCGACUCUGGAGUGUACAAAUGUAAAGCUGUCAACAAGGCUGGAUCCAGCGACACCACAGCGGCCUUCGUCGUAAAAGAACCCCCGUCCUUCGUGGUGCCUCCUCAGCCGGUGGAGGCUAUGCCCGGUUCCGAUGUGACCUUCUCCGCCAUGGUGAAGGGCAGCGCCCCCCUCAGGCUGAAGUGGUUCAGAGGAACCAAGGAGAUCCUGUCUGGACACGGCUGUGAAUUCUCCCUGAAGGACAACCAGGUCCUGCUGGAGCUCUUCAGAGUGGAUAGAUCUCACGGCGGAGAGUACACCUGUCAGGUCAUCAACGACGCCGGGAAGGAGAGCUGCCCCGUCAACCUCACCAUCAAAGAGCCGGCGUCCUUCUCUAAGAAGCUGAAGGACGUGUCGGUGGAAAAGGGUAAAGCCUUGACGUUGGAGUGCUCGUACAUCGGAUCUCCUAAAAUCACGGUGACGUGGUUCAAAGACGGCCAGCAGAUCUUCUCCUCCUACAAGUACAACGUGACCACGACGGAAAGCUCCUGCAUCCUCGAGUGUCUGAGCACCGACGACAAGGAGGCGGCGGGGAGGUACUGCUGCGAGGUCUCCAACGACGCCGGGAAGGACUCGUGCGACGCCGCCGUGUCCAUCCUCGAGCCGCCGUACUUCGUGGAGUCCCUGGAGCCCAUGGAGGUGACGACCGGAGACGGCGUGUGUCUCAAGUGUCAGGUGGCGGGAACUCCUGAGAUCAAGGUGUCCUGGUUCAAGGCCGACGGCAAAGUCCGGUCCAGCCCCACCUGUAGGUUGGAGUACCUGAAGGGCGUGGCCUGUCUGAAGCUCAGCAAGGCCACCAAGGCCGACAUCGGAGAGUACACCUGCAAGGCGGAGAACCAGAUAGGCUCCGCCUCCUCCACCUGCAAACUCAAUGUGCUAGCGGCCAAAUCGCCGCCGUCCUUCCCGAAGAAGAUCACCAGCCUGCAGCAGACGGAGGGUCAGGCCGUGCGCUUCGAGUGCCGCGUCGCCGGCUCGUCGCCCGUCGAGGUGUCGUGGCUGAAGGACGGCGAGCCGCUGAGGCCGGGAGACGAGUUCUCCAUGCUGUACGACGACAACACCGCCGUGCUGGAGAUCAGCCGCGGGGAGAAGAGGCACUCUGGGGAGUACACCUGCGUGGCCAACAACAGCGUAGGCUCCGCCUCCUGCAGAGCCAAGCUCACUCUGCAAGAACCCAGAUACCCGCCGGUCUUUGACAGGAAGUUGUCGCCCCAGGAGGUGACUGUGGGCGACAGCGUGGAGCUGGAGUGUCACAUGACCGGCUCCACCCCCAUCAAAGUCACAUGGUCCAAAGAUCACAAAGACAUCCGGCCCGGGGGGAACUACCAGGUGAGCUGCGUGGAGAACACGGCCCACCUGACCCUCCUGAGGGCGGACAGAGGUGACACGGGGAAGUACUUCUGCCACGCCGCCAACGACGUGGGCAAAGACUCCUGCUCCUCCGACGUCUCCGUCAAAGAGCGUAAAACCCCCCCGGUGUUCACCAAGAGGCCCUCUGAGCGUGUGGAGGACACGGAGGGCAAGCUGGUGAAGAUGGAGGGCCGCCUCACCGGCUCCCAGCCCGUGACGGUCAGCUGGUUUAAGGAGGAGGAGGAGCUCUGCAGCUCCGAGCGCUACGACGUGAGCUUCCAGAGCAACGUGGCCGUGCUGUGCAUCAAGAGCAGCCGCGUGACGGACAGCGGCCGCUACCGCUGCCACGCCUCCAACGAGGCGGGCGGGACUUCCUGCGACAUCAUCGUGGGGAUCUCAGAAGCCAGGAAGCCGCCGGUGUUCGACGUCGCCCUCAAGCCGCUGACGGUGGACGAGGGAGACAAGCUGAGUCUCCGGUGUCACGUCUGCGGCUCCGCUCCGCUCAAGAUCCAGUGGAUGAAGGACAGGAAGGACCUGACGUCCACCGGCAGCACCAGGAUCAGCUUCACCGACGGGACGGCCUGUCUGGAGAUAAGCUCCGCCUCCCGACUCGACGGCGGGGACUAUCUGUGCAAGGCCAGCAACGAGGCCGGCAGCGAGUUCUGCAAGGCCAAGGUCACCGUCAAGGAGAAACCAGGAGUAGCUCCGCCUCCUGCUGCAGCUCCAGCUGCUCCAACCAAGAAACUGGAAAACCUCUUUUUCAUCCAGGAGCCCAGAACGGCACACGUCACAGAGAAAUCGGUCGCCACCUUCAUCGCCAAAGUGGGCGGCGACCCGAUCCCCAGCGUGAAGUGGAUGAAGGGGAAGUGGAGGCAGAUCACGCACGGCGGACGCAUCUCCAUCGACCAGAAGGGCCAGGAGGCCAAGCUGGAGAUCCGGGAGGUGACCAAGUCGGACUCGGGUCAGUACCGGUGCGUCGCCUCCAACAAGCACGGGGAGAUCGAGUGCGGCGCCGACAUGCACGUGGACGAGAAGAAAGGGGCGGAGCAACUGGAUGGAGACCUGCGAGCCAAGCUGAAGAAGACGCCCUCCAAGCAGAAGAGUCCGCAGGAGGAGAAGGACGUCGACAUCGUGGAGCUGCUGAGGAACGUGGACCCCAAAGAGUACGAGAAGUACGCCCGCAUGUACGGCAUCACGGACUUCCGGGGCCUGCUGCAGGCCAUCGAGCAGCUGAAGAAGGAGAAGGCCGAGGAGAGCGGGAGACCGGAAGUGGAACGUGGAGGUAGAGAGUCUGACGAGGACAUGGCCCGACUGGUGGCCGACCUGCAGAAGAGGAUGGAGCGCACCGAGCCCGUCACCGUGGUGAAAGACAUCUCCGAUCUGUCCGUCUCCUGCAACAAGGAGGCGGUGUUUGAGUGCGAGGUCAAGAUCAACUACCCGGAGAUCACCCUGUCCUGGUACAAGGGCACCCAGAAGCUGGACAGCGGCAACAAGUACGACAUCAGCAUCAGCGGAGAGCGCCACCUGCUGAAGGUCAAGAGCUGCCAGCCCGGUGACCAGGGCAACUACCGGGUGGUCUGCGGGCCGCACAUCUCCAGCGCCAAGCUCACCGUCAUGGAGGUGGAGAAGCACCUGCAGGACACUUCGGGUAAGGAAGGCCAGCUGUGCUCUCUGUCUUGUCAGUUGUCCGUCCCAAACGUAGAGGCUCAGUGGUUUAGAAACAGCCAGCGCUUAGAGAUGAAGGGCAGGUACUCGUCAGAGGUCCAACACAAGGUUCAGAAGCUUCUGAUCAGAGACCUGAGGACUGAAGACCAGGGCCGCUACACCUGCAAGUACCAGAACCUGGAGUCCUCCGCGGAACUGUGGGUCGAAGCCGAACAAAUUCAUUUCACCAAACGCAUCCACAACAUCGAAGUCAACGAGCGGCAGGCGGCCACCUUCGAGUGCGAGGUGUCCUUCGACAACGCGGUCGUGUCGUGGUACAAAGACACCUGGGAGCUGCGAGAGAGCCCCAAGUACAACUUCACGAGCGAGGGCCGAAGACAUUUCAUGAUCAUCCGAAACGUGGCCAUCGAAGACGAAGGCGUGUACUCAGUGAUUGUGAGGUUGGAGCCCAGAGGAGAGGCUAAGAGCACUGCUGAGCUUUAUUUGUCUGGCAAAGAAAUUGAAUUAGCAAUGGUGCCCUUCGAUGUCCCAGACUUCUCAGUUCAGAGGCCUGAAGUGCCUUCAUCGGUGGCAAUUCAAGAAUCUGCUGAAGUCUAUCAGUAUAAGGAAGAGAUGGAACAUAGAGAAUCAGCUGAAUAUUCCUAUCACUAUGAAGAAGAGGUGGAGCAGAGAGUGGAGUUUGAGAGCUGGACAGAAGAGACGGUGACACAGCAGGUGUCCUCAGCCAAAGUUGCCAGAGUCGCCAUUGAGGAGAAAGUGGAGACCAAGAAAGUUGAAAUGAGAGAGGAAAUCCCAAAAGUUCCCAAAGCUGAGAAAAGGCCCGAAGAGAAGCCGGCAGCAGCUGUGAAGGAGCCAUCGCCACCAAAAGCUCCGGAGGCCAGAAAGCCAGUGGAGGAGAAGGUUCCUGCAGUUUUAGUCCCAGAGAAGAAGAAAGCUCCGGCUCCAAAAGAACCAGAGGCGGUAAAGAAGCCUGCCGCUGCCCCCACGCCGCCUGCAGAGAAGCCUGGAGUGCCAAAGAAAGAUGAGCCCAAGCUUCAGGUACGAGCUGAGUCCAAAAAAGUGGCACUUGCGUCUAAGCCUGAGCCCGAACCCAAACGGAAAGCAGAGCUAGAACCCAAACCGGCUCCCAAAGCAGAACCCGAAGCCAGACCGAAGGUCGAGCCCGAAGCUAAGCCGCCGCCGGUAAAGAAGCCGGUGACGCCUCCAUCCAAAGUCCCUGAGGAGGCCGCAAAACCAGAGCCGCCAAAGAUCCAGCCGGAACCAGCAGUAAAAAAGCCAGAACCAGAGGUUCGAAAAGCGAAACCAGAACCAGAGAAACCCAAACCAGAAGUCCGUAAACCUGAGCCUCUUGUAGCGAAGCCAGAACCGGCUGCCAUGAAACCAGAAACUGCAGUGGUCCACAAACCUGAACCUGCAGUGGUUCCCAAACCAGAACCUGCAGUUGUCCACAAACCUGAACCUGCAGUGGUUCCCAAACCAGAACCUGCAGUGGUCCACAAACCAGAACCUGCAAUGGUCCCCAAACUUGUACCUGCAGUGGUCCACAAACCUGAACCUGCAGUGGUCCCCAAACCUGAACCUGCAGUGGUCCCCAAACCUGAACCUGCAGUGGUUCCCAAACCUAAACCUGCAGUGGUCCCCAAACCUGAACCUGCAGUGGUCGGCAAACCUGAACCUGCAGUGGUCCCCAAACCUGAACCUGCAGUGGUCCCCAAGCCUAAACCGGCAGUGGUCUCCAAACCUGAACCUGCAGUGGUCUCCAAACCUGAACCUGCAGUGGUCCCCAAAUCUGAACCUGCAGUGGUCUCCAAACCUGAACCUGCAGUGGUCUCGAAACCAGAACCUGCAGUGGUCCCCAAACCUGAAACUGCAGUGGUGCCCAAACUUGAACCUGUAGUGGUCCCCAAGCCUGAACCUGCAGUGGUCCCCAAACCUGAACCAGCAGUGGUCCCCAAACCUGCAGUGAAAAAGGCUGAACCUGAAGUUAAAGUGCCAAAACCAGAACCGAAGCCUGCACCAAAGGACUCUCUUAAGAAAGUUCCUGUGGAGGAAAAACUACCCGACCCUCCAAAAGCAGCCAAGACUCCAGAAGCUUCUGCCGUCCCUCCCAAAGAAGAGCCGAGGCAGACCGAGAAAGCUUUGAAGCCCAAACCUAAACUCGUACCUGAACAAGUACCUCAGAAGGUGGUUGUGUCGGAGACUGAACCUGCUAAAAUACCUGAAGCUGUACCUGAGAGACGGCCACCAGGGACAGAGAGAACCCUCGAGAGGGUCCUAGAGAAGGUUGUGGAGGAAACUCCAAAGAGGGUACCUGAGGAGAAGGUAGCAGAGAGGCUUCCUCCUGAGAAGACACCUGAGGAAGUAAAACCUGCCCUGGUGGCUAAGAAACAACCAGAGAGGAUCUCUGUAGAUAAAACACCUGAGAAGAUCCCUGAAAUUAAACCCAAACCUGAAGCUAAACCCAAACCAGAGUUAGAAGAAAGUCUUCCUAAAGAAAUAGAAAGUAAGAAGACUGAGAAGAUUCUGCGCUCAGAGGUUUCUGAAGAGAAAUCUGUGUCUCCUCCAGAAAAAGGGACCACGAGUCUCGUGAAGAUGGAGCGACAGAGAGGAGCUCAGAAGGUACAGGAAGUCUUUUACGGGUCGGAGGAACGCGCCGAAGCGUCCUACGAGGACGACGUGCCUCGUCCGAGUGAGACGGCGGCGUUGUUGUCAGAAGACUUCUUACGUUCAACAGAACAGGCCAGAGAUCAGAGGUCUGAACUGAGAGGAGAGAUGUCUGUUACUGGCUCUUCAAAGAGGACAGAAACCAGGUCGACUAAACACAUGAAAACAAUAGAAACCGUUGUUGUAGUCCAGCAUGCGGAACCCGACAGAGAUAGGGAGCUGCUGCCGCUGCAGGACAAGACUACAAGCGAGACGAGGGUAGACGGGGUCUUCAUCAGGACCCUCGAGUCGCCAGGAGAAGUUCCUGACGUUCCAGUCAGACGGCCGCAGGACCAGAAGGACGUGUCGAGAGUCACGAAGGCAGCCGAGACCAGCAUUGAAACAGAAGGCAGAGAGACACGAGUGACGCGACAGGAAGGCAGGAAAACUACGACAGUUAAAGGAACAGAGUCAGGAACAACUGAACCAGUUAUCAUCAGAAGAAAAGUCUCCUACGAGGAAUCAGUCGAGAUGAUUUCAGAUAAACUAGAAGAUGAAUACAGUCGAGCUGAGAAGAUCACGAUCCAGCAGACAGAAGUCUCGGGUAAAGACAAAGUAGUCGGUUCCACUACUCGAGUGAGAACGGUUGAAGAGAAAAAGAGUAGAAAAGAGGAAACUGUAGUUCAACCAGCACCAGAGAAAGUGUCUGUCAGGAAACCAGAGAAGUUAAAGUCUGAUGAGAUCAUUAAGAAACCAAAACCUCAAGAGGAGGUGACCCUCAGGGUAACAGCAGAAGAGUCAGUAACAGACAUCCAGCUCCAGAGGCCACAACGAAUCCGAGAAAUGAAGAAAAAAGAGGAGUUUAAAGACGAAGAAACAAGUCUUUUAAUGGAGGGAGCGGUUGUGAAGAGAAGGCUUUCCCCUCCAGCUGCUUCCAGAGUUCCUGUGAAGGAGAAGGAGUCUCCACCUCAAGUCAAAGAAGCACUGGCGGAGCCAGCUGCUCCUCGAGAAGAGAGCAAACCACAGGCUGCUGUCAGAGUUCAAGAAGCUGGCAAGAAGAAAGUUACUCCACAAGAAGAAGCAGCGCCAGUGACCAAGCCACAGCCUGUCGUAAAGACCAAAGAACCAGUCAAGAAGGUGGACGAAGGAAAACCAGCGGUGCUUAGAAAGAUAACUCCUGAAGCAGAUGAAACCAAAGGACCAGUCCAAGCACCAGGAGGAGUCAAGAAAGAAAUCCUUCUGCAGAGAAAAGGUAUAAUUCACACGGAAGAGGAGGGUACGUUUGAGAUUCCUACUUUGAGGAAGACAACAAGAGUAAUAAAGGAAGUGGAAGAAGAGCAGGAGAUCAUCAAACUGAAGAAGAUUCCAUCAGGUCCACCUCAAGAGACUGAAGAAGAGGAAAAAACCCAGAAGGUCACCAAGACCACCAUCUUUGAGGUUGAGGAGCUGGUGCACAGAGAAGAGACUGUGGAGAUGUCCGUCGUCACCAGGAGACCCGCGGAGGAGAGGAAACCUCGAGAGAAAGCCGAUGUGGUGAAAAAGCCAGAGCUUGUGAAGCCGAAAGAACAGGAACAGAAAGAAGCUCCUAAAGAUGCAUGGACCCGCCAGAAGCCCACUCCACCAGAUGAGAAACCAGAAGAGAAGAUUUCCUUGAAGAAAACUCCCAGAGCACCAAAGGAAGAGGAACCUGCUGCGCCGACUGGAGCCUUGAAGAAAGUGAAGAAAUUGCCUUCAGAUGAGCUGGAAGCAGAGUUAGUAAAACUAAAACCCUUUGAAAAGCCUGUUGAACCAGCUGAGGAGCCAGAGAAGGACCAGAAGGAGAGGCCAGACAGGGACACGGUACCUUUCCACAAGCUAGAGAGGAUCCCCAAAGAGGUGGAAACCAAAGAACUGCCCAAGAAGCCAGAGAAGGCUCCUCCAGAGGUAAAGGCGCCACCAGCCAAGCUGCCAAAGCCAGGAGAUACUCCAGAGAAAGAGCCUAAGGAGGUCAAAUUGCUCACAAAGGUGAAGAAAGUCCCAACAAAGGAACAAGAGAUAGAGAGCGUGAAGCUGAAGCCCUUCUCCAGGCCUUCCAAAGACGCUGCAGAGCCAGAGAAGAAGCCAGCCGAGGGACUGCAGCGCCGCCGCACAAGUCCAGAGGAAAAACCAAAAGAACGAGAGCCAGAGGUGUCGCUGAAGGAACCUGAGAUCCCAGAAGCUCCAGAGAAGAAGCCGGAGAAGGUGGUGGAGGCAGCUCCAGCAGAGAAGACGGUGACUCCUGUGCCGGUUCCUGUUAAGAAACCAGAAAAGGUUCCUGAGGAGCCCAAACUUCUGAAGCUGAAGAAGGGAGUCACACCCAAAGCUAAAGAGGAGAAAGAAGAAGUGGCUCUGAAGCCUUUGGAGCAGCUCAAGAAGGUCCAGCUGAAAAAGACUCCGUCUCCAAAAGUUGAGACGCUUAAAGAAGCGGUCCCUGUUGAGAAGAAGCCAAGUGUAGAUAAACUCAAGAGGAUUCCUCAAACUGUGACACCGAGAGACUCUGUUGAAGCUGUGACUCUCAAAAAGGUCCCGAAGAAGCCGUCACCAGAGGAGGCUGCAGAACCAGCAAAGCCUGGUAAAGAAAGGAUCCCCCUGGCAAAGGAGGUCUCUCCUGGAGCCGUGCCGAUAAAGAAGGUCGCCACCCAGCCGGAGGAGGAGGUGUUCGAAGGGGAGGCUGAGGCAGAGGAAGAGGUAGAGGGGAAGCAGGAGGAAGAAGAGGCCUGGGAGCUGGUUCCCCGAGACAGUUACGGCUCUGAAGACUGGGAGGGUGAAGGAGAAGAGGGCGCUCUCGAGGCUCCAGGGGUCACCAGGAGAGAGGGACAACCAGCAGAAGAAGCAGGAAGAGGAAGAGGCAGAGGGCUGAAACCCAAGCAGACCCCGUCCCCUGGAGAAGGAAGGGGCCGCGGCCUGAGGCCCGGCGGAAAAGGCCCGUCGCCACCAGAUGAACCCUUUGCAGGAUUCAAGCUCAAAGCCGUCCCCCUGAAGUUCAUCAAGAAGAUUCAGGACAUCGUGCUGCAGGAGGCCGAGUCCAUCGGCUCGUCCGCUGUGUUCGAGUGCGAGGUCUCGCCUUCCACUGCCAUCACCACGUGGAUGAAAGGCGACUGCAACCUGCGUGAGGACCCCAAACACAAGUUCACGUCUGACGGCAAAGAUCGCAAGUUGAACAUCAUCGACGUGCAGCUGUCCGACACCGGGGAAUACACAUGCAUAGCCAAGAACGCCGGGAAGGAAAUAACAUGCACAGCCAAGCUCAUUGUGGAAGAGCUGCCUGUGAAGUGGAUCAAAGAGCUGGAGGAGGAUACCUCGGUUCUGAAGGGUCAGCCUCUGUAUAUGACCUGUGAGCUGAACAAAGAGAGAGACGUGAAAUGGAAGAGGAACGGAGAGGUCCUGAAGAAACAGGCCGGGAAGAUUCAGAUCAACAUCAUCGGUAUGCAGCACACCGUGACCAUCCAGAGCACCACCGAGGCCAACACUGGACUCUACUCGUGUGAGGUGGUCGGCCAGGAGGACGUCAAGACUGCAACCAAUGUCAAAAUCAUUGAAAUCAUCAAAGAUUGGAUCGUGAAACCACUGAGAGACCAGCACGUGAAACCGAAGGCAGAGGCCACGUUUAGAUGUGAGCUGUUCAAGGAAAGCCCCAACUGGAAGUGGCUCAAAGGAGAGACCGAGGUCACUCCUUCUGACAAGGUGGAGAUCAAGAAGGAUGGAAAGUUGCUGACGCUUACCAUCAAGAACUGUCAGCCCGAUGACGUAGCAGAAUACGCCAUGGAGGUGGAGGGACGCGUCUACACGGCCAAGCUUACACUUGGAGAGCGGGAGGCAGAGAUCCUGAAGCCUCUGGCCAGCGUGGAGGUGGUCGAGAAGGAAGACGCCAAGUUUGAGACGGAGAUCUCUGAGGAGGAUGUUCCAGGAGAAUGGAAGCUCAAAGGAGAGGUUUUGACCAGAUCCCCGAUGUGCGACAUCCAAAUGGAGGGUGGGGUUCGUAGACUCAUUCUGAAGAACUGCCAGGUGGACCAGGCCGGAGAAGUGUCCUACCAGGCUCUCAAUGCCAUAACCAGCGCAAUGCUCAAUGUCAAAGAGAUCGAAAUGGACUUUGUUGUCCCGCUGAAGGACAUUUCUGUGCCUGAAAAGAAACAGGCUAAGUUUGAAUGCAUCAUCACGAAGGAUGUCUCUAAGGUCAUGUGGUACAGAGGCGCCGACGUCAUCACCACAGACCAAAAGUAUGACAUCAUCGAUGAUGGAAAGAAGCACAUGCUGGUCAUAAACUGCUGUGAAUUUGACGACGAGGACGAGUACACCGUCGCCGUUUUGGACAAAACGUCCACGGCUCGACUCACAGUGGAGGGUAUCAGGCUCAAAUUCAUCUCGCCGAUAAAGGACCAAACCGUGAAGGAAGGCACGACGGCUCGCUUCGAGCUGGAGCUUUCUCACCCGGACGUCCCCGUCACCUGGUACAAGAACGACGUGAAGAUUCACCCGAGCAGGACGGUGGUCAUUCACAUGGACGGAGACAAACACGUGCUCGAGAUAAAGGAAGUGACUCUCGAUGACACUUGCCAGAUUAAGGCCGAGGCCAAAGGAAUUCCUUCCAUGGCCAACCUGACGGUCAUAGAGGGAGACGCGUACUUCACAGUGAAGCUGCAGGACUACACUGCAGUGGAGAAAGACGAGGUGGUUCUAGAUUGCGAGCUCAGCAAAGACGUGGAAGUCACGUGGUACCACGACGAGGCCGAGGUCAAGACCUCUAAGAUGGUGGCCGUUAAGGCCGAGGGCAAACGCAGAACCCUCGUCAUCAAGAAAGUGGGAGGCGAAGACAAAGGAGCGUACGUGUGCGAUUGUGGAACCGACAAGACGACGGCGACGCUUCACAUUGAAGCUCGCCACAUCAAGGUGGUUCGGCCGGUGUACGGCGUCGAGGUGUUUGACGGAGAGACCGCCCGAUUCGAGGUGGAGCUCAGCGAGGACGACGUCCACGGCCAGUGGAGGCUGAACGGAGAACUUCUCAGUGCAUCCGCCGAUGUUGAGAUCGUGGAGGACGGUUCCAAACACACGCUGGUGUUGUACAACUGCAAAGUGCCUCUAACGGGCAAGGUGGCGUUCACCGCCGCCGAUGCCAAGAGUUCUGCUAACCUGAAAGUGAAGGAGCCGCCCGUCUCGUUCAUCACGCCGCUGGCCGACGUGCACGUGUACGAAAAGGACGAAGCCAAGUUUGAGCUGGAAGUUUCCCGAGAGCCCAAAAGCUUCCGUUGGCUGAAGGGCUCUCAGGAGUUGUCCGACGACGAUAAGUUUGAACUCCUGGUGGAGGGAACGAGACACGCUCUCGUUGUCAAAUCUGCCAAAUACGAAGACGAAGCCAAGUACAUGUUUGAGGCUGAAGACAAACGGACGUCUGGAAAGUUGAUUAUCAAAGGUAUUCGCCUUGAAUUUAUCAAGCCCAUUAAAGACGUGACUGUGAAGGAGCGUGAAACCGCCGAGUUCAGUGUGGAACUCUCCCACGAAAAUAUCCCGGUGGUCUGGUACAGAAACGACGUCCGCCUGCACCCCAGCAAGGUGGUGCACAUGUCGGACCUGGGAAAGGUCCACACGCUGGCCUUCAAGGAGGUCACCAUCGACGACACCUCCAUGAUCAAAGUGGAGGCUGCCGGCAAGACCUCAGAGGCCAUGCUCACCGUGCUCGAGGGCGACUUGUACUUCUCGGCGAGGCUCCAAAACUACACCGCCGUGGAGAAGGACGAGGUGAUUCUGUCCUGCGAGGUGAGCAAGGCCGGCGCCGAGGUCCGGUGGUUCAAGGGCGGAGACGAAAUCUUCCCCUCCAAGAACGUUCUCCUCCAAUCGGACGGCAGGAAGCGCAUGCUGGUGAUCAAGAAGGCGGCGAAGAGCCACAUGGGAGCGUUCACCUGCGACUGCGGCACCGACAAAACCUCCGCCGACCUGAACAUCGAAGAGCGCGACAUCAAGGUCCUCCGCCCGCUUUACAGCGUGGAGGUCACCGAGACCGAGACGGCCAAGUUUGAGACGGAGAUCUCUGCGGAGGAUCUUCACUCCACCUGGAAGCUGAAGGGAGAGACGCUCCACCCGUCUUCUGACGUGGAGAUCAAGGAAGAGGGAUCCCGACACAUUUUGAUCCUCUUCAACUGCAAAAAGGACAUGGCAGGAAGUGUCGACUUCUCUGCAGCGAACGCCAAAUCUACGGCUCAGCUCAGGGUCAAAGCCCGAGUGAUCGGCCUGGCGAGACCCCUGAAUGACGCCACCGUGACGGCGGGGGAGACCGCCACCUUCGAGUGCGAGCUGUCCUACGAGGGCAUCGCCGUCGAGUGGUUCCUGGGAGGGUCCAAGGUGGAGCCUGGCGACAGAGUGGUGCUGAAGGCGGAGGCUAAAGUCCACAGUUUGACUCUGAGGGACGUUCGUCUGAAUGAAGCCGGACAAGUUAAACUCACCGCCAAAGACUUCCAGACUGAUGCCAACCUCAUCGUCAAAGAGCCGGCGGUGGAGUUCUCCAAGCCUCUGGAGGACCAGACGGUGGAGGAGGAGGCGACCGCCACGCUGGAGUGUGAGGUUUCCAGAGAGAACGCAGAGGUACGAUGGUUCAGGGACGGACAGGAGAUCAGGAAGACCAAGAAGUACGAGAUGGUCGUCGACGGACGCAAGAGAGCGCUGGUGAUCCACGACUGCUCUCCGGACGACGCCAAGACCUACGCGUGUGACGCCAAGGACUUCAAGACCUCCUGCUUCCUCAACGUGGAGCCUCAACAUAUCGAGUUCUCGAAGCCUCUUCAUGACGUGGAGGUGAAGGAGAAGGAAUCCGCCAGGUUUGAGUGUGAAGUUUCCAGAGAAGACGUCAAAGUCCGCUGGUUUAGAGACGGAAGUGAAAUCAGAAAGGGGAAGAAGUACGAAAUAAUCGCUCAAGGUCGCCAACACGUCCUCAUCGUCCACAAGUCCGUGUUCGACGACGAGGCCGAAUACGAAUGUGAUGCCAAGACCUCCAAGUCCUGCGGCAUGCUGACCGUCAUCGAGGAGGAGGCCAGGUUCAGCAAGAACCUGUCCAACGUGGAGGGGACGGAGACGGACAGCGUGAAGCUGAUCUGCGAGGUGUCCAAACCCGGCGCCGACGUCACCUGGUACAAAGGAGACGAGGAGCUGCCGGAGGGCGGCCGCUACGAGCACAUCGUGGACGGCAAGAGGAGGAUCCUCCUCAUCCAGGACCUGAAGAUGAGCGACGCCGGAGACUACAACUGCAGGCUGAGUCCCAGCAUCAAGACCUCCGGGGGCCUCAAGAUCAACGAGCUGGCGGCCGAGUUCAUCUCCAGGCCUCAGAGCCAGGAGGUGGUGGAGGGCGAGAAGGCGGAGUUCACCUGCUCCGUCUCCAAAGAAACCUACGAGGUCAAAUGGCUGAAGGGCGACAAGGAGCUGCAGGCGGGCGACAAGCACCAGAUGGUGAGCGACGGCAAGCGACGCACGCUGGUCAUCGGGAGCUGCGAGCCCGGAGACGAGGGCGGAUACGUGGUGAUGAUCGGACCGACCAGAGCUGGCGCUGACCUCACCGUGCUGGAGAAACUGAAGGUCAUCACGCCGCUGAAGGACAUGGAGGCCAAAGAAGGUCAGGAGGUGGUCCUGAACUGCGAGGUGAACUCAGAGGGAGCGAAGGCCAAGUGGCUGAAGAACGAGGAGACGAUAUUCGAGAGCAGCAAGUACGUGAUGGUCCAGAGAGACAACGUCUUCUCCCUGAGGAUCAGAGACGCCCAGAAGGGAGACGAGGCCAACUACACCAUCAGCCUGACCAAUCAGAGGGCGGAGCAGGCCAAGAGCUCCUGCAACCUCACGGUCAAAGAGGAGAGCCUGAGGAUCGUGGUUCCUCUGGAGGACAUCGACACUCAGGAGAAGAAGACCAUCAGCUUCUCCUGCAAGGUCAACCGGCCCAACGCCACCCUGAAGUGGAUGAAGGCCGGCGAGGAGAUCGCCUUCAACAAGCGCGUGGUCUACCGCGUGGACAAAGACAAGCACACGCUGACCAUCAAAGACUGCACGCUGGCGGACGAGGGCGAGUACACCGCCGCGGCCGGAGACAGCAAGUCCACCGCCGAGCUGAUCAUCAGCGAGGCGCCCACGGACUUCAGCAUGCAACUCAAGGACCAGACCAUCACCGAGUUCGACGACGCGGAGUUCACCUGCAAGCUGACCAAAGAGAAGGCCGACGCCAAGUGGUACAGGAACGGACGUGAGAUCAGAGAAGGACCGAGAUACACGUUUGAAAGAGACGGGAAGCUCUGCACCUUGCGUAUCAAGGAGUGCAGACCCGACGAUGAGUGCGAGUACGCCUGUGGCGUGGACGAGAAGAGAACCAGAGCCCGGCUCUUUGUUGACGAGACCCCGGUGGAGAUCGUCAGACCGCCUCAGGACGCGUUCGAACCCCCGGGCUCGGACAUCGUGUUCGAGGUGGAGCUCAACAAGGACCGGCAGGAGGUGAAGUGGUUGAGGAACAACAUGACGGUCGUCCAGGGAGACAAAUACCAGAUGGUGAGCGAGGGCAAAGUCCACCGGCUGCAGGUCUGUGAGAUCCGACCUCGAGAUCAGGGAGAGUACAGGAUCGUCGUCAAGGACAAAGACGCCAGAGCCAAGCUGGAGCUGGCAGCGGUGCCUCAGAUCAAGACCACAGACCAGACCUACGUUACUGACGCCAGGAAGCCCAUCUCCAUGGCCGUCCCCUACAGCGCCUACCCGCAGGCCGAGGCCGACUGGCUGUACGACAGCCUGACUCUGCCCAGAGACAACGUCCACACAUCUGCCGACCGCACAGAGUACCUCCUGAAGGACCCCGUGAAGUCUGACGAGGGCCGCUACAAGGUCAUCAUCAAGAACAAACACGGACAGGGAGAAGCCUUCAUCAACCUGGAGGUCAUCGAUGUCCCCGGACCCGUGAAGAACCUGCAGGUGGUCGACACCGCCGACGGCGAGGUCAGCCUGGCGUGGGAGGAGCCCGAGAGCGACGGCGGCAGCAAGGUCACCGGCUACGUGGUGGAGAGACGCGACGUGAAGCGGAAGACUUGGACGCUGGCCACCGACCACGCCGAGAGUCCCGAGUACACGGUGACCGGCCUCCAGAGGGACUCCAUGUACCUGUUCAGGGUCUGCGCCAGGAACCGGGUCGGCAGCGGACCCAACGUGGACACCGACAAACCCGUACAGGCCAGGAACAAGUUUGAUGUUCCCGAGGCUCCUCUCAACGUGAUCGUGGGGAACGUCUCCAAGUUCGGCUGCAGCGUCUCCUGGGAGCCCCCCGAGUCCGACGGGGGCUCUCCCGUCACCUCUUACGUCGUCGAGCUGCGCGACAGGACGUCCGUGAAGUGGACGCCCGUGCAGGUGACCAAAGCCGACGACCUGAGCGCCGUCAUCAACGACGUCAUCGAGAACAAGGAGUACAUCUUCAGAGUCAAAGCUCAGAACAAAGCCGGCGAGGGCAAGCCCAGUGCCGCCUCCCGGCCCGUCAAGAUCAUGGAUCCCAUCGAGUGUCCCAGUCCCCCUCAGAACCUGGUCCACCAGGACCAGAACAAGAGCUCUGUGCAGCUGAGCUGGGAGACUCCUCUGAGGAACGGCGGCAGCAUGAUCACCGGAUACGUCAUCGAGCGCUGCGAGGAAGGAACCGACAAGUGGCUCCGCUGCAACGCUCGGCUCUGCCCCGACCUCUCCUACAAGGUGUCGGGUCUGAAAUAUGGAACCAAGUACAACUACAAAGUGUUUGCUGAAAACGCCGCCGGACUCUCCGACCCGUCAAACAUCAUCGGACCUCUGCUGGCCGACGACACGCACGUCGGCCCAUCCUUCGACCUGAGUGCUUUCAAAGACGGCCUGGAGGUGAUCGUGCCUCAGCCUCUCACCAUCAGAGUCCCCAUCACCGGAUACCCGACGCCUGUCGCCAAGUGGACCUUCGGCGAGAAGGAGCUGACCACCGCGGACGAGCGUGUCACCCUGACCACCAGGUCCACCUUCGUGGAGCUGACUGUCACGCCGAGUGUCCGCCCGGAUAAAGGCAGCUACACCCUGACGCUGGAGAACGACGUCACGUCCGUCUCCGGAGAGAUCGAAGUCAACGUCAUCGCGGCGCCCAGCGCUCCGAAGGACUUCAAGGUCCUGGAGGUGACCCGGCAGCACGUCCACCUGAGCUGGGAGGGUCCAGAGCACGACGGAGGAAGUCCUCUGACUGGCUACCAGGUGGAGAAACGGGACAUGUCCCGUAAGACCUGGGUCAAGGUGACCACAGGCAUCCAGGAUCAGGAGUUCACAGUCACCGACGUGGUUGAAGGAAAGGAGUAUCUGUUCAGAGUCACCGCCUGCAACAAGUGUGGACCCGGAGAGCCGGCGUACAUCGACGAGCCCGUCAACGUCUCCUCUCCUGCCACCAUCCCCGACCCGCCAGAGAACCUGAGGUGGAGAGACAAGUCGGCCAGCGGCAUCUUCCUGACCUGGGAGCCGCCCAAGUACGACGGCGGCACCGGCAUCCGCGGCUACAACGUGGAGCGCUGCCAGAGAGGGACCGACAAGUGGGAGCCAUGCGGCGACAUGGUGCCGGAGCUGAAGUGCCAGGUGACGGGUCUGAUCGAGGGCCAGUGGUACGCCUACAGAGUCCGAGCCCUGAACCGACUCGGAGCCGGUCGGCCCUGCAAGGCCACCGACGAGAUCCAGGCCGUUGAUCCCAAAGAGCCUCCAGAGAUCCAGCUGGACGCCAAGCUCCUGGCUGGUCUGACCGCCAAGGCCGGCAGCAAGAUCGAGCUCCCCGCCGAGGUGACGGGGAAGCCCGAACCCCGGGUGAAAUGGACCAAGGCCGACCUGGUCCUCAAACCGGACGACAGGGUGUCCAUCGACACCAAGCCAGGACACUCCACCGUCACCAUCGCCAAGACCAAGAGAGACGACAGCUGCACCUACAUCAUCGAGGCCACCAACAGCAGCGGCCGCGCCACCGCCACCGUCGACGUCAACAUCCUCGAUAAACCCGGCCCUCCGGCUGCCUUCGACAUCUCUGAGAUCACCAACGAGACCUGCUUCCUGGCCUGGAACCCUCCGCGCGACGACGGCGGCUCCAGGGUGACCAACUACAUCGUGGAGCGCCGAACCGCCGACAGCGAGAUCUGGCACCGGCUGUCCUCCACCAUUAAACUGACCACCUACAAAGCUGUGGACCUGGUCAAGUUCAAGGAGUACAUCUUCAGAGUCUUCGCUGAGAACCAGUUUGGUGUUGGUCCACCAGCUGAGCACCAAUCCAUCAUCGCCAGAUACCCCUUCGACACUCCUGGAGCUCCUUACAAGCUGGAGGCUUCGGACAUCGCCAAGGACUCUGUGACCCUGGCCUGGUACGAGCCCGAUGAAGACGGAGGAAGCCCCAUCACCGGGUACUGGGUGGAGAGAUACGAACCGGACCACGACAAGUGGAUCAGAUGCAACAAGCUGCCCAUCAAAGACACCAACUACAGAGUCAAAGGUCUUCCCACCAGGAAGAAGUACAAGUUCAGAGUCCUGGCGGAGAAUCUGGCUGGAAAUGGAAAACCCAGCAAGGAGACAGACCCAAUCCUCAUCAAAGAUCCUAUCGAUCCUCCCUGGCCUCCCGGUAAACCCACGGUGAAGGACGUGGCGAAAACGUCCUGCUUCCUGAUGUGGACCAAACCGGAGCACGACGGCGGCGCAAAGAUCGACGGCUACGUCAUCGAGAUGCUGAAGAGCGGCACCGCGGACUGGAUCCGCGUGGCCGAGAACAUCAACAUCGUGGAGCACUCCCUGAAGGGCCUGAUGGAGAAGCAGGAGUACUCGUUCCGGGUGCGAGCCGUCAACGUGGCCGGAGAGAGCGAGCCCAGCGAGCCCAGCGACCCCGUGCUCUGCAAAGAGAGGCUCAACCCUCCGACGGCUCCUCGCUGGCUGGACGUCGUCAGUAUCAGCAGGAACAGCGCCGACUUGAAGUGGACGCUGCCCGAGAGCAACGGAGGCUCGCCCAUCACCAACUACGUGGUGGAGAAGCGUGACGCCAGGCGCAAAGGCUGGCAGGCCGUGGACACCACCGUCAAGGAGCUGACGUACACGGUGACGCCGCUCAACGAAGGAUCGCUCUACGUGUUCCGCGUCGCCGCCGAGAACGCCGUCGGCGUCGGACCGUUCUGCGAGCUGCAGGACUCGGUGCUGGCCAAGGACACGUUCACUUCUCCCGGGCCGCCGUACAACCUCGCUGUCAAUGCUGUGACCAAGAGAUACGUGGACCUGCAGUGGGAGGAGCCUAAAAACGACGGCGGCAGACCGAUCCUCAAGUAUUCCCUUGAGAAGAUGGAGAAGCUUGGAACUCGCUGGGUGAAAUGUGGGAAGACUUCGGGCCCGGACUGUAAGUAUCGGGUGACGGACGUCAUCGAGGGGACGGAGGUUCAGUUCCAGGUCAGCGCCGAGAACGAAGCCGGCGUCGGCCAUCCGAGCGAACCGACCGAGAUCCUCACCAUCGAGGAUCCAACGGGCGUCCCAUCGCCGCCUGUUGAGCUGCACGUGACCGGAGCCAGCCGCGACUUCCUGGCCAUCGCCUGGAAGCCGCCGCAGAGGGACGGAGGCUGCAACAUCACCGGCUACCACAUCGAGAUGUGUGCGGCCGGGACAGAGAAGUGGAUGAGGGUCAACUCCCGUCCGGUGAAAGAGCUGAAGUACCGCGUGGAGGAGGGCGUGGUCCCCGAGAAGGAGUACAUCCUGAGGGUGAGGGCCAUCAACUCCGUGGGAGUCAGCGAGCCCUCCGACAUCUCCGAGAACGUCUUCGCCAAAGAGUCCGACUGUAACCCGACGCUGGACUUCCAGACUCUGGACCUUAUUGUCGUGGAAACAGAGAAGCUGCACAUCCCAGUUCCCUUCAGAGCCGUACCGGCGCCCAGGAUCACCUGGCACAAAGACGGCAAGGAGCUGAAGGCCGACGAGCGCCUCGGCUUCAGGAAGGAGUAUAUUUCCUGUCACCUGGAGGUCGACAGCAGCGUUCACGCUGAUGCCGGACAGUACAAAGUGACACUGGAGAACAAACUGGGAGCCGCCAGCGCCACCAUCAACGUCAAAGUCAUCGGUCUUCCUGGUCCCUGCAAGGAAAUCUUGGCCUCUGAGAUCACAAAGAGCUCCUGUAAAGUGUCCUGGGAUCCUCCAGACUACGACGGCGGCAGCCCGGUCCUUCACUACGUCAUGCAGCGCCGCGAGGCCGGCAGGAGGACGUACGUCAACAUGAUGUCCGGUGAGAACAAGUUGACCUGGAACGUCAAAGACCUCAUCCCCAACGGAGAGUACUACUUCAGAGUCCAGGCCGUCAACAAGAUCGGAGGAGGGGAGUUUGUCGAGCUCCGGAACCCGGUCAUCGCCCAGGACCAGAAACACAUUCCCGACCCACCGGUGGACGUGGAGACCCACAACCCCACAUGCAGCACCGUCACCCUGACCUGGAAGCCUCCCAUGUACGACGGCGGCGCCAAGAUCAUGGGCUACGUCCUGGAGAAGCAGCAGAAGGGCGAGGACAAGUGGGAGCGGUGCAAUGACUUCCUGGUGCCCGUCCUGUCCUACACCGUCAGGAGGCUGACGGAGGGCGAGAGCUACGCCUUCAGAGUCAGAGCAGAGAACGCAGCCGGGGUCAGCGAGCCGUCGCGCGGCACGCCGUUCGUCAAGGCCUCGGACGCCAUCGACCCGCCCAAGGUCUUCCUGAGCGGCAGCCUGCAGUCCGGCCUCAACGUGAAGCGAGGCUGCGAGAUCCGUCUGGACGCCAACGUGUCCGGCUCGCCGUACCCUCAGAUCACCUGGUACUGGAACAAUCAGCAGAUCCGGCCGGAGGCGCUCCGCAAGAGACCCGAGAAACCCCUGAAGAAGAAGGUGAAGAAGGAGGAGGAGGUUAAGAAAGAGGAAGAGAAGAAGGAAGGGGAGGUGAAGGAAGGAGAAGAGAAGAAGGAAGGAGAGGAGGAGAAGAAGGAAGGAGAAGAGAAGAAGGAAGGAGAGGAGGAGAAGAAGGAGGAGGAGACAGCAGAGCCGGAUGUGGAGGAGACCGACUACCCAACAAUAAAUGAACGUCUGGCCAUCGACAACCGCCAAAGGGGAGAGUCCUCCAUCGCCAUCAAGGACUCGCUCCGCGUGGACCACGGCGUCUACAUGGUGAAGGUGGAGAACGACCACGGCAUCGCCUCGGCAACCUGCGACGUCAACGUGCUCGAUACUCCCGGGCCUCCGGUGAGCUUCACGUUUGAGGAGGUGAGGAAGAACUCUGUGAUUUGCAAGUGGAGUCCUCCUCUGGACGACGGCGGCAGCGAGAUCCUGAACUACACGCUGGAGAAGAAGGACAACUCCAAGCUGGAGAUCGGCUGGAGCUGUGUCACCUCCACGCUGAGAGGAUGCCGCUACCUCGUGCCCAAACUCAUCGAGAAGAAGGAGUACAUCUUCAGGGUCGUGGCCGAAAACAAGUUCGGCGCCGGUCCGCACUGCGUCUCCAAGCCGCUCGUCGCCAAGAAUCCUUUCGAACCUCCUGAGGCUCCAGAGAAGCCGGAGGUCGAUGACAUCACAGCUAACAGUAUGCUGGUCAUCUGGAACGAGCCCAACGACAACGGCAGCCCCAUCUUGGGAUACUGGGUCGAGCGCCGCGAGAUCAACAGCUCUCACUGGACGCGUGUGAACAGGAACAUCGUCUCCGACACGGAGCUGAACGCUGAAGGUCUGCUGGAGGGCAUGACCUACAUCUUCAGGGUGGCGGCUGAAAACCAGGCCGGCCCCGGGAAGUUCAGCGGGCCCUCCGAACCCAAGACGGCCCACGCUCCGAUCCUACCUCCUGGACCUCCGAUUGCCAGAGUGGUGGCAGCGACUGAGAACUCCAUUGACGUAGAGUGGGACCCACCACUGGACAACGGGGGAGGAGAGAUCCUGGGAUACCAUGUGGAUAAGGUCAUGGCUGGUACCAAGGACUGGUCCAGGUCUACAGAGCGUCCGUGGAAGUCCAGGGCCUUCACCGUCUAUGGAGUCCGCGAGGGAGCCAAGUACCUGGUCAGAGUCAUCGGCUGCAACGCUGCCGGAGAAGGAACGCCAGGGUUCACCGAGUCUGUGUUCGUCAAGAAUCCUGCAGAGAUGCCGCUGAUUGAACUGGACCUGUCUGUCAAGAACGGCGUGGUCAUCCGAGCCGGAGAGACUCUCCGUCUACCUGCCACAGUCACGGGUAAACCCUACCCGUCCAUCACCUGGACCAAGGACGACAGCAAACCUGACAAAGACCGCGUGGAGAUCCUCACGGAGGGCAAUGACAGCAUUGUUUCGAUCAAGAACAUCCAGAGGAAGGACUGCGGCAAAUACCAUAUCUCAGCCUGCAACCCCAGCGGCAUCAAGGCUGCUUCCACCAGAGUGGAUGUCAUGGAUGUCCCCGGACCCGUCACGGACCUGAAGCCCGUCGUGGUCACUCGCAAGAUGAUCUUCCUGAACUGGGACGACCCGGAUGACGACGGAGGCAGCGACCUGACCGGCUUCAUCGUGGAGCGAAGAGACGCCAAGAUGCACACGUGGAGGCAGCCGAUCGAAACCGCCUCGUCCAAGUGUGAAUGUGUGGGAAUCAUGGAGGGUCAGGAGUACAUGUUCCGCGUCAUCGCCAAGAACAAGUAUGGAAUGGGCCCGCCGGUAGAGCUGGGACUCAUCAAGGCUGUUGACCCACAGGGUCCACCCUCGUACCCCGAGAAGUUCCACUACACCGAGCGCACCAAGAACUCCAUCACGCUGACGUGGAAGCCGCCUCGCAACGACGGCGGCAGCCCCGUUAUCGGCUACUUUGUUGAGAAGAAGAGGCAGGACCAGCAGGCCUACGAGCCCUGCAACGUGGAGAUCUGCCCCAACAUGACCCUGUCCGUGGAGGGUCUGGAAGAGGACUGGAUGUAUGAAUUCAGGAUCAAGUGCGCCAACCUGAUCGGCGAGAGCGAGCCAUCCAUCCCGUUGAACGUGGUCAUCCAAGAUGACGAAGUGUCUCCUGAGGUCCACAUGCUGAAGCAUUUCAAGGGCGACUGCAUUACCGUGAAGAAGGGUGAGCUCAUCGAGAUCCCCGCUGACAUCCUCGGUCUCCCCAUCCCGAAGAUCGAGUGGACCAAGGACGACGUGGUGAUCGAGGAGCCCACCGAGAUGCUGCUGCUGGAGACGGAGGUGACCGGCAGGAUGAACGCGAAGACCACUCUGUCCAUCCCAGCAGCCAACAGGAGGGACCGCGGCAGCUACACCGUGUCCGCCUCCAACAACAUGGGUUCGGCAAAGCACACCAUCACUGUCAUGGUGCUGGACCGACCACUUCCGCCCAGGAACGUGUCCGUGUCCAACAUCAGGGCGGAGUCUUGCUACCUUCGCUGGGACCCGCCGCUGGAUAAUGGUGGCAGCGAGCUGACCAACUACAUUGUCGAGAAGAAGGAGGCGAUGAAAGACGAACCAGAGCCGGAAGAGGGACAGGAAGCUCCACCUGAGCCCCAGUGGGAGCUGGUUACCAACAGCAUCGUCGAGAAGAAAUACGGGGUGUGGAACCUGGAGACCAACAAGUCCUACCUCUUCCGGGUCAAGGCCGAGAAUCGCUACGGUAAAUCCGACCCCUGCGCGACAGAGGAAGUGAUGAUCACCGACCCAUUCGGCCUUCCUGGCCCACCGGAGAAACCAACCAUCGCAGAGUACUCCAAGACCUCCAUGACCCUGACCUGGGAGCCUCCCAGAGACAACGGCGGCUCUAUGAUUGUCGGCUACUGGCUGGAGAAGAGGGAGAAAGGCUCCGCCUACUGGGCCAAAGUCAACAAGACGCCAGUCACCAAGAGGGGCAUGAAAGGCUGGGAGUACCAGGUGACUCGUCUAAUCGAAGGAACGGAGUACGAGUUCAGGGUUGCUGCCAGCAAUUCUGCAGGAAUUGGACCGUUUAGCGGACCGUCCGACUCUGCCUUCGCUGUCGAUCCACUCACUCCUCCCGGCAUGCCCGCUGCUCCUGUGGUGGUGGACAAGACAAAGCACAGUGUCUCGCUGUCCUGGAAGGCCCCAGAGAGUGAUGGAGGAAGCCCCAUCAAGGGCUACAUCAUCCAGAUCCAGAACGAGGGCUCGUCUGGGUGGGUGAGCGUGAACGACAAAGACUCGCUCAACCCCACCACUGAGUUCACGAUGCCCAGCCUCCGCGAGCUGCAGCGCUACCGCUUCAGGGUAAUCGCAGUCAACGACGUCGGCGAGUCUGACCCGAGCCCCCGCACCGCCGAGGUUCUGGUGGAGGACGUCCAGCUACCGCCGUCCAUCUCCAUCGACGUGUUGGUAGACGACCUGGUGUGCAUCCGUGCUGGAGACCCCAUCAGGAUCCCUGCCACCAUCAAGGGCCGCCCCGUUCCCAAGGUCACCUGGGACUUUGAGGGCAAAGCCAAGGCGCACAAGAAGAACAAGCUGCACACGCUGCCCGUGGACUCCGAGGUCGAGUCCACAGACACCACGUCCGUUGUGACCGUCCCCGUGAGCCUGAGGAGCCACUCCGGCCGCUACACCAUCACCGCCAAGAACAAGUCCGGACAGAAACACGUCAACGUCAGAGUCAUCGUGCUCGACGUCCCCGGACCCCCGAAGGACCUGAGGGUCACCGACGUCACCCGCUCCACCAUGAGGGUGAUCUGGAAACUCCCCGAAAACGACGGAGGAGAGAGAAUCAAGAGCUACUUUAUCGAGAAGAGAUGCCUCACGGACAAGGCCUGGACCAAGGUGAACGCAGCCUGUGCCAGCCAGGCCUACGUGGUGCCGGGUCUGCUGGAGGGUCAGGAAUACCUGUUCCGGGUCCGGGCUGAGAACAGACUCGGAUUCGGUCCGUUCACCAUCACCACCGACCCGGUCCGGGCCGGAGACCCCAUCUACCCGCCCGACCCCCCGACCAAGGUCACGGUCAACCUGGUGACAAAGAACACCGUCACUCUGAGCUGGGAGCCUCCCAAGAACAACGGCGGCUCUCCGGUGAAGCAUUACGUCAUCGAGCGCUUGAGCUGGGACACCAGCGGCAAGGAGAAGGAGACCUGGAAGCAGUGCAACAAGAGGGACGUGGAGGAGCUCAGCUUUGUGGUGGAGGACCUGAAGGAGGGAGGAGAAUAUGAGUUCAGAGUAAAAGCCGUGAACGCCGCCGGACCCAGCCGACCCUCUGCCGCCGCCGGACCCCUGGUCAUCAAGGACCAGACAUGCGCUCCCACCAUCGUGCUGCGUGAGGCCAUGGAGGGCGAGGAGGGCUGUGACGUCAGCAUCGUGGCCAAGGUGAGCGGCUGUCCGUUCCCCACGCUCACCUGGCAGAAAGCCGGCGUGGCCAAACCCGAGGAGAAGGCUGCCGUCCAGUACGACCAGCACAUCAACAAACUGGUGACCCACGACAAGUGCACGCUGCUGAUCCAACAGGCCAGCAGGCUCGACAGCGCCCUCUACAGCCUGACGGCCAGCAACAGCCUGGGCACCGCCACCAAGGACAUCAAGCUCGCCGUGCUCGGACCUCCCGGACCCCCCGUCGGACCGCUCAAGUUCACCGAAGUGUUUGCGGAGAGGAUCGGUCUGGCCUGGAACCCUCCUAAAGACGACGGAGGAUCCAAGAUCACCAACUACGUGGUUGAGAAGCGCGAGGAGAACAGGAAGUCCUGGGUCCACGUCUCCAAUGACCCCAAGGAGUGCGCCUACGUGGUGACCCGGCUGACGGAGAACCACGAGUACGAGUUCAGAGUCAUGGCCCAGAACAAGUUUGGAGUCGGGCCUCCGCUGGUCAGCGAGCCGGAGAAGGCCAGAAACCUCUUCACCGUCCCCGGUCAGUGUGAGAAGCCGACCGUGACGGAUGUCUGUGCGGAGUCGAUGACCGUCAACUGGGACGAGCCCAAGUACGACGGCGGCUCCUCCAUCACCGGCUACUUCGUGGAGAAGAAGGAGACCACCGCCAAGCGCUGGGUCCGCGUGAGCCGCGACCCGAUCCGAGCGCUGCCGCUGGGCAACAACUGGGACGUCACCGGGCUGCAGGAGGGCGCCAUGUACCAGUUCAGGGUCAUCGCCAUGAACGCCGCCGGCUGCGGCCUGCCCAGCGUGCCCUCUGACCCCGUCCUCUGCAGAGACCCCAUCAAGCCUCCCGGGCCGCCCACUCCGAAGGUGACGGACUGGACCAGGUCCACCGUGGAGCUGGAGUGGAGCCCCCCCGUCGUGGACGGAGGGUCGAAGGUCACGGGCUACAUCGCCGAGUUCAAGGAGGUGAACAAAGAGGAGGAGGAGAAGAAGGCUCAGAGGAGGCUGCUGCUGAGCGGCGACGAGGAGGAGAAGGAGCCGGAGGGCGAGGAGACCUGGGAGAAGGCGAAGGACACCGAGAUCAGAGGAACCAAGUUCGUGGUGGCCGGUCUGAAGGAAGGCGGUCUGUACCGCUUCAGGGUCCGAGCCGUAAACGCCGCUGGAGUUGGUGAACCGGGACUGGUGUCCGAGCUCAUCGAGGUCAAAGACCGAACAAUUCCUCCCGAGAUGGACCUGGAUGCCUCGGUGAAGGAGAAGAUCGUGGUCCACGCCGGCGCCACCAUCCGCAUCAUCGCCUACGUGUCCGGUAAACCCGCCCCCCAGAUCUCCUGGUGCCGGGACGACGCCGAGGUGCCCAAGGAGGCCGCGGUGGAGACGACGGGCAUCUCCAACUCGAUGGUUAUCAAGAACUGCAGACGCCACCACCAGGGCAUCUACACCCUGACCGCCAAGAACGAGGGCGGAGAGCGGAAGAAGGCCGUCAUCGUGGAGGUCCUGGACGUCCCCGGGCCCGUCGGCCUUCCCUUCGCCGGAGAGAAUCUGACCAACGACUCGUGCAAGCUGACCUGGUACUCCCCCGAGGACGAUGGCGGCUCGGCCAUCACCAACUACAUCAUCGAGAAGAGGGUGUCGGACCGCAUGGGCUGGACCUCGGUGUCCUACACGGUGACGAGGAACAACGCCGUGGUGCAGGGGCUCCUCGACGGCAAGGGCUACUUCUUCAGGAUCGCAGCCGAGAACAUCAUCGGCAUGGGACCGUUCAUCGAGACCGACAAGAUGGUUCUCAUCAAGGACCCCAUCUCUGUCCCGGAGCGUCCGGAGGACCUGUUCAUCACCGCCGUGAACAAGGACUCCCUGUCGGUCGCCUGGAGAGCACCGAAGUACGACGGCGGCGCCGAGGUGACGGAGUACGUCCUGGAGUCCCGCAUGCUCGGCCGGGACAGCUUCACGCGAGUUGGUGCAGAAACCAAGCUGAUGGACAUGAAGUUCACACUGACGGGGCUGAAGGAGGGCUCCAGCCACGAGUUCAGAGUCUCUGCCGUCAACCAGGUGGGACGAGGGAAACCGUCCUUCGCCACCAAACCAGUGCAGUGCAAGGACGAGCUCGAACCACCCACCGUGGACCUGGACUUCAGGGACAAGAUGAUGGUGAAGGUCGGAGACACGUGCACGCUGUCUGGACGCUACGGCGGAAAACCGGCCCCGGCUAUCGCCUGGACCAAGAACGACGAGGAGCUGAAGGCGGAUGACGAGGUCGUCCUCCACAGCACCGCACGCCACCUCAGUCUCAACAUCGGCAAGGCCAAGCGGGAACACAGCGGGCGCUACUGCGUCAGCGUGGAGAACGCCGCCGGAGCUCGCACGGGGAUCUGCACCAUCACCGUGGUCGACCGGCCUCAGCCUCCGGAGGGCCCCGUGGAGUUCAACGAGGUCUACAGGAACUACAUGGUGAUCUCCUGGAACCCUCCUCUGGAUGACGGAGGCUGCGCCGUCUCCAACUACAUCAUCGAGAAGAGAGACACCAACAGAGACCUCUGGAUGCCCGUCACCUCGUCCUGCACCAGGACCACCUGCAAGGUGCCGAAGCUGAUCGAGGGUCGCGAUUACAUCAUCAGGAUCAUGGCUCAGAACAUCUACGGCAUCAGCGACCCUCUCCUGUCUGCAGAGACCAAGGCCAGGGACGUCUUCAAGGUGCCCGACGCUCCCAAACAGCCCACAGUGAAGGAGGUCUAUCACGACUCCGCCCUCAUCAGCUGGGAACCUCCUGCUGACGGAGGGAAACCAAUCACGGGCUACAUCGUGGAGAGGAAGGAGACCAUGGCCCACAGGUGGGUUCGUUGCAACACGGAGAGAAUCCAUCCGAAGGUGGAGUACUGGGUGACGGAGCUGCUGCACCGCUGCGAGUACGAGUUCAGAGUCAGCGCCGAGAACAUCGUGGGAGCCGGAGACCCGAGCCCACCAUCCAAGCCCGUCUUUGCCAAAGACCCCAUAGUGAAACCCGGCCCGCCGGUGAACUUCCAAGCCAUAGACUUCACCAAGGAGUCGGUGACUCUGUCCUGGCAGCCACCCGCCGACACCGGCAGAGGAAAGAUCUUUGGAUACCUGCUGGAGUUCCAGAAGGCUGGAGAGGAGGAGUUUUGCAAGGUGAACCAGACUCCAGACUCCUGCCAGGAGACCAAGUUUAAGGUGAUCAACCUAGAAGACGGUGUUAUGUACAGAUUCAGAGUCAUGGCGGUCAACGCUGCCGGAGAGUCCGACCCGGCUAACUUAAAGGAGCCAAUCAGAGUGCAGGACAGACUUGAGCCCCCAGAGCUGAUCCUGGACGCUGCAAUGACCCGAGAGGUGAAGGCCUUGGCCGGCACUCACAUCACCCUGAUGGCCACCAUCAAGGGCGUCCCGUUCCCCUCCGUCAACUGGCAGAAGAACGAGGCCGAGGUGCCCACCAGCACCGACAUCGACACCAACCAGGAGGGCACCAAGCUGGAGAUGAGGUUCUGUAACCGUAGCGACUGUGGAGACUACACACUAACCGUGGAGAACCCAGUCGGAUCCAAGACCGCCAUCUGCACUGUGCUGGUCUUCGACAAACCUGGUCCCAUCCAGCACCUCCGGGUGUCGGACAUCAGGAGCGAUUCGGCCUACCUGUCCUGGAAGGACCCAGAAGACAACGGCGGUGUUCGCAUCACGAACUUCGUGGUGGAGAAGAAAGACACGGCAUCGACUCAGUGGGUUCCUGUCUGCUCCACGUCCAAGAAACGCAGCAUGAUGCUGAAGCACCUGGUGGAGGGAACGUCCUACAUGUUCAGAGUCGCUGCUGAGAACCAGUACGGCCGCAGCGGAUACGUGGAGACGCCGAAGGCCACCAAAGCAAUGAACCCACUCUUCCCUCCUGGUCCCCCUAAAGACCUGCACCACAACGAUGUGGACAAGACUGAGGUGUGGUUGGUCUGGAACUGGCCCGACCGCAACGGUGGAAGUGAGAUUACGGGCUUCCUGGUUGAGUAUCAGGAAGAGGGCGUGAAGGACUGGGACGAGUGGAAGACCGUUAGCAUCCCAGAGAGUCACGUGACCGGCCUUGAGGAAGGAAAGACCUACCGUUUCAGAGUCAGGGCUGAGAACGCCAUCGGCCUCAGCAGACCCGACACCACUGUGCCCAUCCUCUGCCAGGAAAAACUGGUGGCUCCAGUUGUCGAGGUGGAUGUCAAGCUCGGCGAAGGCAUCACCGUGAAAGCCGGCACCACCAUCAGGCUGCCUGCCAUCAUGAGGGGAAUACCCAUUCCCAGUGCCAAGUGGUCCAUCGAAGGAGAGGAGAUCACGAGCGAGGGUAAAAUCAAGAUCGACACCGGCAACUUCUCCACUGUGCUCACCAUCAACGAGUGCACCAGGAACCACACGGGCACUUACCUGCUCACCGUGUCCAACCCCGCCGGAUCCAAGACCGUGGCCUUGAACGUCACCGUCCUGGAUGUUCCCGCCGCUCCCAUUGGACCUGCCAACAUCCUGGAGGUCACUCCGGACUCCAUGGUGAUUGAGUGGCGUCCUCCCAAGGACGACGGCGGUAGCCCCGUCACCAAAUACAUCGUGGAGAAGCGAGAGUCCAACAAGGAGACCUGGGGCGGCGUGAGCUCUGUCGGUCUCGCCACCAAGCUCAACAUCGGCCGCCUCCAGAGGGGAGUGGAGUAUGUGGUUCGCAUUCGUGCUGAGAACAAGAUGGGCAUCGGCGCUCCUCUGGAAAGCAAGCCCACUGUUGCCGAACACUCCUUCUUGCCGCCCAGCCAGCCUGGUAAGCCGCAGCUCUCCGAUAUCUCAGAGGAUUGCGUCACCCUGGGCUGGACCAUGCCCCUGUCUGAUGGUGGCAGCCAGAUCACCGGCUACAUCAUUGAGCGCCGACACAUUGGAGGAAAAUGGAUCCGUGUCAACAAGACACCAUGUAAGGACCUGAGGUACAAAGUCCUGGGACUGUUUGAGGGCAAUGAGUACGAGUUUAGAGUGUUUGCUGAGAAUAUUGUUGGCUACAGCGGCCCCUCGCUCACCUCUGACCCCUGCAAGCCCUGCAGGCCCAUCACUGUGCCCAGCCCCCCUGUCAACCCCAAAGUUAGAGAUUACAGCAAGACUACCGCUGACCUAGUGUGGACCAAACCCAACAAAGACGGAGGCAGCCCCAUCCUGGGCUACACCGUGGAAAUGAAGAAGGCCGAUACUGAAGAAUGGAAAAAAUCCAACCUGGAUGACUUCAUUAAGCAGAGUGCCUACAGGGUGAAGGGUCUGGAGGAGGGCGUGGCCUACAGAUUCAGAGUAUAUGCCUCAAACAUGAUCGGAGAUGGAGAGUCCAGAGAAAUGGCAGAGUCCAUCACUGCUCAGGAUAUCCUGAUUCCUCCAGAGAUUGAGAUGGACCUCACCUGCCGCGAUCACCUCACCGUGCGGAUCGGACACAACAUCAACAUCAUCGGAUACAUCAAGGCCCGUCCUGACCCAGAAGUGCUUUGGUUAAAGGAGGAUACAGUCCUGGAGAAGAGCAAACGUGUCACCAUCAUUCAGAACUUCCCUGUGGUCCAACUGAAGAUCAGGGAGGCCACAAGAAACGACCACGGCAAAUAUAUCCUGAAGAUUUCAAAUGAGGGCGGCGAGGCCUCUUGCGCCAUCACAGUGAAUGUGCUCGACAGGCCCAGCCACUGCCAGAACCUGCACCCGACCUAUGUCACCAGGGACUCGUGUAUGCUCAACUGGGAGGCCCCGAAGGACAAUGGUGGAUCCGAGAUCACCAACUACAUUGUGGAGUGCCGUGAGCCCAGCGUUUGCAUGUGGUCUAUGAUCACCUCCAACUGCACCAAUCGCAAGAUCAAGGCUAAGAUGAUGGAAGGCCACGAGUACCUGUUCCGCGUCUGUGCUGAGAACAAGAUGGGCCCUGGACCAUGUGUGGAGACCAAGACCCCUCUGCUGGCCAUUGACCCCAUUGAGAAGCCCGGUGAGCCUGAGAACUUCAGAGCCACCGACAUUGGUAAGAAUCACGCUUACCUGAGAUGGAGGAAGCCCGACUACGAUGGCGGCAGCCCCAACAUCUCCUACAACCUGGAGUGCAAAGUCAAAGAUGCAGAGGAGUGGGAGAAACUCAACACCGGCAAUCUGACCGACACCUUCUUCCUGGCUGACAAGCGUGUCGAGAACCAGACGUACACCUUCAGGGUGCAGACUGUCAAUGAAGGAGGGGAGAGUGCUUGGGUGAAACUUGCCGAUAUUAUCGUGAGAGAGGAGAUCCAGAAGCCGGUCAUUGACCUGAAGCUGGCUGGAGCUCUGACGGUGAAGGUCGGAGAGUCGGUAAGAAUGGAGGCCGCCCUGAGAGGAAAGCCCCCGCCUGAGGUCAAGUGGACGAAAGACAAGGCUGUCGGAGACAACCCAAGAAUCAGCUAUGAUACUGGGGUUGACUACUCCAAGUUCCUUUUGACCAAGUCCAGACGCACUGACACUGGCAAGUACAUCGUCACUGCCACCAACUCGGCCGGCACCUUCACGGCGUACGCCAACGUUAACGUCCUGGACGUCCCCGGACCGGUGAGGAACCUCAGAAUCACCGGCAUCGGUGCAGACAAGUGCAGAGUGGUAUGGGACGCUCCGGAGGAUGAUGGCGGUUGUGAGGUGGACAGCUACAUCCUGGAGAAAUGUGAGACCAGGAGGAUGGUCUGGUCCACGUACUCAGCCUCUGUGGUCACACCGUACUGCAACGUCAUUCGUCUGGUGGAGAGCAACGAGUACAUCUUCAGAGUCCGGGCGGAGAACAAGAUGGGAACCGGUCCCGCCAUGGAGAGCAAGCCGGUCACUGUCAAGACUCAGUUCAACAAACCGGGACCCCCUGAUGUUCCUGAUGUCACCAAGGUGAGUAAAGACGAGAUGACCGUCGUCUGGGCUCCUCCAGAGAAUGAUGGAGGAAAAUCGAUCACCGGCUACAUCUUGGAGAGGAAGGAGAAGAGGGCAGUGCGCUGGGUGCCCUGCACCAAGAGCCCCAUCUCUGAGAGACGCAUGAAAGUCACCAACCUGAUCCCCAACCACGAGUACCAGUUCAGGGUGAAGGCUGAGAACGAGGUCGGCCUGGGAGAACCAAGCAAGCCCUGCAGACCCGUUGCAGCCAAAGAUCCCAUCGAGCCCCCUGGACCCCCCGCAGGCCUGAAGGUGGGCGACAGCACUAAGACCUCUAUCACCCUGUCCUGGUCUAAACCCGUGUAUGAUGGCGGUGCCCCCAUCAUCGGCUACAGCCUGGACAUGAAACUGAAGAGUGAGGCAGACCCUGAGAAGCCCACAGAGGGCUGGAAGAAAAUUGACACCCAUGGCCCAUUGGUGAUCACAGAGUUCACCAUCGGCCAGCUGGAUGAGAAGCAAGAGUACGAUUUCAAGGUGUCUGCCAAAAACCAGGUGGGCUGGGGACGUCACGCCUACUUGAAGGAGGCCGUGUUCCCCAAGGAGGUCCUGGAGGCUCCAGAGAUCGACCUGGACGCCAGUCUGAGGAAAGGCCUGUCUGUGAGGGCCGGCUGUCCAAUCAGGCUUUUCGCUGUGAUCAGAGGAAGGCCUGCACCCAAGGUUACCUGGAAGCGCAUCGGCGUGGACAAUGUGAUCCGCAGAGGUCACGUGGACCAGGUUGACACCAUGUCCUUCCUGGUCAUCCCCGAGAGCACCAGAGACGAUUCUGGGAGGUACUCUCUGACUCUGUCCAACUCCGUUGGAGAGAAAGCUGUCUAUGUCCGUGUCAAAGUCCUCGAUACUCCGGGUCCCGUUGGCGGCCUGGAAGCAAACAGCAUCACCAAGACAUCAGCUCAGCUGUCCUGGCUGCCGCCAGAUAAUGACGGUGGCAGCCCCAUCCUCAACUACAUUGUGGAGAAACGGGAGGUGGAUAGGAAGACCUGGAACAAGUGCACAGAGGAGCUGAAGAAGACCAGCUUUAAGGUGACCAACAUGGCGCCUGGCAUCGAGUACUACUUCAGAGUCACAGCCUGCAACAAGUACGGCAUCGGAGUUCCUCAGGACUCGCCCAAGUCAUACCUGGCUGUCGACCCAAUCAGUGAGCCCGACCCUCCGAAGAAAAUGGAGGUGUUGGAGAUCAGCAAGAAUAGUGCCACACUAGGCUGGAUGAAGCCACUCAGAGACGGAGGAGCCAAGAUCAACGGUUAUGUGGUGGACUACCAGGAGGAGGGCGCUCCCGAGGACAAGUGGACCCCGUACUCGGUGGUCAAAGACAUGACCAUCGUGGUGGUCGGUCUGAAGGAAGGAACUAAAUACAAGUUCAGAGUGGCAGCCAGGAACUCAGUGGGAGUCAGUCUGGCCAGAGAGGCAGAGGGAGUGUUUGAGGUCAAGGAGCAGCUCAUGGCUCCUAAGGUCAUCAUGCCCGACAUUGUGACGGUGAGAGCUGGAUCCAAGCUGGUGGUCGAGGCCCUCGUGGCAGGUAAACCUGCUCCCUUCUGCAAGUGGAAGCAGGGCAAUGAGGAUGUGCUGACCUCUGACCGCCUGGUGGUCGUAAAGACGCUGACCACCUGCACGCUUAUUGUAAAGAACGUGAAGAGAAUGGACAGCGGCUAUUACAGCCUGUCUGCCGAGAACAGCACCGGCAGGAUCAACCAGAUCCUCAGAGUCAUCGUCAUGGACAUCCCUGGACCCCCGGAAGCUCUCGAGGUCACCGAGCUGGACAUCGAUGCCUGCACGCUGCUCUGGAACUCCCCUCAGGAGGACGGCGGCAGCAACAUCACCAACUAUAUUGUGGAGAAGUGUGACGUCAGCCAGGGCGACUGGGUCCCCGUAAGCACAUCCUGCACCAAAACCAGCUUCAGAGUGGCCAAACUGACAAACGGCAAAGAGUACGGCUUCCGAGUUCGUGCCGAGAACAGGUUCGGCGUCUCCGCGCCCAUCUACUCUGAGAAGAUGGUUGCCAGACAUCCAUUUGAUCCUCCCAGCGAGCCCAGAAACCUGCAGAUCAACAGAAUCAACAAGGACUUCGUCAUCCUGUCAUGGGAGAGUCCCAGCAGCGACGGAGGAACCCCCAUCACCGGGUUUUGCGUUGAAAAGAAGGAGAGGAACAGCAUCCUGUGGGUGAAGGCCAAUGAGUGCUUGGUCAAAGCCACCCAGUACACCUGCACUGGCCUGAUCGAGGGCGUGGAGUACACCUUCAGGGUGUCAGCUCUCAACCUGGCUGGACAGGGAAAACCUUGCAAACAGACCGACUUGAUCACCGCUAGGACCGCUAUCGACCAACCGGGCAAACCCGAGGUCAUGGAUGUGACCAAACACUCGGUCUCAUUGGUCUGGAGCCGCCCCAAGGACGACGGAGGCAGCAAGCUGAUUGGCUACUACAUGGAGUAUAUAAAGCUUCCAGAGGACAAGUGGACGCGGUGCAACGCCAACUGCCUCAACAUCCGGACAGAGAGCUACGUGGUGAGCGGCCUGGACGAAGGCCAGCAGUACCAGUUCAGAGUCAUCGCCAAGACCGCCGUCAACAUCAGCCAGCCGUCCGAGCUGUCCGACCCCAUCGCUGUCAUCGCACACAACGUUCCUCCUCGUGUGGAACUGGGCGUCAACAUGAAGAACCUGAUUGUAGUGAAAGCCGGAGAGAACAUCUCCCUGGAUGCCGAGGUGUUCGGCAAGCCGCUGCCGAAGGUGAGCUGGAAGAGAGACGGAGCGCCUCUGGUCCUCAUUGAGGGGAUGAAGAUGGUCCAGAAGAAACACGUCCACCUGCUGGAGCUCUACUCCGUCACCAGGAAGGAGUCUGGAGACUACACCAUCACAGCCGAGAACAUCAAUGGCUCCAAGUACGCCAGCAUCAAGGUCAAGGUGCUCGACAAGCCAGGCCCUCCGGCCUCAGUGAAAGCUGCGAAGGUGUUUGCCGACCGCGUCAAGGUGCGCUGGGAGCCCCCGCUCGCCGACGGCGGCUCCGAGAUCACCAACUACAUAAUUGAGAAGCGCGAGACCAGCAGGGCCAACUGGGCGCUGGUCUCCGCCAACAUCCACGGACACAUCACCGACUGCUUAGUGGAGAAACUCAUCGAGGGGCACGAGUACGAGUUCAGGGUCAGUGCCGAGAACCAGUAUGGCACCGGAGACCACAGGAUGACCGACCCCGUCAUGGUCAAAAACCCGUACGAUGUUCCCGGUCCAUGUGAGCCGCCGGUCAUCACCAACAUUACCAAGGACUCCAUGACGGUGAGCUGGAAGGCCCCUGCCAACGACGGCAAGGCGACCAUCCUCGGCUACAUGGUGGAGAAACGCGAGGCCACGGAGCUGACCUGGGCCAAGGUCAACCGCCGGCCGGUCAUCGACAGGACCAUCAAGGCCAUUCAGCUGACGGAGGGCUCCGAGUACGAGUUCAGAGUCAUCGCCAUGAACAAGGCCGGUCCGGGCAAACCCAGCGACGCCUCCAACGCGGCGCUGGCCGUCGACCCCGUCUAUCCUCCCGGCCCACCUGCGUUCCCCAAGGUGGUGGACUCCACCAAGAGCUCCAUCAGCCUCAGCUGGACCAAACCGGCAUACGACGGUGGCUGCGAAAUCAGCGGCUACCUGGUCGAGUGCAAGCGAGUCGACGCUGAGCAUUGGAGCAAGUGCAACAUCCCGAAAAAGCUCCAGGCCACCAAGUUCCUGAUGACCGGCCUGAUGGACAACACCGAGUACCAGUUCAGAGUCCUCGCCGUCAACAAGAUCGGCUUCAGUGAGCCCAGCGAGGUGCCUGGAAACCACAUGCCCAAGGACAUCCUGAUCGCUCCUGAAGCCGAGCUGGACGCCGACCUCAGAAAGGUGUUGCUUCUGCGAGCCGGCGUCACCAUGAGGCUGUACGUCCCGCUGAGGGGACGCCCGGCACCGAAGGUGACGUGGACGAAGGUGGACGCCAACCUGAAGGACAGGCAGGGCGUGCUGAUCAAGACGUCGGAGUGGGACACGCUGCUGAUGAUCGAGGACGUCAACAGAUACGACGCUGGCAAAUACGUGCUGUCGCUGGAGAACAGCAGCGGCUCCAAGAGCUACACCAUCGUGGUCAAGGUCCUCGAUUCUCCUGGGCCGCCUAUGAACCUGAUCGUGAAGGAGACCUCCAGGAGCCACGCCUGCAUCACCUGGGACGCCCCGCUGAUCGACGGCGGCAGCCCCGUCAAGAGCUACGUGGUAGAGAAGCGUCUGGCCGAGAGGAAGGCCUGGACCUGCGUGGCCACGGACUGCUGCAAGAUCUCCUUUAGGGUCACCAACCUGGAGGCCGGACAGGCCUACUGCUUCAGGGUGCUGGCCGAAAACUCCUACGGCAUCGGAGAGGGCUGCGAGACCGCCGGCAGCGUCCGGGCCUCAGAGCAACCUGGUCCAGUGACAGACUUCAAAGCCCAAAAGACCACCAAGGACUUGGUCGUCCUGGGCUGGAAGAAGCCCAUCAGCGACGGUGGAAGCCACGUCUCUGCUUACAUCCUGGAGCAGAGCGAAGGAGAGCAGAAGUGGAAUCAGAUCAUGAAGGGGAAGAACUCUUCACACACCAUCAGCGAGCUGACCGAGGGCAAGGAGUACUUGUUCAGAGUCAAGGCGCUCAAUGAGUCCGGAGAGGGACCGCCCACCGAGCUCACUGUUGUUGCCAAGGACCAGUUUGUGCCGCCUGGCUGCAACUUGAGUGCUCUGCACGACGGCUGCUGCGUGGUGAAGGAGGGCAGCACCACGCGUAUCAACAUCCCGGUCUCCGGAGUGCCUCUGCCCACCGCCACCUGGAAGAAAGGCGACGUGUUGCUUGGCGACACUGGCCGAAUGUGCGUGGAGGCAUCUCACGGCGUCACCACUCUGCUGAUCAGAGACUGCCAGAGAGGAGACGCCGAGACCUACAACAUCAACGUCAGGAACAGCGCCGGCUCCAAGGACUGCAAGUUCCAGCUGAAGGUGGUGGGCAAGCCCGGCAUCUGCACCGGACCCAUCAAGUUUGAGGAGAUCACCGCCGACGGCAUCACCCUGGAGUGGGCACCGCCCAAAGAUGACGGCGGCGCCGAGGUGUCCAACUACAUAGUGGAGAAGAGGAGGACGAUGGACAACAAGUGGGCCACAGUGGCCUCCGCCAUCCAGAAGACCACGAUGAGGGUGAUCCGGCUCCACGAUGGAGUGGAGUACAUCUUCAGAGUGUUUGCUGAGAACAAGUAUGGCGUCGGAGAGUAUCUGAGGUCUGACGCAGUCAUCGCCCAGCAUCCAUUUAAUGUGCCCGAGGCGCCUGCUCCUCCAGAAAUAGUGAGCAUCCGCCACGAGUCGGCCAUCUUGACUUGGGCUGAUCCAAAGGAAACCGGCGGUUCCCCAAUUACUGGAUAUCAUGUGGAGUUUAAGGAGAGGAACAGUCUGAUGUGGAAACGGGCCACGAAGACUCCUCUGAGAGUGAAGGAGUGCCGAGUCACUGGCCUGAUAGAGGGUCUGGAGUACGAGUUCAGGGUGAUGGCCAUGAACAUGGCCGGCCUUGGAAGGCCAAGCAGGGCCACUGAGGGUGUGGUUGCCCUCGAUCCCAUUGAUCCUCCUGGCAAGCCUGAGGUGAUUAAUGUCACCAGGACCACGGUCACUCUGAUGUGGACCGUUCCCAAAUAUGACGGCGGCCACAAGCUGACUGGCUACAUGGUGGAGAAGCUGGAGGCUGGUGGCAAGGCCUGGAUGAAGGCCAAUCAUGUCAACAUCCAGGGCUGUGCCUUCACCGUCCCUGACCUGACGGAGGGAUCCCAGUAUCAGUUCAGAAUCAGGGCCAAGAAUGCUGCUGGAGCUAUCAGUGUUCCCUCAGAGGCGACUGAGCUUCUGACCUGCAAGGAUGAGUAUGAGCCCCCGACCAUCACUAUUGAUCCAGACAUGAAGGACGGUGUAUCAGUCAAGGCUGGAGACACCAUCCUCAUCUCAGCCUCCAAGAUUUUGGGCAAACCUCCACCAACUGCUGUCUGGUCGAAGGGAGGACGAGAGUUGAAGAGUUCAGAUAUCAUCACCAUCACCAGCACUCCCACCUCCUCCACGGUGGCUAUCAAGUACGCAAGCAGGAAGAACACAGGAGAGUACACCAUCACCGCCAGCAACCCCUUCGGCAUUAAGGAAGAACAUGUAAAGGUGAAGGUCCUGGAUGUGCCUGGACCACCAGGCCCCAUCGAAGCCAGUAACAUUUCAGCUGAGAAGUGUACUCUGACCUGGCUUCCACCAGAGGAGGAUGGAGGCUUCGCCAUCAAGUCCUACAUCCUUGAGAAGAGAGAGACCAGCCGCCUGCAGUGGACCAAGGUCUCUGAAAACGUCAUCGACUGCCGAUAUGUAGCCGCCAAACUGAUCAAGGGCAACGAGUACAUCUUCAGAGUGUUUGCUGUGAACCAGUAUGGCAUCGGAGACUCAAGCCAGUCUUGUCCAAUCAAAAUGAUUGACAGCUACCGCCCACCAGGCCCACCUUCAAUCCCAGAGAUCGAUAACAUCAGUCGGAACGCCAUCACCAUUUCAUGGAGGAGACCAGUUCAGGACGGUGGAAGUGACAUUGGAGGAUAUUGUGUAGAGAGGAAAGAGAGGAAGGGAAUGAGAUGGGUGAGAGCCAGUAAGAGGACGGUCCCUGACCUGCGCUUCAAGGUGCAAGGCCUAACUGAGGGAGUAGAGUAUGAGUUUAGAGUCACUGCUGAGAACAAAGCUGGAUUUGGGGAGCCAAGUGAGCCAUCGCCACCUGUGAUGACCAAGGAUAUUGUGUAUCCACCUGGUCCCCCAUCCAACGCCAGAAUUACAGACACAACAAAGACCACAGCUACCUUUGUCUGGGGCCGACCCCACUAUGAUGGUGGUCUUGAAGUAAAAGGAUAUAUCGUUGAGUACAAAAAGGAAGGGCAUGAUGACUGGGAGGUGGAGACACAGUAUCCAUUGAAAGCUACUGAAUAUGUCAUUGGUAAACUUCAAAAAGGAGGCAAAUACCACUUCAGAGUCACCGCCUUAAACUCAGAGGGAGUUGGCGAGCCUGCAGAGAUUGAGAAAGUGAUUGAACUGGUGGACCAGGAGACGCUGCCAGACUUUGAGCUGGAUGCUGAACUCAGGAAAACCCUGGUGGUCAGGUGCCGCGCUUCAAUUCGUAUGUUUGUUCCCAUCAGGGGUCGUCCUGUUCCUGAAGUAACCUGGAGCAAAGAUGAUACCAACCUGAAAACACGUGCGCACAUUGACACCACAGAGUCCUACACUCUACUGGUUAUUCCUGACUGCACCAGAUACGAUGCUGGAAAGUACAACCUGUGUCUCGAGAACGUUGCUGGGAAGAAGACCGGCUUUGUUAAUGUGAAGGUUUUGGACACACCAGGACCACCAGUCAACGUCAAGCCUAGAGAGAUUACCAGGAACAGCCUCACCCUCCAGUGGGAAAUCCCUAUUAUCGAUGGUGGUUCUAAGAUUUGCAACUAUGUUAUUGAAAAGAGGGAGGCCACCAAGAAGGCCUACACAGUAAUUAGCACUACAUGGCAGAAGUGCUCCUUCAAGUUUACAGACCUUGAGGAGGGAUCUUACUACUACUUCCGUAUCUCUGCUGAAAAUGACCUGGGCGUAGGUGAGCCUGCUGAAUCCCCCGAGCCAAUCAGGGUGUCUCAGGCCCCCUCAGCACCAGAGAACUUGUACGUCACAGAUGUAUCAGCUGACAGUGCUAGUCUGGCAUGGAGCAAGCCUCUUCAUGACGGUGGCAGCUUGAUCACCGGAUAUGUCAUUGAGGCCCAGAAGAAGGACACUGACCAGUGGGUUCAUGUGGACACUAUGAAGGCUCUGGACUACACUGUCACAGAUCUGAUUGAGGGCGCAGAAUAUACCUUCCGCAUAAUGGCUGUCAAUGCAUCAGGCAGGAGUGACCCACGUGAGAGCAGGCCUGCUAUUAUCAGAGAGCAGACAUCCGCUCCUUCCUUUGACCUGCGAGGAGUCUACCAGAUGACGGUAACCGCCAAAGCAGGCGAUCGCGUCAAGGUGGAGAUUCCAGUGCUCGGUAAACCCAGACCUGUGGUUUCCUGGAAAAAGGGCGACAUUGGGCUCAAGGAGACACAAAGAAUCAACAUUGAAACCACACCAACGUCAACUAUUCUCAACAUUGGUGAGAUCAAGAGGACUGAUGGAGGCCAGUAUUCCAUGACAGGAAAGAACAUGCUGGGUACAGUGACUGAGACUAUCACAGUCCUGGUCCACGAUAUUCCAGGUGCUCCCACUGGUCCCAUAAAGCUGGACGAGGUUUCAUGUGAUUAUGUGCUCAUGUCUUGGGAGGCACCAGAGAAUGAUGGAGGCGUUCCCAUCAACAACUAUAUUGUUGAGAUGCGGGAGACUACUGGUACUUCCUGGAUGGAGUUGGCAGCUACAGUGAUCCGCACCACGUUCAAGGCACCCCGACUCAACACUGGAACCCAAUAUCAGUUCCGUGUCAAGGCCCAGAACAGAUAUGGCAUUGGACCAUGCAUCAUCUCUGAACCAGUGGUGGCUGCAUAUCCAUUUGAUGUGCCAGGCCAGCCAGGCACUCCUGUGGUCACAUCUUUCAACAAGGAUGCUAUGACUCUGAGCUGGAAUGAGCCUUCCUCUGAUGGAGGCAGUGUCAUCCUCGGCUAUCACGUGGACAGAAAAGAGAAAAACAGCAUUCUGUGGCAGAGAACCAGUAAAGCCAUGGUUGUCGGAAAUAUCUUCAAAUCAACAGGCCUUGUUGAUGGAAUCGGGUAUGAACACCGUGUUAUUGCUGAAAACAUGGCUGGUCUCAGCAAACCAAGCAAACCCUCUGAGACUAUGUAUGCUUUGGACCCAGUUGACCCACCAGGCAGACCUGUGGCACUGAAUGUCACCAGACAUGAGGUGACAGUUUCGUGGACCAAACCAGAGGGAGAUGGUGGCUUUUCUAUCACUGGAUACACAGUAGAGAGGAGAGAAAUGCCCAAUGGACGCUGGCUUAAAGCCAACUUUAACAACAUCCUAGAAACCAUCUACACAGUCAGUGGGCUGAUCGAAGAUGCAACUUAUGAAUUCCGUGUGUUUGCAAGAAACUCAGCUGGUGCUGUCAGUGCUCCAUCCCAGUCAUCAGAGGCAAUCACAUGCAGAGAUGACAUUGAAGAGCCCAGGAUUGAUGUUGAUUCAUCGUAUAGCAGCAAUAUUGUUGUCAUGGCAGGAGAGUUGUUCAAGCUGGAGGCCAGUGUGACUGGCAGGCCAAUCCCAUGUCUGGUAUGGACUAAGGAAGGAAAGGAGCUUGAGGAUACAGGCAAGAUAGAGAUAAAGACAACUGACUUCCACACAACUCUAACAAACAAAGACUCCCUGAGGAGGGAUGGAGGUGCUUUUACACUCACCGCCAGCAAUCCCGGUGGCUUUGCCAAGUUCACCUACAAUGUCAAGGUGCUCGACAGACCUGGGCCACCAGACUCCCUCACAGUUUCUGAUGUUGCUGCUGAGAAAUGUGUUCUUAACUGGCUACAUCCAACACAUGAUGGUGGUGCCAAGAUAGAGUACUUUAUCAUUCAGAGGCGAGAGACCAGUAGAUUGGCAUGGACAAACGUGGCCACAGAGCUCCAAGCAAACAGGUUUAAGGUCACCAAGCUCCUAAAGGGCAAUGAAUACAUCUUCAGAGUCAUGGCUGUUAACAAGUAUGGCGUGGGUGAGCCCCUGGAGUCUGAACCUGUCAUCUGUGCCAACCCGUAUGUCCCCAGUGACCCACCACAGCAGCCUGAAGUCACCACCAUUACCAAGGACUCCAUGGUUGUCUGCUGGGAGCGCCCUGAACACGAUGGAGGCAGCAGAUUAAACACCUACAUAAUUGAGAGAAGGGAUAAGACUGGUCUGCGCUGGGUGAAAUGCAACAAGAGGACUGUAACUGACCUGCGCUUUAAGGCUUCUGGCCUCACACCAGGACAUGAAUAUGAAUUUAGAGUUUUUGCUGAGAAUAAUGCUGGUCUAAGCCAGCCUAGUCUUUCCAGUCCAUUCUACAAAGCUGUAGACACCAUCUUCCAGCCUGGACCUCCAGGGAACCCCAGAGUGCUGGACACAACCAAGUCUUCCAUUACUCUUGCCUGGAACAAGCCUGUCUACGAUGGUGGUUCUGAAAUCACUGGUUACAUUGUGGAGACCUGCCUUCCUGAGGAGGAUGAGUGGACAAUACAGACUCCCAAGAAGGGAUGGACAGCCACUUCCUUCACCAUUACCAACUUGAAGGAAAACCAAGAUUACAAAAUCAACAUCUGUGCCACUAAUUGUGAGGGAGUGGGAGAACCCGCUGCUGUUCCUGGAACCCCCAAGGCUGAAGACAGACAACUUCCCCCAGAAAUUGAACUUGGAGCAGAGAUGCGUAAGGUGGUCUGCAUCAGAGCCUGUAGCACACUGAGGCUCUUUGUUCCAAUCAAGGGCAGACCAGUACCUGAAGUUAAAUGGUCAAGAGAGCAUGGAGAAUCCCUGGACAGAGCUAACAUUGAAAUCACCUCAUCAUUCACCACUCUUCAGGUAGACAAUGUUGACAGGUUUGAUGCAGGUAAAUACAUGGUAACGGUGGAAAAUGCCUCAGGAAGCAAAACAGCCUUUGUUAAUGUCCGGGUGCUUGAUACUCCUGGAGCCCCUCAAAAUCUGUUUGUCAAGGAGAUCACCAGAGAUUCAGUUUCCCUCGUUUGGGAUGCACCUCUCAUUGACGGUGGCUCUAGAGUCCGCAACUACAUUGUGGAGAAGCGAGAGUCAACUAGAAAGGCCUACUCAACAGUCUGUGCCAGCUGCCAUAAGUCCAGUUGGAAAAUUGGAGACCUGGAGGAAGGAAAAAUGUACUGCUUUAGAAUUCUCGCUGAGAAUGAAUAUGGCAUUGGUCUCCCAGUAGAGACUCUUGAAUCAAUUAAAGUGUCAGAGAAGCCCCUACCACCAGGCAAAGUGUCUCUUCUUGAUGUUACCAGCUCCAGUGUCACACUAACCUGGGAAAAGCCUGACUAUGAUGGUGGCAGCAGAAUCACAGGCUAUAUUGUUGAGAUGCAGGGUAAAGGCACUGAGAAGUGGACCCAGGUCAUGGUGGUAAAGACCAAUGUGGCUCUUGUUGCUGGCCUUACACAAGGAGAGGAGUACAUGUUCCGUAUCUCAGCCACCAAUGAAAAGGGAGUUAGUGAUCCACGCUCUCUUAGUUUGCCUGUGGUGGCUAAAGACCUAGUCAUCUCACCAACCUUCAAACUGCUUUUCAGCACUUUUAGUGUGCUAGCAGGAGAUGAUCUGAAGAUAGAUGUGCCAUAUGCUGCCUGUCCAAAGGCCACAGCAACUUGGCUCAAAGAUGGCAUUCUUCUGAAGGAGACAACAAGAGUUAAUGCUGAAGCAACAGACAAAAACCUUCACCUGGUUAUUAAGGAGGCUUGCAGAGAUGAUGUGGGCACAUACACUGUCAAACUGACCAACACAAUUGGAGAAGCAUCUACAGACCUCAGUGUCAUUGUUCUAGAUAAGCCUUGUCCCCCAACUGGCCCAAUUAAGAUGGAUGAGGUCACUGCUGACAGCAUGGUCUUGUCCUGGAAUCCACCAGAGUAUGACGGUGGAUGUGCCAUCAGCAAUUACAUUGUUGAGAAGAGAGACACAUCCACCACUAACUGGCAGAUUGUGUCAGCUACUGUGGCCAGAACCACUAUCAAGGCAGCCCGUCUGAAGACUGGAGUUGAGUACCAGUUUAGGAUUGCUGCAGAGAAUAGAUAUGGCAAGUCCUUUGUCCUGCUCUCUGAAACUAUUGUUGCUCAGUAUCCAUUUGAACUGCCCAGCUCACCACAUUCUGUUGUGGUCCAGUCAGCAACCAAGGAGAACAUGGUGGUUGUAUGGGCUACACCCAGCAAUGAUGGUGGGAGCAAAAUUCUGGGCUACCACGUGGAGCUCAAGGAGAGAAACAGUAUACUGUGGGUGAAACAGAACAAACAACUAAUCCCAGAGACCAGAUUUAAGGCUGUUGGCCUUGAGGAGGGUAUUGAAUAUGAGUUCAGAGUCUAUGCUGAGAACAUUGUUGGCCUCAGCAAAGCCAGCAAACUGAGUGAAAUGCAAGUGGCCAGAGAUCCUUGUGACAGACCAGGAAAACCAGAGGCUGUCAUUGUGACAAGAAACCGAGUGACACUCAGAUGGGCCAAACCUGAGUAUGACGGCGGCAUCAAGAUUACAGGCUAUGUGGUUGAGAAGAAGGAAGGAGCUGGCCGCUGGAUGAAAGCUAGUUUUGCCAACGUCCUUGAGACUGAAUUUGUUGUCACAGGACUUACUGAAGAUCAGAUUUAUGAGUUCCGUAUCAUCGCCAGGAAUUCAGCAGGUGUCUCCAGCCAGCCCUCUGAUUCUACUGGAUCCAUUACUGCUAAGGAUGAGGUGGAUCCACCCAAGAUUGACUUAGAAGCUAAGUACUCCCAGGCUGUGGUGGUAAAUGCUGGAGAAACAUUCAGGCUUGAGGCUGCUAUCGCUGGUAAGCCUGUGCCCACAGUACACUGGCAGAAGGAGGGCCAAGAGAUUGCUGAAGCAGCACGCCUAGAGCUCAAGAACACAGACUUUACAGCUUGCCUAGUGGUUAAAGAAGCUAUCCGUGUUGAUGGAGGUCAGUACACUUUGCUGGUAAAGAAUGUUGGAGGAGAGAAAUCCGUUAACAUUAAUGUCAAGGUCCUGGACAGACCAGGUCCACCCGAUGGCCCUAUCUCCAUCUACGGGGUCACCAGUGAAAAAUGCUCCAUUGCCUGGAAAUCUCCCCUGCAAGAUGGAGGUAGCGAUGUUUCCCAUUACAUUGUUGAGAAGAGGGAAACCAGUCGACUGGUUUGGACUGUAGUUGAACAAAAAGUUCAGACACUGAACCUGAAGAUCACAAAACUUCUUCCUGGUAAUGAGUACAUCUUCAGAGUGAUUCCAGUCAACAAAUACGGAGUUGGUGAGCCUCUGGAAUCUGGGCCGAUGAUUGCCAAAAAUCAAUUUGUCACUUCCAACUCACCGACAGAUGUAGAAGUCUCCACAAUCACCAAAGACUCAAUGGUGGUGACCUGGGAUAGACCAACUAAUGAUGGUGGAAGCGCUAUUCAGGGAUACAUUGUUGAGAAACGUGACAAGGACGGUGUGAGAUGGACCAGGUGCAACAAGCGCACAGUGAGUGAGCUUCGCUUCAGAGUGACUGGGCUCCUAGAAAACCACAGCUAUGAAUUCAGAGUUUCUGCUGAAAAUUCUGCAGGUGUUGGCACACCUAGUGCACCAACAGUGUACUACAAAGCAUUGGAUCCAAUCUUCAAAGCAGGCCCACCAAACAACCCCAAGGUGGUAGACACAUCUAGAUCCACUGUUUCCCUGACAUGGGGAAAACCCAUCUAUGAUGGUGGCUGUGAGAUUCAGGCUUACAUUGUUGAGGCCUGCAAUGUAGCAACUGAUGAGUGGUUUAUGUGCACUCCUCCAAGCGGAAUCACAAAGACCAACUUUACAGUGACAAAGCUUCUGGAGAAGCACGAAUACCAAUUCAGAGUGUGCGCCAUCAACAAAGUUGGUAUUGGGGAGCAUGCUGAUAUUUCAGGAAAGAUUCUGCUGGAGGAAAAGCUUGAGGCUCCUGAUCUUGACUUAGAUGCUGAUAUGAGAAAGAUGAUCAACAUUAGAUCAGCAAGCACCCUCAGGCUGUUUGUUCCUGUGAGAGGUCGUCCAGCUCCUGAGGUGAAAUGGGGGAAGGCUGAGGGCACGAUCAAGGAGACUGCCCUGAUUGACAAUACAAGCAGCUAUGCUUCACUUGUCAUUGAGAAUGUUGACAGAUUCGACACUGGCAAGUACAUCCUGACUGCAGAGAAUGCCAGCGGAGUGAAGUCAGUCUUCAUCAGUGUCAGAGUUUUGGAUUCACCUGGUCCACCAGCUAACUUUUUGGUGAAAGAGAUUACCAAGAAUUCCGUUACUCUCACAUGGGAGCCUCCACAUCUGGAUGGCGGCUCAAAGAUUAAGCAUUAUAUUGUUGAGAAGCGUGAGAGUACUAGGAAAGUGUAUUCUCCUAUCACCACCUGCAACAAGAUGUCAUGGAAGGUUGAGCCUUUGCCAGAGGGUGGAAUCUUCUUCUUCAGAGUCCUGGCUGAGAAUGAAUAUGGUGUGGGUCUCCCUGCUAAAACAAUAGAACCAGUUAAGAUAUCUGAAAAGCCUCAGCCACCUGGUAAAGUCAGUGUUGUGGACGUCACUUGUAGCUCCGUAACUCUCUCCUGGGAGAAGCCUGAACAUGACGGCGGCAGUAGGAUCAGUUACUAUGAAGUUGAAUUGGCACCUAAGGACAGCGAAACCUGGUCUCUGUGCGCUAGUGGGAAAGCCCUGGAGACUGUAGUGACCAAUCUGCUCAAGGGAGAGGAGUACCAGUUCAGAGUUUUUGCUGUAAAUGACAAGGGGAAAAGUGACCCCAGACAGCUGGCUCAAUCAGUUGUAGCUAAGGACCUUGUGAUUGAGCCUUCUGUUAGGCCCCAAAUGAGCACCUACAGUGUCCAGGUGGGGUAUGACCUCAAGAUUGAAGUCCCAGUUGCUGGUCAUCCAAAGCCAAGCAUCACUUGGACCAAGGAUGGAGCAGCCCUUAAGCAGACCACCAGAGUCAAUGUCACUGACUCAGCACGUCACACUACUCUCACCAUAAAAGAUGCUAUCAGAGAGGAUGGAGGCAUGUACAGCAUUAAUAUAGUCAAUUCCCUUGGAUCCAAGGAUGCCACUAUUGAGGUGAUAACCCUGGACAAACCAGGCCCACCAACAGGCCCUGUCAAAUUUGAGGAUGUCAGUGCUGAGAGUAUGACUCUUAACUGGGAACCUCCUACAUAUACAGGUGGUUGCCCAAUCUCUAACUAUGUGGUUGAGAAGAGAGACACAACAACAACCAACUGGGUGGUCUUAUCUGCCACUCUGGCAAGGACCACGCUAAAAGUGAGCAAUCUGAAGACAGGCAGUGAAUACCAGUUCAGAAUCUAUGCAGAGAACAGAUAUGGAAAAAGUUAUGCAAUUGAUUCAGCACCUAUUGUGGCUCAGUAUCCGUUCCAGGAGCCUGGCCCAUCAGGAACACCAUUUGUGGCUACAUACUCUAAGGACUAUAUGGUGGUUGAGUGGCACAAACCCCCAUCGGAUGGAGGCAGUGCCAUUUUGGGCUACCAUCUGGAACGAAAGGAGAAGAACAGUAUCCUCUGGACCAAGAUCAACAAAAUGCUCAUCCAAGACUGCAGGUUCAAAUCUGCUCCUCUUGAGGAAGGCAUUGAGUAUGAGUACAGAGUAUAUGCUGAGAAUAUUGUUGGCAUCGGAAAAUGCAGCAAAAUCUCUGAGGUGUAUGUAGCCCGUGACCCAUGUUAUCCUCCUGGCCUUCCUGAGGCUGUGAUUGUGACCAGGCACUCAGUGAAGCUGAAGUGGACUGCCCCAGAGUAUAAUGGUGGAAGCUUAAUUACUGGCUAUGUAGUGGAGAAACGUGACCUUCCUGAAGGAAAGUGGAUGAAGGCCAGCUUUGCAAAUGUAAUUGAACAUGAAUUCACAGUUACUGGUCUGACAGAACACAGUAAAUAUGAUUUCAGAGUAAUUGCAAGGAAUGCAGCUGGUGCUGUCAGCAAGCCCUCUGAGAGCACAGGAUCCAUCACAGCCAUGGAUGAAAUUGACCCACCUAAGUGUGAGACGGAUCCUAUGUACAACCAGACCAUUGUUAUCAAUGCUGGAGAGACUUUCAGUUUGGAGGCCUGUGUGGGAGGAAAGCCCAUCCCCACAGCCCAGUGGUUCAAAGGAAAUGUUGAAGUUGAAAACUCAGCAAGAGCUGAGAUCAAAAACACAGAUUUUAAGGCUUUGCUCAUUGUGAAGGAUGCCAUCAGAGUGGAUGGUGGACAGUACACACUGGUUCUGACUAAUGUGGCUGGAACUAAGACUGUUCCAUUCACUGUGAAGGUCCUGGACAGACCAGGACCCUCAGAAGGACCGCUUACUGUCAGCAAUGUCACUGAGGAAAAGUGCUCCCUGUCAUGGUUGCCCCCCAGGCACGAUGGAGGAGCUAGCAUUUCUCACUACGUCAUUCAGAAGAGAGAAACCAGCCGCCUGGCUUGGACUGUAGUCUCCAGUGACUGUGGAGCUACCAUGUUCAAAGUUACCAAACUGUUGAAGGGCAAUGAGUAUAUCUUCAGAAUCUUGGCUGUCAACAAAUACGGAACGGGCGAGCCUCUUGAAUCAGUGCCCGUUAUGAUGAGAAAUCCAUUUGUUCCCCCUGGCUCACCUCAGGAGCUUGAGAUCACAAACAUUACAAGAGACUCCAUGACUGUCUGCUGGAACCGCCCUGAGACAACUGGAGGCAGUGAGAUUGUUGGUUACAUUGUUGAGAAGAGAGACAGAGCUGGAGUGAGAUGGACAAAGUGCAACAAACGCAGAGUGACAGACUUACGUUUCAGAGUAACAGGACUGACUGAGGACCAUGAAUAUGAAUUCAAGGUAUCUGCUGAGAAUGUAGCUGGAGUGGGUCAGCCAAGCCCACCUACAUCCUACCUCAAAGCCUGUGACCCUUCCUUUGAACCGGGCUGUCCCUCCAAUGCCCAUGUGGUCAAUUUGACUAAAGACACCAUCAGUGUGGCCUGGCACCGGCCUAUCUAUGAUGGUGGUUGUGAGAUUCAAGGAUACGCUGUGGAAAUUACUAAGGCUGAUGAGGAGGAGUGGAGCAUAUGUACCCCACCCUCUGGAGUUAAUGCUACCAAGUUUACCAUCACUAAGUUGAUAGAGCACCAGGAAUACAAGGUGCGAAUAUGUGCCAUCAACAAGCUCGGUGUUGGUGAGCCCACCGAGAUCGAGGGAGUCGUGAAACCAUUAGAUAAGCUUGAUCCUCCAGAGAUGAUUCUGGAUGCAGAGCUCAGGAAGGGAAUAGUUGUCCGAGCGGGAGGCUCAAUGAGAAUCUGUAUUCCAUUCAAAGGCCAUCCUACUCCUGAGAUCAGCUGGGCCAAGGAGGAUGGAGCACUGCCCAUAAAAGCUCAGAUAGACUCUGGUGAAGACUACUCGCAGCUCUCCAUUGACAUCUGUGACAAAUAUGAUGCCGGAAAAUACAUCCUCAACUUGGAAAAUAGCGCUGGCACCAAAUCAGCCUUUGUUUCUGUUAAAGUUCUGGACACUCCAGGGGCCCCAGUGAAUCUGACAGUAAAAGACGUUAAGAGGGAAAGUGUCACUCUGACCUGGGAGCCUCCUCUUAUUGAUGGAGGUUCAAGAAUCAAGAAUUACCUGGUUGAAAAGCGUGAGUCAACCAGGAUAGUUUACUCUAAUGUGGACAACAAGUGCACAAAAACAAGCUACCGUAUCACUGGCCUCACUGAGGGAACUAUCUACUAUUUCAGAAUCUUAGCGGAGAAUGAGUUUGGUGUUGGACAGCAAGCCGAGACAGAAAGCUCAGUUAAGACCUCUGAGCCUCCUCUGUCAGUUGGUAAAGUCAAUUUGACUGAAGUGACCAAAACCUCUGCCUCUUUCUCCUGGGAGAAGCCAGACCAUGAUGGAGGCAGCAGGAUUAUAGGCUACUACAUUGAGAUGCAGCCUGUGGGUUCAGAAGAAUGGGUGGUGGCCGCCACAACCAAAACCUGCGAGGGCACUGUCACAAGCCUAAGUACGGGGCAUGAGUACCUCUUUAGAGUCUCAGCUUUCAAUGAAAAGGGCAGGAGUGACCCCAGGUCUCUGGCUGCACCAGUCACUGCUAAAGAUGUAACUAUGAAGCCCAGAUUCAUGUUGGCAUCCAACACUUACAGUGUACAGAAUGGUGAUGAUCUGAAGAUUGAGAUUCCAGUGAUUGGGCGCCCUGUUCCCAAGGUUGAAUGGAAGAAGGAUGGACAAGCUCUGAAGGAGACAACUAGACUAAAUGUAUCCAGCGCACUUUCAUCUACUAAGCUGUGCAUCAAGGAUGCAAGUAAGGAAGACUCUGGUAAAUACACCAUCACAGCCACCAGCAGUGUUGGAACAGCUGAAUUGGAGAUUACUGUCAUCAUUCUUGAAAAGCCUGGCCCACCCAAAGGCCCUGUGAAGAUUGAGGAGGUGAGCUCUAAUUAUGUGUCCCUCUCCUGGGAGCCACCAGAGUAUACUGGAGGCUGUCAGAUCAACAACUACAUUGUGGAGAAGAGAGAUACGACCACGACAGCAUGGCAGAUUGUGUCUGCUACUAUUGCCAGAUCAACCAUCAAAGUCACCAACUUGAAGACUGGAAUUGAGUAUCAAUUCAGAGUGUCUGCUGAGAAUAGAUAUGGAAAGAGUUCUUCCAUUGUGUCUUCCAAUGUUAUUGCUCAGUAUCCAUUCAGUGAGCCUGCUGCUCCUGGGACACCAAUUGUUUCUGCUGCAACAAAGGAAAACAUGGUUGUUGAGUGGAACGCUCCCACCAACAACGGAGGCAGUCCAGUCUUAGGCUAUCACUUUGAGAGAAAGGAGAAAAACAGCCUCUUGUGGACUAAACUCAACAAGCUUCUAAUCCCAGACACACGUUUCAAGACUUCAGAGCUGGAAGAAGGUAUUGAGUAUGAAUUCAGAGUUUAUGCUGAGAACAUUGCUGGACUCAGCCCAGUUAGCAAGGUAUCUGUGAGCACAGUAGCCAGGGACCCAUGUGACCCACCAGGCAAUCCUGAGGCCAUUAAUAUCACCAGAAAUCAUGUGACGCUUCAGUGGACAAGGCCACAGUAUGAUGGAGGCAGUGCAAUCACUGGCUAUGUGAUUGAGAGGAAGAAGCACCCAGAUACUCGCUGGAUGAAGGCCAGCUUCACCAACAUCAUUACUACCCAGUACACACUGACUGGCCUGACUGAGGACUGUGUUUAUGAGUACAGAGUCAUUGCCCGUAACGCUGCUGGAAUUUUCAGCCGUCCUUCUCAGAGCACAGGAGAGAUUACUGCCAAAGAUGAAAUUGAAGCUCCAGAAGCCACUAUGGAUUCUAAAUUCAAGGAUAUGACUGUUGUUAGUGCUGGUGAGACAUUUGUCAUUGAUGCCGACUAUACUGGCAAGCCUCUGCCUGAAGUAAUUUGGUUAAAGGAUGGAAAAGAGAUUGACCAAACCACACCAAGAAUGGAGGUCAAGACCACCCUCACACGUACCAUCCUGACAGUCAAGGAUUGCAUCAGAGUGGAUGGUGGCCACUUUUACCUCAAACUUGUCAAUGUAGGAGGAGUCAAGAUGGUCCCAGUUAAUGUCAAAGUUCUGGAUAGACCUGGUUCUCCAGAUGGCCCGCUAGAAGUUAAAGGGGUCACAGCUGAGAAAUGUUAUCUGCACUGGAACCAUCCCUCACAUGAUGGUGGAGCAAGCAUCUCUCACUACAUCAUUGAGAAGAGAGAGACCAGUCGUUUGUCAUGGACUAUGAUUGAGCCCAAGAUCCAGGCCAUCAGCUAUAAAAUCACAAAACUGCUGCCCGGCAAUGAAUACAUCUUUAGAGUCACUGCUGUGAAUAAAUAUGGUGUUGGUGAACCUUUGGAGUCUGAGGCUGUUAUUGCUCGUAACCCCUUCACCACUCCCAGUGCCCCCUCAACCCCAGAGACCAGCGCUAUCACUAGGGACUCCAUUGUGCUUACAUGGGAGAGACCAGAACAUAAUGGAGGAGCUGAGAUUGAAGGAUAUAUCCUUGAAAAACGUGAUAUGGAUGGCAUCAGAUGGACUAAGUGCAAUAAGAAGAGACUGAGUGACCUGAGAUUCAGAUGCACUGGCCUCACAGAGGGCCACUCCUAUGAAUUCAGGAUCUCAGCUGAAAAUGCUGGUGGUGUGGGAAAGCCUAGUGAACCAACAGAAUACAUCAAAGCCUGUGAUGCCAUUUAUCCACCAGGAGCUCCAAAUAACCCCAAAGUCACCGGCCAUUCAAGCACCACCGUUUCCCUGUCCUGGACCAGGCCUAUCUAUGAUGGUGGAGCUCAGAUAAGCGGAUAUGUUGUUGAAAGGAAAGAGGCAACUGAUGAUGAAUGGAUCACUUGCACACCACCCACUGGUGUUCAGGCCACUCACUACACUGUGAAGCAUCUGAAGGAGAAUGCAGAGUACAACUUCCGCAUCUGUGCCAUUAACUGUGAGGGAGUAGGAGAGCAUGUGGACCUACUUAGUUCUGUGAUCGCUGCAGAGAAGCUGGAGGCUCCUGAAAUUGAACUGGAUGCUGACCUGAGGAAGAUGGUCAAUGUUCGUGCGACUGCCUCCUUGCGUCUGUUUGUGACAAUCAGAGGAAAGCCAGAGCCAGAGGUCAGAUGGUCAAAGGCUGAUGGCACUUUGAAUGAGCGUGCCCAGAUUGAAGUCACAAGCUCUUACACAAUGCUGGUGAUCGAGAAUGUCGAUAGAUUCGACACUGGCAAAUAUGUACUGAACCUUGAGAACCUCAGUGGUUCUAAAUCAGCCUUCAUCAAUGUCAGAGUUCUGGACUCCCCUAGCGCUCCUACCAACCUGGUGGUUAAGGAUGUAAAGAGAACUUCUGUCUCUCUCUCCUGGGAGCCUCCUUCAAUAGAUGGUGGGGCUAAGAUAUCACACUAUAUCGUGGAGAAGAGAGAGCAGAAGAGAAUGGCUUUCACUAGUGUUUGCACCAGCUGUGUGAGGAACUCCUACAUUAUUUCUGACCUGCAAGAGGGAGGCCGAUACUAUUUCCGUGUGUUGGCUGUGAAUGAGCUUGGAGUAGGUCUGCCUGCCUCCACAGAUCAAGUCAAGGUGGCUGAGGCUCCUUUGCCUCCAGGGAAGGUCGUCCUGAUUGACGUAACUCGUCAUACAGUCUCUCUUUCCUGGGAGAAACCUGAUCAUGAUGGAGGCAGCAAGAUCACAAACUUUAUUGUUGAGAUGCAGCCAAAGGGAGAUGACAAAUGGUCCGUAUGCAGUGAAGUCAAAGCACUGGAAGCUACUAUUGGUGGACUCACAACUGGAGAGGAAUAUUCCUUCCGGGUGAUUGCUGUGAAUGAUAAGGGCAAGAGUGAUGCUAAGCCUCUGGCUACCCCUGUGGUUGUGAAGGACAUUACGAUGCUGCCCAUCGUCAACCUGUUGUACGACACAUACAGUGUGAAAGCAGGAGAUGACCUGAAGGUUGAUGUUCCCUUCAGAGGCCGACCUCAGCCUGAAGUGUCCUGGAAGAAGGACGGCCAAGCACUUAAGCAGACAACAAGGGUCAAUGUUCUUACUUCCAAGACCUCAUCCAAGAUUGUCAUCAAGGAUGCAACCAAGGAGGAUGUAGGAAAGUAUGUGAUUACUCUGACAAACUCAGUUGGCACCAGCACAGCUGAAAUAUCUGUUAUAGUCCUGGACAAACCUGGCCCACCCAGCAACAUUAAGAUGGAUGAGGUGAGCGCUGACUUCAUCUCUCUGUCUUGGGAUCCGCCAACCUAUGAUGGUGGAUGCCAAAUUAACAACUAUGUUGUGGAGAAAAGAGACACUACCACAACCUCAUGGCAGAUUGUUUCAGCCACAGUAGCCAGAACAUCAAUCAAGGUGGCUCGUCUCAUUCAGGGAACAGAGUAUCAGUUCCGUAUUGCAGCUGAGAACCGUUACGGCAAGAGUUCAGCCCUUGAUUCUACUCCCGUUAUUGCUCAGUAUCCAUUUGAUUCUCCUGGCCCUCCAACCAACGUCCAUGUUUCCCAUGCCACAAAGUAUGGCAUGCUCGUGGUGUGGGGCAGACCUUCCACUGAUGGUGGCAGCCCUGUAAUCGGUUAUCACAUUGAAUGCAAAGACCAAAGCAGCAUCCUGUGGACCAAGGUUAACAGAGGUCUGCUGGCUGAGAACCAGUUUAAAAUGACAGGCAUUGAAGAAGGCCUGCUGUAUCAGUUUAGAGUCUAUGCUGAGAAUAUGGCUGGAAUUGGUCCUUGCACUAAGGCAAGUGACCCUGUGGCUGCCAGGGAUCCAUGUGAAUCUCCACGUAACCUUAGAGUCACCAACAUUACCAGGACCUCAGUUUCCCUCUUCUGGGAGAAGCCAGAGUAUGAUGGCGGAAUAAAGAUAACUGGGUACAUUGUUGAGCGUAAAGAACUUCCCAGUGGCCGCUGGCUCAAAUGCAACUUCACCAACCUGCAAGACACCUACUUCGAUGUCACAGGCCUCACAGAAGAUGUCCAAUAUGACUUCCACGUCAUCACUAAGAAUUCUGCAGAGCUGUUGAGUGCUCCUUCAGAGAGCACUGGUCCUGUCACAGUCAAGGAUGAUGUUGACCCUCCCACUAUCAUCCUGGAAGAGAAGUUCAGACAGCUGGUUGUGAUUAAGGCUGGAGAGAUCAUUCGAAUUGAUGCUGAAAUCACGGGCCGUCCACUACCAGUUGUAUCAUGGUCUAAGGAUGGAAGGGAGAUUGAGAAGGAGGCCAGGUGUGAAAUCACGUCCACCAACUUCACAACUACACUGAUUGUCAGAGAUGCUAUCAGGAGGGACUCUGGCCAGUAUGUCCUGACCUUGCACAAUGUGGCAGGAACCAGGUCUGUGGCUAUCAACUGUAAGGUUCUGGACAGACCUGGACCUUCCUCAGGACCAUUGGCAGUAUCUGGCCUGACAGGUGAGAAAUGCACCAUAAAUUGGGGCCCCCCUCAGGAGAACGGUGGUGCUGAAAUCAUGCACUACAUUGUCGAGAAACGUGAGACCAGUCGGCUCACCUGGACUCUUGUCUUUGGUGACAUGAAAGCAACCACCUGUAAAGUGACCAAGCUGCUCAAAGGAAAUGAGUACAUCUUCAGAGUCAGGGGAGUCAACAAAUUUGGGGAUGGUGAGGCCCUGGAGAGUGAGCCAUCAAAGGCCAUGGAUCCAUUCACUGUGCCUGCCACGCCAACGAAUGUACAGGUCACCGCAAUUACUAGUGAGGCAAUGACCAUCUGUUGGGAAAGACCAGUUUCUGAUGGUGGCAGCAGUAUCGCUGGCUACGUCAUUGAAAAGCGAGAGAAGAUUGGCCUUCGCUGGUGCCGUGUCAACAAGAAACCGGUUUAUGACCUCAGAGUCAAAGCCUCAAACCUUCGUGUUGGCAGUGAGUAUGAGUACAGAGUGUUUGCAGAGAAUUCUGCUGGCCUCAGUGCUCCCAGCGUCCCUUGCCCUCUCACAAAGGCUGAAGACCCACUGUUCCUGCCUUCACCUCCUGCUAAGCCAAAGAUCAUUGACUCUUCAAAGACAACAGUCACCCUGUCAUGGAAUAAGCCCCUAUUUGAUGGUGGAUCACCUGUAACUGGUUACAGAGUCAAAUACAGGAAUACGUUCGAUGAUGAAUGGAUUACUGGAGUCCAGAAUACCAAGAACACAGAGUUUACAGUGGUGGGAUUGACACCUGGGACUGAAUAUGUGUUUGUUGUCAAGUCCAUUAACAAGAUUGGAGCGAGUGAGUCAAGUCCUGAAUCAGACAAACAGGUCGCCAAAGAAAGAGAGGAGGAGCCCGUCUUUGACAUCAGCAAUGACAUGAGGAAGACUCUUAUUGUGAAGGAUGGUAGCUCAUUCACCAUGACAGUACCCUUCAGAGGCAAACCCAUCCCCAGUGUUACAUGGACGAAGCAUGAUAUUGACCUUAGAGUUCGUGCCGCCAUUGACACCACAGACACCUUCACCUCCAUCACUUUAGAGAAAGCAACUCGCAAUGACUCUGGCAAAUACACCAUCACUUUGUCCAGCGUAGCUGGAACCUCCUGCUUGACACUCAAUGUCAGAGUCUUGGAUUCCCCUGGACCUCCUGCCCAUGUAGAGGUCAAAGACGUGACCAAGACCUCUGCUACUGUAACCUGGGACACUCCUGUGAAUGAGGGAGGAGGACCAGUUAAUAACUACCUUGUUGAUAUCCGUGAGGCCAGCAAAAAAGGCUGGACCAGGUUGACUGACGCUUGCAACAGACUGACAUACAAGGUGAUGGACGUGCUAGAGGGAGGAGUCUACUUCUUUAGAGUAACGGGCGAGAAUGAGUACGGAGUUGGUGUUUCUGCUGAGACCAAGGAGGCAACCAAAAUCACAGAAAAACCAAGCCCACCACCAAAGCUGGGUGUGACUGACGUUACGAAGGACAGUGUGUCCUUGAUCUGGGCAAAACCAGAACAAGACGGCGGCAGCAGAAUUACUGGAUACCUGUUGGAAGCUCUGGAGAUAGGCCAGGAGAAGUGGGUUAAAUGUGGCGUAACCAAGUCCAUCCACUUCACAGUGUCUGGUCUGAGGGAGAACGUUGAGUACUUCUUCAGAGUCAGAGCAGAGAACCAUGCUGGCUUCAGUGAUAUUAAGGAAAUGGUCACCCCAGUAGUAGUCAAAGACCAGCUUGAAUCUCCUGAGAUCAACAUGAAGGACUUCCCCCACAACACAGUGUAUGUUAGAGCCGGCUCCACCCUCAAGUGUGAGAUCCCACUGACGGGCCGGCCUUUGCCUAAAGUCUCCCUGUCCAAGGAUAACGUGCUACUCAAGUCAACAAUGAGGUUCAACUCUGAAGUCACCCCUGACAGCAUCAAGAUAAGUUUGCGCGAGAGCAUUGCUGGAGACUCAGGACGCUACGACAUCACUGCCUCCAACUCCAGUGGAACCACCAAAUCCUUUGUAAAUAUAAUGGUUCUGGACCGCCCCAGUGCUCCACUUGGACCUGUGGAGCUGUUUGACGUCACAGAGGACAGUGUGAGCCUGAAUUGGUCCCCACCGGCAUAUGAAGGUGGCAGCCCCAUCACCAACUACAUCAUCCAGAAGAGAGAGACAACCACAGCCAACUGGAUGGAUAUCUCUUCUGCUGUGGCCCGCUGCACCAUGAAGGUCAUGAAGCUGACCACUGGCCUGGAGUACCAAUUCAGAAUCAAGGCUGAGAACAAAUAUGGAAUCAGCGAGCACAUUGACUCGCCAACUGUAACUGUCAACCUUCCUUACACUAUUGCUGAAGCGCCAUCAACUCCAGAGAUCACUGGUGUAACCAGGGAGACCAUCACUGUCGCCUGGAAGGAGCCUGCGUCAGAUGGCGGCAGCCAUGUGUUCGGCUACCAUCUCCAGAUGAAAGACAGGAAUAGCAUCCUUUGGCAGAGGGUCAAUAAAAUGGUGAUCCGUGCAACACACCUUAAGGUCACCAACAUCAAUGCUGGGCUCAUUUACGAGUUCAAGGUAGCAGCAGAGAACGCUGCUGGAAUCAGUGCCUUCAGCAAGAUUUCUGAUGCAGUACUAGCUAUUGAUGCCUGUGAGCCACCCACCGCCGUUCGUAUAAAUGACAUCACCAAGAACUCCAUUAGCCUGGUUUGGCAGAGGCCCAACUACGAUGGCGGAUCGACAAUCACCGGUUACAUCAUUGAGAAGAGAGAGGGCGUUAGUGCCAGGUGGUUCAAGACGAACCUCACGAAUGUUUCAGAAACCCGCUUCACUGUGACGGGCCUCACCCAGGACGAGACGUACGAAUUCAGAGUCAUGGCCAGGAAUGCCGUUGGCUCAGUGAGCAACCCCUCCAUGACAGCUGGACCAGCCACAUGUGUGGACACCUACGGUGCCCCAGAGAUUGAUAUACCUCAAGAGUACUUCAACGAAGUCAAGCACAUGGCUGAAUCUAAUGUGGAGCUCAAGUUUAAUAUCAAAGCCAAACCUGCUCCAACCAUCGAGUGGUUUAAGGAUGGCAGAGAGCUUGAGCCUUCUCCCCAGCUCUCUUUCAAACACUCAUUUGAGUCCACCAGUGUGUUCCUGAAGGAAACCACUCGUCUUAACUCUGGAAUCUAUGAGGUCAAGGUGAAGAACUCCCUUGGAACUGCGACUGGCAUUGUCAGGCUGCUCAUUCAAGACAAGCCAGGCCCCCCUGAUGGAGAGAUUCAGUUUAAGAAGGUGACGGCCGACAACAUCACCAUCAUGUGGUCCCCGCCUGCCGACGAGGGCGGUGCCAUGGUCACGCAUUAUAUUGUGGAAAAGAGGGAGACCAGCAGGGUCAUGUGGUCCAUUAUCUCAGAGAAAUUGGUCGACUGCAUUGUUAACGUGCCCAGACUUAUCCACGGCAAUGAGUACAUCUUCAGAAUCCGAGGAGUCAACAAGUAUGGCGUUGGAGACCCACUGGAGUCUGAACCUAUAGUCGCAAAGAACGCGUUCGUUACUCCUAGCGAGCCAUCCAAGCCUCAAGUGUCCAUGAUCACCAAGUCUACCAUGACAGUGAUCUGGGAAAGACCGGCGGUGGAUGGAGGCAGCGACAUCGACGGCUACUACCUGGAGAAGAGGGAGAAGAAGAGUCUGCAGUGGUUCAAGGUGGUGAAGGGCACCAUCAGAGACACCAGGCAGAAAGUCACCAACCUGACGGAGAACAACGAGUACCAGUACAGAGUGUGUGCUGUCAACAAGGCUGGAGCAGGAAACUACUCUGAGGCUUCUGACCUCUACAAGGCCUACGACCCCAUCGAUCUGCCUGGUGAGCCAUCCAAGCUGCGCGUGGUCGAUUCCACAAAGACCUCCAUCACCCUCGGCUGGGAGAAGCCCGUCUACGAUGGCGGCAGUGAAGUCACACACUACAUCCUGGACCAGUUGAACACAGAGGAAAAAGAAUGGGUGACCAUCAACCUGCAGGUCAAGACCUGCGAGUAUGUGGUGUCUCACCUCAAACCAGGAUCCUACUACUUCUUCAAAGUCUUUGCUGUCAACUCCAAGGGGAAAGGAGAAGACAUCAGAAUGUACCAGCCCGUGCAAGCCAAAGAUAUUUUGGAGGAGGCCGAUUUGGAUUUGGACGUUCCCAUGAAGACCCAGUACACAGCCCGGGCCGGCCGUGACGUAGAAGUGUUCAUCCCCCUGAAGGGACGCCCCACCCCCAACAUCACAUGGCGCCGCAGCGACCGCAACAUUGCUGCUAACAAACGCUACACCAUCACCAGCACCGAGCGAGCCACCACGCUCCUCAUCCCCAAGGUCACCCGCGAUGACUGCGGCAAGUACCUGCUGGAGAUUGAGAAUGGCGUGGGAGAACCCAAGGUCAUCACCGUGUCCCUGAAGGUUCUGGACAGUCCAGCUACCUGCCAGAAACUGAUAGUCAAGAACGUGACGAGAAGCAAGCUGACCCUGAGCUGGGAGGCUCCUCUCAUUGAAGGCGGUUCCCCUGUCACUCAUUACAUUGUGGAGAAGAAGGCCUCGACCAUGAAGGCUUACCAGAUGAUCGAUGCCGAGUGUGCCAACACAACUUACAAGGUGUCCGACCUGGAGGAAGAUGUAGCUUACUUCUUCCGUGUUUCUGCUGAAAAUGAGUACGGCGUGGGCGACACCUGUGAAACCACCGAGCCAGUAAGAGCCACGGAGACACCUGGAGCUGUCAAGAACCUGGUGAUGGCGGACUCCACAAAGAACUCUGUUACCUUGCAGUGGGAUAGACCAGACCACAACGGCGGCAGCCACAUCACUGACUACAUCAUUGAGAAGAGAACCGCAGAAGAAACCAACUGGACUUUGGGAGCCACAUGCAAGCGCUUGAACUGUGAGGUGACGGGACUCAAGGAGAACGACGUAAUGGACUUCAGAGUGUUCGCCAAGAAUGAGAAGGGCAACAGCGACUUCUCCAUGAUUAGUGACAUCAUAGUAAUGGACUUCAUCAUCCCGCCCGAGGCCAGUCUCAGUGACUAUCCCAAUGGCGAGCUUGCUGUUCGUAUUGGUCAGAACAUCCACAUUGAGUUGCCCUUCAAGGGAAAACCAAGACCUGCAACCAGCUGGCUAAAGGACAACUUGCCUCUGAAGGAAUCUGAUAUUAUUCGCUUCAGGACGACUGACAACAAGACCGCAGUCACAGUCAGAGGAGUCAAGAAGGAGCAUGCCGGCCAGUACACCUUGGUUCUGGACAACAGAGUCAUAAAGAACUACUUUGACAUUAAUGUGAUCACUCUGGGACCCCCCUCGGUGCCAGUUGGACCCAUCCGCUUCGAUGAGGUCAAAGCUCAGAGUAUCAUCAUUUCCUGGGAUGAGCCGAAGGAAGACGGAGGUGGUGAGAUCACCUGCUACAGCGUGGAGAAACGUGAGACUUCCCAGGCCAACUGGAAAAUGGUCUGCUCCAGUGUUGUCAGGGCCACCUUUAAGAUACCCAACCUGGUAAAGGGAAUUCAGUACCAGUUUAGAGUCCGUGCAGAGAACAAGUAUGGAGUCAGUGAAUCACUCACCUCCUCAGAAAUUGUUGCCCAACACCAGUACAAACCUCCAGGGCCACCCGCAAAGCCAGUGGCCUUCAACGUCACCAGUGAUGGUAUGACCAUCAGGUGGGAGGCCCCAGGCUUCGACGGAGGAUCCCCCAUUCUGGGCUAUCAUGUGGAAAAGAAGGACAGGAACAGUCUCCUGUGGCAGAAGGUGAAUUCGACCAUCAUCUCCAACAAGGAGUACAGGAUCAUUGGCCUCAUAGAAGGCCUGGAGUACUCCUUCAGAGUCUACGCUGAGAACAACGCCGGACUCAGCCCAAUGAGCGAACAGAGCAAGCAUGCACUCGCCAUCUCCCCUGUUGAUCCACCUGGUAACCCCGUCUGCAUCGAUGUCACCAGAGACUCAGUCACCCUCCAGUGGAACAUCCCCAAGAAGGAUGGCGGCAGCAAAAUUGUUGCCUACAGUGUGGAGCGGCGCCAAGGAAGAGGCAAAUGGCUGCGAUGCAACUUUACCGAUAUCUGCGAGACCCAGUUCACCGUGACCGGUCUGUCCGCUGGAGACAGAUUUGAGUUCAGAGUCAUCGCCAGGAACGCUGUCGGCACAGUCAGUCCGCCAUCCAACUCCUCCGGAUACAUUAUGACCAAGGAUGAGAGCAUUUCUCCUGAGAUCGAGUGGUCUCCAGACCAGCUGCUCACGCUGAAGGCCGGAGAGAACAUUAAGCUCAACUGCAGCAUCACCGGACGUCCCGUCCCUCAGGUGGUGUGGUACAAGGAUGGCAAAGAGAUUGACAAGAGGACCAUGUAUGACAUCGAGGUUACCAGCGGCAUUGGCACCAGCAGUCUUUUUGUUCGCGAUGCCGACAGGAACCACCGUGGCAUCUACACCGUAGAGGCCAAGAACAGCUCGGGCACGAAGAAAGCUGACGCCAAUGUCAGAGUGCAAGACACCCCCGGACCCGUUGAUGGUCCCAUCCGGUUCACCGGCAUCACGGCUGAGAAGUGCACCGUGUGGUGGAACCCGCCAGAAAACGACGGCUGUGCUGCCAUCAGCCACUACGUGGUGGAGAAGAGGGAGACCUCCAGGAUCUCCUGGGCCUUGGUCACUUCCAAAUGCGAAGCCUGUUCUUACAAUGCUGCCAACCUCAUCAAGGGCAACGAAUACCAGUUCAGAAUCUCUGCUGUCAACAAGUUUGGUGUUGGAAAAUCACUGGACUCUGAUCCCAUCGUCGCACAGAUGCAAUACACCGUGCCCGAUACCCCUGGUACUCCAGAUGCCACCCAUGUGACCGGAAACAGCAUCACCGUGUGCUGGACCAGGCCACGGUCCGAUGGAGGUAAUGAGAUCAAACACUACAUCCUGGAGAGGAGAGAGAAGAAGAGCCUGCGCUGGUUGAAGGUCUCCUCCAAGAGGCCCAUCACUGAGCUCAGACACCGGGUCAUCAACCUCACCGAGGGCAACGAGUACGAGUUCCGCGUCAUGGCUGAAAACGGGGCUGGAAUCGGACCGGCCAGCAGCACUUCCAGACUCUUCAAAUGCAAGGAACCAACCAGUGCUCCCAGUGCCCCCACAUUAAUCAAGGUCACCGACUCCACCAAGUCCUCCGUCACCAUUGAAUGGACCAAACCGGUCUUCGAUGGCGGCUUGGGAAUCAUCGGCUACAAUAUCGACAUGUGCAAGGCCAGUCUGGAGGAGUGGCACCGAGUCAACAACCAGCUGUGCAUCGACACCAGAUACACUUCCAAGGGAUUGGUGCCCGGAGAGCUCUACAAGUUCAGGGUCAGCGCUGUGAACGGAUCCGGAGAGGGCGACGCCUCGGUGCUGCCGAGCGCCGUCCAGGCUCUGGACAGACUUACGUCGCCCGAGAUCGACAUUGAUGCCAACUUCAAGCAGACUCACAUUGUGAAGAAUGGAGGCACCGUCACCCUUCAAGUUGCCUUCCGCGGCAAACCGGUUCCUCUCGCCACCUGGUCUAAGAUAGAUGGUGAGCUGCCCGUCAUGGGCGAUAUCAACACCACGGAUUCCUUAUCCACUCUGACCAUCGAGGGCUGCACGAGGUACGAAGCGGGCAAAUACAUCCUGUCCCUGGAGAACAACAGCGGCCGCAAGUCCAUCACGUUCACUGUCAAAGUACUGGACACACCCGGACCUCCAGGAGCCAUCACCUUCAAAGACGUUAUCCGCGGAGCCUUGACUGUUAUGUGGGAUGCCCCCACGAAUGACGGCGGAGCCCGCAUCCACCACUACAUUGUUGACAAGCGUGAGGCCAGCCGCCUCGCCUGGCAGGAAGUUAGCGCCAAGUCCUCUCGCCAGAUGAUUAGGGUCACUGGUCUGGAUAUCGGUGUGCCAUAUCUGUUCAGGGUGAUUGCUGUAAACCAGUAUGGCCAGGGAGAAGCUCACGAGAUGACGCAGCCCAUCAUUGCCACAGAGGAACCCGCACCACCCAAGAGACUGGAUGUUGUUGACACCACCAACUCCACAGCGUCCCUGGCGUGGCUAAAGCCCGAGCAUGACGGAGGCAGCCGCAUCAGAGGCUACAUCGUCGAAUUCAGAGCUAAAGGCACUGACCGCUGGGUUGUUAGUGGAGAGACCAAAUCCCAGAAGAUGCUGUUGGAGGGUCUCAUUCAGAACACAGAGUAUGACUUCAGAGUCAAGGCCAAGAACGAUGCUGGAAUCAGCGAGCCUCAGGGCACCUUCAGCUCCGUGGUCAUCAAGGAGCCUUGCAUCGAACCGACUGCUGACCUCAGCAGCAUCACCAACCAGCUCAUCACCUGCAAGAUCUCCAACACCUUCACAAUCGACAUCCCCAUCAGCGGCAGGCCUGCACCAAAGGUCACCUGGAAGCUGGAGGAGAUGAAGCUGAAGGAGUCCGACAGAGUCUCCAUCAAAACCACAAAGGAAAGCACCACUUUGGUGGUGAAAGACAGCAAGAGAAGCGACAGCGGCAAGUACUACCUGAGCCUGGAGAAUGCCGCCGGCGUAAAGACGUUCACAGUCACCGUGGCUGUUGUCGGCAGACCGACUGCACCCACCGGCCCAGUGGAAAUCUCUGCAGUGUCCUCAGAGUCCUGCAACCUGGCCUGGUCCGAGCCAGCCGACGAUGGAGGCACUGACAUCACCAACUACAUCGUGGAGAAACGAGAGUCCGGCUCCGCCUCUUGGCAAGUAGUGAACUCCAGCGUCAAGAGGACCACCAUCAAAGUGACCCACCUGACCAAGUAUAUGGAGUACACCUUCAGGGUCUGCGCCGAGAACAAGUUUGGAGUCAGCAAGUCCACCGAGUCUGCUGCUGUUGUGAUUGAGCAUCCAUACGUUGCUCCAAGUCCUCCAACCCGUCCAGACGUGGUGUCCGUGUCGGCGAACGCCAUCAGCAUCAAAUGGGACUUGCCGUAUGACGACGGUGGCAGCAAGGUGACGGGCUACUGGAUCGAGAAGAAGGAGAGAAACACCAUCCUGUGGGUGAGGGACAACAAGUUGCCCUGCCUGGACUGCCAAUACAAGGCGUCCAGCCUCAUCGAGGGCCUGGAGUACCAGUUCAGGGUCUACGCCAUGAACAUCUCCGGAUUCAGCAAGGCCAGCGAGGCUUCCAGACCCGUAGUGGCGCUCAAUCCUGUUGAUCCUCCUGGUAGACCCGAGGUGACGGACAUCACCCGAUCCUCCGUGUCCUUGUGCUGGACCGUGCCGCAGAACGACGGCGGCAGCCGGAUCGUCGGUUACGUGGUGGAGAGGAAAGUCUACAGCGCGGACGAGUGGGACGACAACCGCUGGCUGAAGUGCAACUACACCACCAUCAGUGAGAACUACUUCACCGUCACCAGCCUGGGAGAGGGAGAGACCCUCGAGUACCGCGUCUUCGCCAAGAAUGCCGCCGGCGUCCACAGUGCCCCCUCGGAGGUCACCGGACCGGUCACGUGCAAGGACGAAUACUCUCCUCCCAAAGCUGAGCUGGACAGUAAGCUGGUGGGCGAGACCAUCACGGUCCACGCCGGCACCGACCUGGUCCUGGACGGGGCCGUGGGGGGGAAACCGGAGCCCACGGUGUACUGGUCGAAGGGCGACAAGGUGCUGGAGCUCGGCGAGAAAUACUCGCUGACCUACACCGCCACCCGAGCCAUGGCCGUCAUCAAGAGCUGCGACAGAUACGACACGGGCAGAUACAUCCUGACCGUCAAGAACGCCAGCGGAGUCAAGACCGCCGCCGUCAGCGUCAAAGUUCUGGACACUCCCGGAGCUCCGGCUGAAAACAUCGCCAUCAGCAGGGUGACGGAGGAGAAGUGCACGGUGUCCUGGAAGAUCCCUCUGGAGGACGGCGGAGACAUCGUCACGCAUUACAUCGUGGAGCGCCGCGAGACCAGCCGGCUCAACUGGGUCAUCAUGGAGAUGGAGUGCAAGACGCUGUCGUGCGUCAGCUCCCGGCUGAUCAAGAGCAACGAGUACAUCUUCAGGGUCCGAGGAGUCAACAAGUUCGGGCCCGGCGUCGCUCUGGAGUCGGAACCCGUCAUCGCCAGGAACGCCUACACCUUCCCGACCCCGCCGGGCGCUCCGGAGCCCACGGCGGUGGGUAAAGAGCACGUCGUCAUCGAGUGGCUGAAGCCCGAGAGCGACGGAGGCAGCGAGAUCAAAACCUACAUCGUGGACAAGCGAGAGACGAGCAGCACCAGGUGGACCCGGGUGAAUAAGAACUACACCAUCUACGACACCCGUCUGAAGAUCACGGGCCUGCUGGAGGGCAGCGAGUACCAGUUCAGGGUGACGGCUGUCAACGCUGCAGGAGGCAGCCAGCCGAGCGACACCUCGCCGUACAUCCUCUGCAAAGAGCCCACAUACACCCCGGCUUCUCCAUCAACGCCUCGUAUCACCGACACGACCAAGCACAGCAUCAGCCUGGCCUGGACCCGGCCCAUGUACGACGGCGGCUCGGACGUCAGCGGCUACGUGGUGGAGAUCCUGGAGGAGGGCACCGAGCAGUGGUACCGCGCCACCGCCAAAGCCCUCAAGACCACCCAGUACGUGGCCGCCGGCCUGGCAUCCAACAAGAAGUACAGGUUCAGAGUCGCCGCCAUCAACUGCAAGGGCACCGGCGAGUUCAGUGAACCGAGUGCCGAGGUUGAGCCGCUGGAGAAAAUCGAAAUGCCCGACCUGGAAUUGGCCGACGACCUGAAGAAGACGGUGUGUCUGCGCGCCGGAGGAACCAUGCGUCUGGUUGUGUUUGUUACCGGCCGGCCGGCACCAGUGGUGGCCUGGAGGAAGACGGGCGUGGAGCUGCAGAGCCGCGGCUACAUCGAGACCACCGACAGUUACACCGCCCUGACGGUGGAGAAUAUCAGUCGCUACGACUCCGGAAAAUACGUUGUGGAGGCAGAGAACCCGUCUGGCAAGAAGACUGCCACCAUCCUGGUGAAAGUCUACGACACUCCUGGUCCUCCGAGUUCCGUGAAUGUGAAGGACUACACCAAGGAGUCCGUGGUGAUCACCUGGGACGUCCCGAGCAUUGACGGCGGCGCUCACGUCAGCAACUACAUCAUCGAGAAGCGUGACGCCAACAUGAAAUCGUACAAGACCGUGACCACGGAAUGCAGGAAGACCCUGUUCAGGAUCACCGGUCUGGAGCAGGGAGUGCACUACUUCUUCAGAGUUCUGCCCGAGAACAUCUACGGCGUCGGCGAGCCCUGCGAGACGACCGAGGCCGUGCUGUUGUGCGAGGUCCCGUCAGUGCCUCAGGACCUCCAGGUCGUUGAUGUCACCAAGUCCUCCGUCACGCUGCACUGGCUGAAGCCGCUGCACGACGGCAGAAGCAGGCUGACCGGCUACGUCUUAGAAGCCUGCAAGGUGGGGACGGACAGGUGGAGCGUCGUGGCAACGGUCAAGGCCUCGGUGUCCCAGCACACCAUCCAGUCUCUGACCGAGAACGACCAGUACCUGUUCAGGGUUCGAGCAACUAACAGCAGGGGGACCAGCGAGCCGAUGGACACCGUCACUCCUGUUGUCAUCCAGGAUAUCAAGGUGAUGCCCAAGAUCGACAUGACCAGCAUCCCUCAGAAGAUCGUCCACGUGCACCGCGGCAAACCCAUCGACCUCAACAUCCCCAUCAAUGCCAAGCCGCAGCCGGUCUGCUCCUGGUUCUUCUGCGGCGUCAAGCUGAAGGACAGCCUGGACCGCAUCAAGAUCGACAGCAACGGGAAAUACACCCACCUGGUCAUCCGCGAAACCACCAUCAACGACACAGGAAACUACUCGCUGGAGGUGAAGAACGCCGUCGGCACGGCAAAAGAGGUCAUCAAGGUCAUCAUCCUCGACAAACCCGGCCUCCCAGUCGGCCCAGUGAAGAUCGAGGAGAACGACGGCGUGUCGGUGACAAUCAGCUGGGAACCCCCAGAGAAGGACGGGGGCGCCAACGUCAGCGGCUACGUGGUGGAGCAGCGCGAUGCCCACCGGCCGGGCUGGAUCACCAUCUCGGAGUCUGUGACUCGACCCUGCUUCAAGUUCACCAGACUGAACGAGGGCACCGAGUACGUGUUCCGCGCCGCUGCCAUGAAUCGCUUCGGUGUCGGCAGCUUCCUGCAGUCGGAGGUGGUGGAGUGCAAGAGCGCUAAGACCAUCCCUGGACCCCCGAGCGGACCGGAGGUGCUUGAUGUCACACACGAAGGCAUGACCCUAACCUGGCAACCGCCCGAGGAUAACGGUGGCUCCAGCAUUGCCGGCUACAUCAUCGAACGCAAGGAGGCGCGCUCCGACAGGUGGAUGAAGAUCAACAAGAACCCCGUCACCAUGACCCGGUACCGCUCCUCUGGCCUGAUAGAAGGCCUGGAAUACGAACACCGCGUCACCGCCAUCAACUCCAGAGGAUCCGGCAAACCCAGCGAGAGCUCAGCCAUCACCGUUGCGAUGGAUCCCAUCGAGCCUCCAGGUCCUCCGAUUCAGCCCACCGUCACCGACACCACCAGGACCUCAGUCACUCUGGCCUGGCAGCCCCCCGAAGAAGAGGGCGGUGCCGUCAUUACUGGUUACUUCAUCGAGAUGCAGAAGGUGGACCAGGUGGAAUGGACGCUGUGCAACACUACGCCCACCAAGAUGUGCGAUUACACGCUCACCCACAUGCCCCAGGGCGCCGAGUACAAGUUCAGGGUCAUCGCCUGCAACGCUGGUGGUUCUGGAGAGCCUGCCGAUAUCCCUGGAGUGGUCAAAGUCCAGGAGAUGCUUGGUCAUCCCGACUACGAGCUGGAUCACAGUUAUGAGGAGGGCUACGUGGUGCGGCAGGGUGGAGUCAUCCAUCUGUCUGUGCCCAUCAAGGGGAAACCCAUCCCGAUAUGCAAGUGGACCAAGGACGGGCGCGACAUCUCCCACCGGGCCAUGAUUGCCACCCAUGAUGACAUCACCGAACUGGUCAUCAAAGAGGCGCACAAAGACGACACCGGUACCUACGACCUGGUGCUGGAGAACAAAUGUGGCAGGAAGGCCGUAUAUAUCAAGGUGAAGGUGAUCGGUCGCCCAGACAUCCCAGAAGGCCCUCUGGAGUUUGAUGACAUUCAGGCCAGAUCGGUCCGGGUCAGCUGGAGGCCACCGUCAGAUGACGGCGGCUCCGACAUUCUGGGAUACAUCGUGGAAAGGCGGGAGGUACCCAAGGUCGCCUGGUGCACAGUUGACUCCCGGGUCAUCGAGAGCUCUCUGGUGGUGAAGGGCCUGAAGGAGAAUGUGCAGUACCACUUCAAGAUUUCUGCCGAGAACCAGUUCGGCAUCAGCAGAUCUCUCAAGUCAGAUGAGGCUGUUACACCGAAAACACCACUUUGCCCUCCAGAGCCUCCCAGCAAUCCCCCAGAGAUCAUGGAAGUGACCAAGACCACGGUGUCUCUGUCCUGGGCCCGGCCACGGGACGAUGGAGGCUCCCGCGUCACAGGGUACUUCGUGGAAAGGAGAGAGGUGUCGACAGAGAAGUGGGUCCGACACAACAAGACCCACAUCACCACCACCAUGUAUAACGUCACCGGUCUGAUCCCCGAUGCGGAGUACAUGUUCAGAGUGGUGGCUCAGAACGACAUUGGGCAGAGCGAGCCCGGUCCUGCUUCAGAGUCCAUGGUCUGCAAAGAUCCCUUUGACAAACCCAGCCAACCAGGAGAAAUCUCCAUCAUCUCCAUCACCAAAGACUGCAUCACCAUCCACUGGCUCAGGCCAGAGCAUGACGGCGGAAAGGAGAUUCUGGGCUACUGGAUCGAGUUUAGGCAGGCGGGAGAAAGUGCCUGGAAGAAGUGCACCAAGGAGCGCUCCAAAGAUCGCCAGUUCACCAUGGGCGGUUUGAUGGAGGCCACCGAGUACGAGUUCAGGAUCUUCGCCGAGAACGAGACUGGACUCAGCCGACCUCGACGCACGCCCAUGGGCAUCAAGACCAAACUGAGCGUUGGUGAGAUUCCAGCUUUGAAGGAAGAGAUCCAGGACGUCACCACCAAGCUUGGCGAGUCCGGCACUCUCACUUGUGGCAUCAUUGGCAGACCUCUACCCGAGAUCAAGUGGUACCGCUACGGCAAGGAACUGAUCCAGAGCCGCAAGUACAAGAUGAGCUCGGAUGGCCGUAACCACUCCCUCAUCAUCAUGACGGACGAGCAGGAAGACGAGGGCAUGUACACCUGCAGGGCCAUCAACGAAGCCGGAGAGAUCGAGACCAGCGGCAAACUGCGACUGCAGGCGGCGCCCCAGUUCCACCCCGGCUUCCCUCUGAAGGAGAAGUAUUUCGCCGGGGCGGGCACGAGCCUCCGCCUCCAUGUCGUCUACAUCGGACGUCCCAUCCCUCAAAUCAUGUGGUUCUACGACAAGAAGCCCCUGAACGCAUCCGAGAAUGUUAUUAUUGAAAACACUGAAAGCUACUCCCACCUGGUGGUGAGGAACGCCCAGAGGAAGACCAACGCCGGCCGCUACAAGGUGCAGCUCAGCAAUGUGUACGGAACCGUUGACACUGUGCUCCGCGUUGAAAUCCAAGAUAAACCAUGCAUCCCUGAGGGCCCUGUUGUUGUUGACGCCCUACUGAAGAGCUCAAUUGUCAUCAGCUGGAAGGCUCCAAAGGAUGACGGAGGCUCCAUGAUCACCAACUACAUCGUGGAGAAACGUGAGGCCAAAGAAGGCGAGCAGUGGCACCUGGUGUCCUCCUCCGUUUCUGGCACCACCUGCCGCAUCCCCAACCUGAUAGAGAGCGCCGGCUACUACUUCAGAGUCUCUGCCAAGAACCAAUACGGAGUCAGCGAGUCUCUGGAGAUCCCAUCGGUGGUCAUCGUUAAGAGUCCAUUCGAAAAACCUGGCAUCCCACAACAGCCCUUCAUCAUCAGCUCCACCAAGGACUCCUGUGUGGUCUGCUGGAAGCCUCCAAGCAGCGACGGUGGAGCUAAAAUCUCCAGCUACUACCUGGAAAAACGUGAGAAGAAGCAGAACAAGUGGAUGUCAGUAACCAGCAAGAAGAUGGUGGAGACCAGCUUCGAGGUCACAGGCUUGAUCGAGGGCUUCGAGUACGAGUUCCGCGUCAAGUGUGAGAACUUGGGCGGUGAAAGUGACUGGAGUGAGAUCUCAGCGCCGAUCAUCCCCAAGUCCGACCAGUCUCCCCGUGCUCCCGCGUUCAGGGAGGAGAUCCGGGACAUGACCGUCAAAUACCAGGCCAAUGCCACCUUUGUCACCAAGGUGGUGGGAUAUCCCAAACCUCUGGUGAAAUGGUACCGCAGUGGAAAAGAGAUCGAGGCAGAUGGAACCAAGAUUAAAGCCCAGGAGUUCAAGGGAGGCUACUACCAGCUGGUCAUCACCACUGCUGAUGAGACCGAUGCCACCGUUUACCAAGUCAGAGCCACCAACUCCUCAGGAUCCAUCUCUACAACAGCCAACCUGGAGGUGGAAGUUCCUGCUAAGAUCCACCUGCCCAAGGAGCUCCAGGGAAUGGGAGCAGUCCAUGCUGUCCGUGGUGAUCACGUCACCAUCAAGAUCCCCAUUUCUGGCAAACCUGAGCCAGCAAUCAUCUGGCAGAAGGGACAGGAGAUCCUCUCCAACUCUCCUUAUCACCAAGUCAUCACCACCAGAUCCUUCACCACCCUGGUGUUCCAGAAGGGAAUGGAGAGGAAGGACACUGGCUACUACAUUAUAACAGCAAAGAACAGGUUCGGAACGGACAAGCAAACCAUUGAGGUGAACGUGGCUGACAUACCUGAAGCUCCGAAGGGUCUGGUUGUCAGCGACAUCGCUCGGGACUCCAUCACUUUGACCUGGGAGCCGCCUGUCAAUGAUGGUGGAAGCGACAUCAUUAACUACGUUGUGGAGAAGUGUCCCACCACUGCCGACAGGUGGAUCCGUGCUGGACAUACCACUGACUGCAGCAUUACCAUUAUCAACAUUUUCGGAAAGACCAAGUACCAGUUCCGCGUCAUCGCCGAAAACCAGUUUGGCCUGAGCCCUCCUUCUCAGCCAACCGAGCCCAUUACCACGAAGGAAGACAAGUCUGUGAUUAGGAACUACGACGAGGAAGUGGACGAAACCAGAGAGAUCACCACGGAGGAGGCUCUGUUCUACAAGGUGAAGGAGCUUUCCUCCAAGUACGUCAUCUCUGAGGAAAUUGCUCGCUGCCAGUUUGGAGUGGUCCACCGCUGCACGGAGAUUGCCACAAAGAAGACCUUCAUGGCCAAGUUCAUCAAGGUCAAAGGAACUGACCGUGAGUUGGUUCUCAGAGAAAUUGAAGCUCUCAACGUAGCAAGGCACAUGAAUAUCAUCUACCUGCAUGAAUACUUUGAAAGCAUGGAGGAGAUCAUCCUCAUCUUUGAAUUCUUGUCUGGAGUUGACAUCUUCGAGCGCCUCGGCACUAGCAACUUUGAGCUGACGGAGCAGGAGAUCGUCCGCUACCUGAGACAAGUCUGCUCUGCCCUCAAGUUCAUGCAUAGCCACAACUUCGGCCACUUUGAUAUCCGCCCAGACAACAUUGUCUAUACUACACGGAGAAGCACCACCGUAAAGAUUAUUGAGAUGGGUCAGGCUCGGCUGCUGGUGCCAGGAGAAAACAUCAGAAUGCUGUUCUCAGCUCCGGAGUACUGCGCCCCUGAGAUCCACCGUCACGACAUGGUCACGACAGCCACCGACAUGUGGUCUGUUGGUGUUUUGGCCUAUGUUUUGCUCAGCGGCCUUAAUCCGUUUGGGGCAGAGUCCAUUACACAGAUGAUUGAGAACAUCUCCAACUGUGAAUACAUCUUUGACAGUGAAGCGUUUAAGGACAUCAGCCUCGAAGCGAUGGACUUUGUCGACAGACUUCUGGUCAAAGACAGGAAGCUCCGUAUGACCGCCCACGAGGCCCUGGAGCACCCAUGGCUCAAGAUGAAGAUUGAGCAUGUCAGCAGCAAGGUCAUUCGCACAUUGAGACACAGAAGGUACUACCAGACUCUGGUAAAGAGAACAGACACCAUUGUAUCUGCAGCCCGUAUCGCCUAUGGCGGCGCCUUCAAGAACCAGAGAGGAUUGGCCGUGGGUAAAGUGAAGAUUGGAACUGAGUACCAUGGCCUUCGCACUGGCCCAGUCAUGCAUGGCUCCGCUGAAGAAGGCGGCCAUGUCAGAUUCACUUGUAGCAUCACCAACUAUGACAAGAGUACUCAGGUGUCAUGGUACCAUGGAAACCGUCAGCUGCACGCAAGCACCAAGUAUGAAAUCACGUACAGUAAUGGUUUAGCCAGCAUCUAUGUGAAGGACAUUGAAGAGAGUGAUGAUGGGGUGUACAGAUGCAAGGUGGUGAGUGAUGAGGGAGAGGACAGUGCUUAUGGAGAGCUGUUUGUUGAGACCGUGAGGAGCAUCAGAGAGUACUACGUCAGCCGCUCCAUCAAGAAGCUGAGGAGGAGAGUUGACAGGACUAAACUCCUGCAGAGGCCGCCAGAGUUCACUUUGCCGCUCUACAAUCGCUCCGCGUACAUUGGCGAAGAUGUGCGCUUCGGCGUCACCAUCACUGUCCACCCAGAGCCUCAAGUUACAUGGCUGAAGAAUGGGGAGAGAAUCAAGCCUGGUGAAGAUGACAGGAAGUACACGUUCACCAGUGACAAGGGUCUUUACCAGUUGAUGAUCCACAACUUGAGUUUGGACGAUGAUGCAGAGUACAUGGUCAUGGCCCACAACAAGUUUGGAGAAGACAGCUGCAAGGCCCGUCUCUCUGUGACACCUCAUCCCGUAACUGAGGAAACUAUGAGGCCAAUGUUCAAACGUCUGCUGGCUAAUGUCGAUUGUGUCGAGGGAUACAGCGUCCGCUUUGAGCUCAGAGUCUCAGGAAGCCCAACUCCUGCUCUGAAAUGGCAGAAGGACGGCCAUCCACUCCAGUUUGGGGCCAAGGUUGUUGUCAUACAGGAGGACGUUGACUACCAUGUCUUGCACAUCAGAGAUACUCUGCUCGAGGACGCCGGUCUGUACAAGGUUACUGCAACUAACUCUGCUGGCUCUGCAAGCUGCCAGGCUACACUGAAGGUGGACCGCCUUACCUACACCAGGAGAGAGUAUAAGAGCGAGGAGGAGAAAUACAGACACGUACAGAAACAAAUUGAAAAGACGAACAAGAUGGCCCUGAAAAUUGUUGCCACUGAGGAUCUCGUACCUUUCAACCCAACAGCCCAGGACGCACUCAAAUUCGCUGCAGAGAUGUACAAGCCUGCAGUGAGCACCAAGAACGUUGAGGGCGAGUUCGACAUCACAGUGGAGAAGUCUGAGACCAAGAAGCUGGAGGAGGAGAGGAGGAUCUUCAUGCCGUAUGAGAUCCCUGAGCCUGUGGUCCAUGAUCCCAGAGCUCUGGGUGAGGACAAAACCAUCAAACAGUUUGUGCCUCUCUCUGACAUGAAGUGGUACAGAAAACUUAGGGACCAGUAUGAGGUUUCAGAGAAAAUGGAGAGGAUUGUGCAGAAGAGGCAGAGACGUAUUCGCCUGUCCAGGUGGGAGCAGUUCUAUGUCAUGCCCCUCCCGAGAAUCACCGACCAGUACAGGCCAAGAUGGCGUAUUCCAAAAUUCACUCUGGAUGACUUGGAGACUGUCAGGCCCGCCCGCCGGUCACCUUCUCCUGAAUCAGAGGUCUCCUUCAGAUCCAGAAGAAGAUCUCUGGGAGACAUUAGUGAUGAGGAGCUGCUGAUGCCUGUGGACGAUUACCUUUCCAUGAGGAGAACGGAGGAGAAAAUGAUGCUGGAGGACGAACUGGAGCUUGGCUUUUCUGCCUCUCCUACCCGCAGUCCCGUCCGCAUAGAGCGACGUGCCAGGGAACUUGAAGAGAGGCAGGAAGUGAGGUACGAGGCCGUCGAGGUCGCCGAGAUAAAGAAGAAACGCACAGUCUCUCAGUUCAUGAGGAGGAGAAGGUCACUUUCUCCCACAUACAUCGAGCUCAUGCGGCCAGUCUCAGAGCUGAUCAGACGGUCACGUUCCAGGCCGCCCGUGGAAGUAGAGGGAGAGGUCGUAGGGAGGAGGUCUCCGACCCCUGAGAGGACACGUCCACGCUCUCCGAGCCCCAUUAGGUCUGCUGAGAGGUCAUCUCGCUCCUCCUCCAGGUUUGAGCGGUCUGCCCGCUUUGACAUCAUGUCCCGCUACGAGGCCAGAAAGGCUGCCCUGAAGUCCGAGAGGAAGUACCAGGUGAUUAGUCAGACACCCUUCAGCCUGGACCAUAUGCCCCGCGUGACCGUCAGGAUGCGCUCUCAUCGCAUACCGAUUGGCCAAGACACCAAAUUCACCCUGAACAUCCAGAGCAAGCCAGAGGCCGAGGUCAAGUGGCUCCACAAUGGAACUGCAAUCUCUGAAAGCAGUGAGAAAUACAUCUUCACCAACAUGAGCGGUGUUUUGUCCAUCACUAUUCUAGACUGCCAGGAGGAGGACAGUGGCACAUACCGCUGUGUGUGCUCCAACUCUAAGGGAGAAGCUUCCGACUAUGCCACCCUCGAUGUGGCAGGUGGCGGCUACACCACCUUCUCCUCUCGCCGCAGGGAUGAAGAGGUUCCCAAAGGAUACAUCCCUGACGUCACUCGAAUUGACCACUAUCACACCAGCCACUUCAAAGCUGGCUAUGCUUCCGAGACCCACCUUCAGGUGGAGGAGAGCAAAUCUAAGCUCACCGAGACCCGCGAGGUUGUGACACGUGAAAGGUAUGCUGCCUCCUCUGAGAGGUACUCCUCUGCUGAGAGGUAUGAUUCAUCCAUCAAGUAUGCCUCUGCCGAUUACCUGUCAUCUGAUUCCUCCUACUCAUCGGAAAAGUUCUCUCUGACCGGGAAACGCACCAUGUCUGAAGCUAAAGGAAAGUUAUCUUCUGCUGAUGUUGCUGAGGAAGUUGUUGUCCACAAGGUGAAGCCUUCUCUUCCUGCCAAAAUCCUCACCAAGCCCCAGUCUGUGACAGUUGCAGAGGGAGAGACAGCCAGAUUCUCCUGUGACAUCGAUGGGGAACCUGCACCAACUGUGACAUGGAUGCACGAGAGCAGAACCAUCAUCUCAUCUCACCACAUCCAGGUCACCACCACUCAGUACAAGUCUAGCAUGGAGAUCUCCUCCGUGACGGCUUCUGAUGAAGGCCGUUACACGGUGGUGGUAGAGAACUCAGCAGGCAGGCAGGAGGCUCACUUCACCCUGACCAUCCGCAGACCAGCUCCCAAACAGGAGGUCAAGGCUGUCAAAUCCCCCGAGCCAUUUGUGAAGUCGCCCACUCCCAGUGUGAAGUCACCAGAGCCUUCAGUCACAUCACCUGCUCCCUCCAUAGCUUCACCUGUCCCCAGCAUCAAGUCCCCUGAGCCCGUAACGUCUCCGACUCCAAGUGUGAAGUCGCCAACGCCGAGUGUGAAAUCUCCUGAACCUGAGAGAGUUAAGUCACCACAGGGUAUACAAUCCCCUGAACCCAGACACAAGUCACCACCACCAGUCAAGUCCCCGGAGAGAGUAAAGUCACCCGAACCUGAGGAAGCUAAAUCACCUCGGGGAGUCAAAUCUCCAGAACCUGCACGGAUCAAAUCACCAAUAGGAAUCAAAACACCAUUAGGUGUCAAAUCCCCUGAACCUUCAGGCAUCAAAUCACCAAGAGGUGUCAAAUCCCCAGAACCUGCAGGAAUCAAAACACAAAGAGGAAUCAAGUCCCCAGAACCUUCAGGCAUCAAAUCACCAAGGGCCUUGAAGUCCCCUGAGCCAGAGGGAAUCAAAUUACCUUCGAGGGUGAAGUCUCCUCCUCCCAUCAUAUCCCCCAAGAGGGUUGUGUCUCCAUCCACCGUCAAAUCCCCAAUCCCGGAACCUCCCAAGGUCCUGAGUCAGCUGAAGGCCGAGGCCAGUGAGGGCUCGGUGAGGAUGUCCUGUGUCUGCGACAGCAGCGUCAGGGGGGCGGUGUGGUACGUGAACAGAAGGAGGCUUUCACAGAGCAUCCGCUUUGAGAUGCACUACUCUGAGGGUUCCUGCAGCCUUCUGAUCCACGAUCUGGCAGACAGUGAUCAGGGAGAGUACACCUGUGAGAUGACGUCAGAGGGAGGAAUGUCCAAAUCCUCCUUCUCCUUCAGCGGACAGGUCUUCCAGUCCAUGCGCAUGAAGAUCGCAGCCUACCGUGAGCAGCAAGUGGCUCUUAAAGGAUCGAUGGCGAUGAGCCACAAGGAGUCGUCGUCCUCCUCCAUGAGCUCAUCCAUGAUGAUGAAGAAAGAAGUGCACAUGAUGGCGGAGUCGUCUUCCUUCUCCUCCUCAUCCGCCCAGCAGUCCAUGAUGUCGUCCAUGAUGGAGUCCAGCUCCAUCAGCAGCAUGGCAGCUGAGAUGAAGCUUGAGACCAUGUCCAUGUCCAGCAUGUCCUCCAUGGCAUCCGAGACGUACGCCAUGAGCUCCGGCAGCUCCUCCCACAUGGAGGGAUCCUCCUUCAGAGCAAUCGGUUCUGCUCCCAGGAUCGAGGCUCUGCCGGAGGACAUCAGCAUUGAGCCGGGCAAAGUCCUGACCGUCACCUGCGCCUUCUCCGGCGAGGCCAAACACAUCCAGUGGUCCCGCAGCGGCAGAACCAUCGAGGAGACGGACGGCGGACGCUUCCAUAUCGAGACCUCGGAAGACCUGACCACCCUCAUCAUCACCGGCGUGAAGGAGGAAGACGCAGGGACCUACACCCUGAAGCUGGCCAGCGAGCUCGGCUCCGACACGGCGACCGUUCACAUCAGCAUUCGAUCGGUGUAGAAACAGAAAGGAAUGUGAUCUCCACACUCCCCCUCUUCCCGCGCCUUUUUAAUUUAUUAAUCGAGCAAAAAUAAUCGACACGAUAAAGAUCUGGAUUUCUGUUCUUGUAAAUAUGAACUAUUUUUGUACCAAUCUUGACAUUAAUUUA